UCCUCAUUCCUUCUACACUAGACGCUGUUUGCACCGUGAUAUUGGGAUGUGUUUGGAUGUAGCCGCCGAGCUGGUCGCUAACUGCUGAGCUAAGUUAGCCAUUGCCACUAAUUAAUGCUAUUGUUAGCAUGCUAUUUCAGUGUGUUUAGUGUACUGCCUGUAACUGAGAUGUUUUUUUUGCUAUGCAUUUGCGUUUAUUUAGCUAACUGCUAGCUUAAUAAGCAUUGCAGUCGGGUAGAUGAAUAUCAAUAAUUAUUCACAAAAAGGUAAAUUCGCUAUUUGAGAAGUGUGUGUCAAACUGGUAGCCUUUCAUUCCUCAGGACCCAGGAAGUAACUCUCAGUUUCAAAAAGGUUGGUCACUCCGGUCUAAAACAGAAAUGCAAAAAAAAAAAAAAUAAGUAUUAUAACUCUUAAUGCUCAGUGCAUUUUACUGCAUUUAGUGAUGCUGGGAAAUCCCAUAAAAUUCACUCAAAACAUGUGAAUUCAUCUUAAAUGAUAUGGUGUUUUUGAACGCAAGUCCUCAUUUCUCAUAAAAUAGCUCAAGUCUGAUUCAAAUAAUCUGCUAUGAAAGGAAGCAUCCAUUAAUCGUCUGGAACCAGCUGACUUCAGGCAAGAAUUAAAUAAAGCAGUGUUAGAUAAAUAGAUUUUCAGACAUGUAUGCUAUCACUUAACUUGAUUUAAAUUUUGGCUCUGACAAAACAGAAAUAUACAUCACCCUGCCCUAUAAUUUGUCUUUCUUUCAAUAAAAAUAUGGUAAAAUGGGUGUAUUUCAGACAUGGUGAGACAUGGUGAUUAAUCACCAUCAAUUAAAAUAGUGAUUAAUCUGAUAAAAAAUUUCAAUCAUCAAAAGUUAUAAUCUGUUAAGUUGUUUGGGCCGGUGACACAACUUCCGCUCAUGAUGUCAUCAGAGGUUCACCUGACCAAGUCACCUAUGACCCCUUUUGCUUUACCACACCACCUCUGUCUCGUCCAGUACAGUCUAGCUGAGUGCAUUAAAAUGGACCGGAGGCCGGUAGAGUACCGUGAGGUAUCGUAGAGUCAGUGACCAAAGGCCCUUACAAAAGGCUAUCUCAAUGUGGGGGAUGUGGGGUGCUUUACAGACGGAAGCAGCUGUCAGUCCAACUUGUAUAAACGUGACCCCUCCCGACACCCAAUCCCGCAAUGAGGUCUUGCCGGCUGGCCAAUGAUAUGCUCUGGCCGUGUGACAUCAUUGACGUAUAAAGACCCCCUCCCGAGCACCCAGUCCCUCUGAGCAGGCUCAGCGUUCCCGGCCCGGACGCCUCGGCUGGAGGGAGCGCUGUGAGGAGGAAAAACAAAACUACACGGCUAAGAGAGCCUGUAGUUUUGUUUUUUUUUUGUUUUUCGAGGCUUGAGGUUCGCUUCUUUUUGCUUUGGACUGUUGGACUAAAAUCGGAUUUAGGACCUUUUGGACAUCCCCCUGACUCCCCCCCCUUCCCCUGGCAUCCGUGACUGACAGGGAGCCAAGCAACAUGUCGACACAAGCGCCGACUUUCACGCAGCCGCUGCAGAGCGUCGUGGCACUAGAGGGUAGUGCCGCCACGUUCGAGGCGCAAGUUAGUGGUUCCCCAGUUCCUGAGGUGAGCUGGUUUCGUGAUGGCCAGGUUCUUUCCGCUGCUGCUUUGCCCGGCAUUCAGAUCUCGUUCAGCGACGGCCGCGCUGUUCUGAGGAUCCCCGCCGUGACCGCCGCACACAGUGGAAGAUUUUCUGUCAGAGCAACCAAUGGAGCUGGACAAGCAACCAGCACUGCCGAACUCCUUGUGACAGCGGAGACGGCGCCUCCUAACUUCCUACAGAGACUUCAAAGCUCCACAGUGAGACAAGGGAGUCAGGUGAGACUCAACGUCCAAGUGACGGGCAUCCCGACACCUGUGGUUAAGUUCUAUCGCGAGGGAGCCGAGAUCCAGAGCUCGACCGACUUCAAGAUCCUCCAGGAAGGAGACCAGUACAGUCUGUUGAUUGCCGAGGCAUUCCCGGAGGAUUCCGGAACAUAUUCUGUGACUGCAACAAACAGCAGUGGCCGAGCCACGUCCACUGCUGAACUUCUGGUUCAAGGUGAAGAGGCUGUUCCUGCUAAGAAAACCAAAACCAUCAUCUCCUCAUCGCAGAUUGGUGUCCAGAGGAUGGAGGGCAGCUUCCAGACCACCACAAUGGAAAUGCACAUGGAAGGUGGAAUGAUUACUCAGCAGUUAGCUCACAGGACCCCCCCACGGGUCCCCCCGAAGCCCACCUCCAAAUCCCCACCGGCCUAUUUUGCCAAAGUGACCGGUGGACGCCAGCAGUCACCUUCACCUGUCAGACAUGUAAAAGGGCCGACGCCCACAGCCGUCAGACCCAUAUCUCCCUCCAGACUGUCUGUGUCCGUCUCUCCCAUCCGACCUGUGAAGUCCCCCAUCAUGACUCGCAAACAGGAAACAACUGUGGCCAGACACCUUGUGUCAGCCUCAUCAGAUGUGCUUCCACCGUGGAAGCAGGGUGACUACGUGGCCGAGGCUAGCUACACAAGCAUGACUAGCAUGACUAGCGUGACUAGCAUGAGCAGCGCCACUCGACUACAGGCGGGCAAACAGUGGGAGCAGCAGGUCACCGCCACCAGAGAGGCCGAGCAUGCGCCCCAGUCCGGUCGAAGUGUUGCCGUGGCGACUGUGAUGGCGGCCGUGGAUCAGGCCCGCAGCCGCAGGGCACCACCUGAUGCCGGUCUGCCCGCUGAGCAGCAGGCGGAGGGCAGCCAACAAACAAACAUGCCCACUAAAGAGGUUGUUGAAGUCGUACAGGCGGUGCACGAUGAUGGCCGGCAGACUGAAUGGAACGCCACACAGAUGGAAGUGAAACAACGGGUGGCAGGAGAGAAACAUUUCUCAGCUCCUAAAACCUUGCUGUCCGCGCAGAUUGAGACGACCACUCCCACCCGCGUGGAUGCUGGCUCCCCCUCACCUUCGCAUCCACAUUUCACCGUUUCUAAAGUUUCUGUUCCCAAAGCUGGCGCUAGUCGCGAGGUGUCUAUCACAGGCUCCGCCAUCGCCACUCUGCACAAAGAGAUGUCCUCUCCUACCAGACCCCAAAAGGUCAUCAAGCCGGUCAAGUCGCCUAGUCCGUCUCGCCGGGCAGUGCCAGAGGUUCAAGUGGCACCAGAGUUCCUUCCGCCGCCAUUUAAGACUCCCAAAUAUCAGAGUCAAUUUGAAGUGGGCAGGCUUUAUGCCGAGGAGGAGUUUGAGGACUGGGAGCCUCAGGAGGUGGUUGCAGUGCCCACCAGAGCCCAAGAGCCCGUUGUUCCACCCACUCUUGUUGCAGGCCUGAAGAACUUGACAGUGACUGAAGGCGAGUCGGUGACGCUGGAGUGCCAAAUCAGCGGCCAGCCCACCCCCGUCAUCAUGUGGUUUAGAGAGGAUUUCAAGAUCGAGAGCUCCAUUGACUUCCAGAUUAGCUACGAGCAGGGUUUUGCCCGACUGGUGAUCCGCGAAGCAUUUGCUGAGGACAGCGGCCGCUUCACCUGCACUGCCACCAGUGAAGCGGGAACAGUCAGCACUUCCUGCUACCUCCUGGUCAAAGUUUCAGAAGAACUUGAGAGCAGAGAAGAGACGAUGGCUGUCACGCAAGUGGAAAUGACUCAUGAGAAAACUGUUGCAGUUGAGACUAAAGAGCAAACUUCGGUGGAGGUGAGCACAGGCGAGCCCGCUGCUCCUUUCUUCAUCAAGAAGCCGAUGGUCCAGAAGCUAGUGGAGGGAGCUAGCGUCGCCUUUGAGUGCCAAGUGGGGGGAAACCCCAGACCUCAUAUCAUUUGGAAGAAGAACGGCAUCGUUCUCACCACUGGAUAUAGAUAUAAAGUGACCUACAAGAGAGAGACGGGCGAAUGCAGACUGGAGAUCUCCAUGACGUUCGCCGAUGACGCUGGAGAAUAUUCCGUCUUUGCCAAGAACUCACAUGGGGAAGCCUCAGCUUCCAUCAGCCUGCUGGAAGAAGAGGCGUACGAAACCUACAUGAAGCAGAUUGACUUGACCUAUAAAACUGAAGUGACGACAACAACAGUGGUUGAGGAGCCGUCGGUGGUUGUGAGUCAGCAAGAACUGGAACACAAGAGAGUGACACCAAUGAGCUUUGUCACAGAAACGGAAUUCUUCAUUUCGGCAUUUGAAGAGCGGAUCAUCCAGGAGAUUGAGCUCCGCAUUAUGAGAAUUAGCUAUAGAGAACUGGUGUCAGAGGACGGAGAACUGAUGGUGACUUCCUCAGAUGAGGAUGCGGUGCAGUCCACCUUUGAUACGCCAGUUAAAAACUACCGGAUCAUGGAGGGAAUGGGUGUUACUUUCCACUGCAAAAUGGCUGGAGUGCCAUUGCCAAAGAUUGCUUGGUACAAAGAUGGUCAGCGCAUACAACCUGGUGGACGAUACCAAGUGGAGGUUCUUCAGGAUGGACGUGCAAGUUUGCGUCUGCCAGUGGUUCUACCGGAGGAUGAGGGUGUGUACACCGCCUUUGCCGCCAAUAUGAAGGGGAACGCCGUCAGCUCUGGGAAGCUCUACGUGGAGCCUUCUGGAACAGUGUCACCUCAGAGAUACACGCCACAGCCAGCCAUGCAGAGGAUUCAAUCCACAUCUCCACGCUCUCUGAGCCGUUCGCCAGGACGUUCCCCAAGUCGUUCUCCCGGACGUUCUCCAGCCCGACGGUUGGAUGACACAGACGAGGCUCAGCUAGAAAGACUCUACAAACCUGUUUUCGUCAUGAAGCCGACUUCGCUAAAAUGCUCUGAGGGGCAAACUGCCAGAUUUGAUCUGAAGGUUGUUGGUAGACCCAUGCCUGACACAUACUGGUUUCACAAUGGACAACAAGUGGUAAAUGACUACACCCACAAGAUAGUAAUUAAGGAGGAUGGCGUUCAGUCCCUGAUCAUUGUCCCUGCAAUGCCGCAAGACUCUGGCGAGUGGACGGUUGUUGCUCAGAACCGAGCAGGACGAACCUCCAUCUCUGUGACUCUUACUGUUGAAGCACGAGAAAGCCUGACGAGGCCUCAUUUUGUUGACAAGCUAAGGAACUUAACAGUAAAACAGGGAACACUGGUUGAAUUGGCUGUUAAAGCUAUUGGAAACCCGGUGCCUGACAUCGUCUGGCUGAAAAACAGUGACAUCAUAAGCCCACACAAGCACCCACAUAUCAAGAUUGACGGCACUAAGGGAGAGGCCAAAUUCCAGAUCCCAUCUGCUUCCGGAUCAGACAGUGCUUGGUACACAGCCACAGCGAUCAACAAGGCUGGCAGGGACACCACCCGCUGCAGAGUCAACGUGGAGGUGGACUUUACUGCACCGCAAACAGAGAGGAAGCUCAUUAUUACCAAAGGAACCUACAAAGCCAAAGAGAUUGCCGCUCCUGAGCUGGAGCCUCUUCAUCUCCGUUAUGGUCAGGAGCAGUGGGAAGAGGGAGACCUUUAUGACAAAGAGAAGCAGCAGAAACCCCAAUUUAAGAAGAAACUGACCUCCAUUCGAAUGAAGAAGUUUGGCCCCGCUCAUUUUGAGUGCAGGCUGACCCCUAUUGGUGACCCCACCAUGGUGGUGGAGUGGCUUCAUGACGGCAAACCCCUGGCAGCAGCUAACAGGCUCCGCAUGGUCAAUGAAUUUGGUUAUUGCAGUCUUGACUAUGAAGUCGCUUAUGCUAGAGACAGUGGUGUCAUCACCUGCAGAGCCACUAACAAGUUUGGAGUGGACCAAACCUCGGCCACUCUGAUUGUCAAGGAUGAAAAGGGUCUAGUUGAGGAAAGCCAGCUUCCUGAAGGAAGGAAGGGAGCUCACAGAAUUGAUGAGAUUGAGCGCAUGGCUCACGAGGGAGGACCUGCUGGAGUCAGCACUGAUGAGGAAUCUGAAAAGACCAAACCCGAAAUUGUCCUACUUCCCGAGCCAGCCAGAGUGCUGGAAGGUGACAUUGCUCGAUUCCGCUGCAGAGUGACCGGUUAUCCUGCACCCAAAGUUAACUGGUACCUUAAUGGACAACUUAUCCGAAAGAGCAAGAGAUACAGACUUCGUUAUGAUGGUAUUUACUACUUGGAAAUCGUUGACAUCAAGUCCUAUGAUUCAGGGGAGGUCCGGGUGGUUGCAGAUAACCCUUUGGGUACAACAGAGCAUAUUGUGAAGCUGGAAGUCACACAGAGAGAGGACUUUAGAGCUGUCCUACGUCGUGCUCCAGAACCCAAAGUAGCAGAAGUUCCACAUGAGUCUGGCCGAAUUGGUUUUGGUGUUGUGAAGGUGGACCAACCUGUUGAGGCCACACAAGACAGAGAAGUUGUCAAACUGAGGAAGACACAGAGAAUUGUUCAUGAGAAAACCUCAGAGGAGUCCGAGGAGCUUAAGAGCAAGUUCAAGCGCAGAACAGAAGAAGGCUUCUAUGAGUCUAUUUCUGCAGUGGAAUUUAAGUCUCGAAGGAGGGACGACUCCUACGAGGAUUUGUUGAAGAAGACUAAGGAUGAGCUGCUUCAUCACCUGAAAGAAAAAGAGGAGGCUGAGAGGAAGAAAAUGGAGGAGCAGGGAACAGUGACCAUCCCCACCAUCAAACCUGAGAGGAUCCAGCUCUCCCCCAGCAUGGAAGCCCCCAAGAUUCUUGAACGCAUCGCAAGUAAGACCGUUGUUCCAAUGGACGAGGUUCGUUUCCGACUUCGAGUCGUGGGCAGACCAGAGCCUGAGUGCCAGUGGUUCAAAAAUGGUAUUGAACUGGAGAAGUCUGACCGCAUCUACUGGUACUGGCCAGAAGACCAUUUGUGUGAGCUUGUGAUCCGAGACGUCACCACGGAAGAUUCUGCCAGCAUCAUGGUCAAAGCUGUGAACAUCGCUGGAGAGGCUUCAAGCCACGCCUUUCUGCUGGUGCAAGCCAAAGCAGCUGUUAGCUUUACCCAAAACCUGGAGGAUGCGAGCGCCAAUGAGAAGGACACCAUGGUGACAUUUGAGUGUGAAACCAGCGAACCGUUUGUCAAAGUGAAAUGGCUGAAGAACAACUCGGAGAUCUUUUCUGGUGACAAAUAUAGAAUGCACUCUGAUAGGAAGGUUCACUUCCUGUCUGUGCUGAUGAUCGAAAUGAGGGAUGAUGCCGAGUACACCUGCGUGAUUGCAGAGGAUGAGAGCAUCCGCACAAAUGCAAGGCUUUAUGUCGAAGGUGCUGCAUUAGAGCUUAUAAAAAACCUGGAGAACAUUGAAGUUCCCGAGACAUACUCUGGAGAGUUUGAGGUGGAGUUGUCUCGUGAAGAUGCUGAGGGGAGCUGGUUCUUUGGAGACAAAGAGCUGUCUCCCAGCAGUAAACAUGUCAUCUCCUCCCGACGGGGAAGACACACUCUGACUGUGAAGGACGUCAAGAAGGAAGACCAGGGGAAGUACACCUUUGUAUGUGGAGAACUGAGGACCAGUGCGUCACUAAAGAUGAAAUUGCGCCCAGUGACAUUGAUCCAGCCACUAAGCGACCUCACAGUCUGUGAAGGUGACAUUGCUCAGCUGGAGGUCAAGUUCUCCCAGGAGAACGUUGAGGGAACCUGGAUGAAGAACGGCCAAGCCAUCUCUUCCUCUGACCGCAUCCACAUCGUCAUUGACAAAGCUGUGCACAAGCUCCUGGUGGAGAACAUCACUCAGGAAGAUGCAGCUUCAUAUUCCUUUUCGGUGCCGUCCCAGUACAUCACCACCUCAUGCAAACUCCUUGUCCAUACCAUUGACAUCGUGGUGCCCCUAAAAGAUGUGACUUCCAUUGAAGGCACCAAGGCCGUUUUAGAAGCUAAGAUCUCUGCCCAAGAUGUUGGGUCGGUCAAAUGGUAUCACAACGACAAACCCAUGAUGGCCAGUGACAGGAUCCAAAUGGUGGCAAAAGGAGCCAAGCAGCGACUUGUCUUUAACAGAACCUUUGCCUCGGAUGAAGGACACUACAAGCUGGUGGUUGGGAAGGUCUCCAGCAGCUGCAGUCUUACUGUGGAACAAGUUCACAUUGUAAAAGACAUGGAGGACAAAGUGUGCUCUGAGUCUCAAAACGUCACCUUUGACGUUGAAAUUUCUCACGCUGGUAUCGAUCCAGUCUGGACCUUCAGGAACCAACAGCUUAAGCCUGGACCCAAAUACAAGAUGGAGUCUAAAGACAAGGUUCACUCUCUGACUGUCAUCGACACCAUGAAGGACGAGGAGGGACAGUACACCUUCCACGCUGGUCAAAAAACUUCUAGUGCUAAUCUCACUGUCUCUGGUGGUGCCAUCACCCGUCCCUUGCAAGAUGUGACGGUAGCUGAGUCACAGACUGCAGAAUUGGAGUGUGAAGUCGCCAAUGCUAAUGCUGAGGGCAAAUGGUUGAAGGAAGGUCAGCCAGUGGACUUCAACGACAAUGUGGUGAGUGAGGUACUGGGAGCCGUCCGACGUCUCGUCAUCGUCAUCACUCGACCUCAAGAUGUGGGGGAGUACACCUACCAAGUGGCCAACUCUAAAACCUCCGCUAACCUCAGGGUGGAGGCGGUGAAGAUAAAGAAAACUCUCAGGAACCAGACUGUGACUGAGACACAGGAAGCGGUUUUCACGCUGGAGCUCACCCACGUCGAUGUUAAAGGAGCUCAGUGGAUCAGGAACGGCGUGGAGCUUCACAACAGCGACAAGUAUGAGAUAACUUCUCAGGGCAUGGUCCAUACGCUGAAGGUCAAGAACUGCAACACGCAGGAUGAGAACGUUUACUCCUUUAAACUGGGAAAACUGACCGCUAACGCUCGACUCAAUGUUGAGACCAUCAAGAUUGUGAAGAAGAUCAAGGAUGUAACGUCUUUGCUAGAUGGCACCAUCUCCUUUGAGAUGAGUCUAUCACAUGACAACAUCCCGGUCAGGUGGAUGCAUAAAGGGGUGGAGCUGAAGUCCAGCGAAAGGUGCAAGAUCCUCUCGGAGCGCAAAGCUCACAAACUGGUUCUCCAAAACGUGGAUAGCAGCAAUGAAGGAGAGUACACGGCAGUGGUUGGACACUUGCAAUGCAGCGCCACACUUACCGUCGAAGCUCUUCGAGUGACCAAACCCCUGAAGAGCGUGGAGGUGCCGGAGACACAGGUGGCCACCUUUGAGUGUGAAGUGUCUCACUUCAACGUCCCCUCCACCUGGCUGAAGAACGGCGUGGAGAUUGAGAUGAGUGAGAAGUUCAGGAUCGUGGUCCAAGGAAAACUCCAUCAACUGAAGAUCAUGAACACCAGCAGGAACGAUUCAGCCGAGUACACAUUUGUGUGCGGGAAUGACAAAGUCUCUGCCACACUCACCGUCAGCCCCGUCUUGAUCACCUCCAUGCUGAAGGACCUGAACGCUCAGGAGCGAGACACCAUUACCUUUGAGGUCACCGUCAACUACGAGGGCAUCACCUACAAGUGGCUGAAGAAUGGCAUUGAGAUCAAAUCCUCAGACAGAUGCCAAGUCCGAAGCCGGCAGCUCACACACUCACUCACUAUUCGUAACGUUCACUUUGGAGAUGGAGGAGAGUACCAGUUUGUGGCUGGCUCUUCUGCCAGCGCUGCCAACUUGUUUGUUGAAGCUCGUGUAAUUGAGUUCACCAAGAAGAUCAAGGACAUAAAAAUCACAGAGAAGAAGAAGGCGAUAUUUGAAUGUGAGGUGUCUGAACCAAACAUCCAAGUUAUGUGGAUGAAGGACGGUCAGGAGCUGGAUAUGUCAGAGGAAAGGUAUGUCGUGACGGCAGAGAAGUAUGUUCACCGGCUCAUGAUCCAGACCGUACGCAUGUCCGAUGCUGGAGAGUUUUCAGUGGUAGCUGGCUCAAGUGUCUCAAAGGCUCAGCUCAUCGUGGAAGGUCGUGACAUCCGCAUCUCUGAGCCGGCUGAACGAGUAGUCACGGUUCUGGAGAAACACAGAGCAACUUUUGAAUUUGAGGUUAAUGAGGAUGACAUUGAAGGGCGUUGGCUGAGGAACGGCCUGGAGAUCCAGUUCUCAGUGGAGGAGCGGUUCAGCUAUGUUGCCAUUAGAAAGCUCCACCGUCUUACCAUCUCUGAAACUUAUCGGAGCGACUCUGGCGAGUACACCUUCAUUGCCGGCAAGAACAGAAGCACAAUCAACCUGAGAGUGAACAUCCCAGAACCGCCUCAAAUCCUCCGCCACAUGGAGGCCCAGUCAGUGGAGGCAGGCAAGCCGGCUCGCUUCUCUGUGGAGGUGAGCGGUGUUCCUCAGCCUCAGGUCUUCUGGUACAAGAACUCGCAAGCGCUGUCUCCGGGCUUCAAGUGCAAGUUCCUCCAUGAUGCCAACGAACACACCCUGCUGCUGAUCGAGGUCUUCCCAGAGGAUGCAGCCAUCUAUACCUGUGAGGCCAAAAAUGACUAUGGCGUCGCCACCAGCACUGCUACACUCAAUGUGGAAGUGUCGGAAGUGGUUUCUCCAGACUCUGCUGCUUCUGUUGCACCGCCUGUUCUCAUCUCACCCAUUGCCAGCACUUCCACUCGUGAGGGAGAACCAGCUCGAUUCCAGUGCAGAAUUCGAGGAGAUGAUGUGAAGAUCAGCUGGUUCCACAAAGAAAAGGAGAUCAAACAGUCAGACUUCUUCAGGAUGUCUCAGUUUGAUGACAGCUGUCAGUUGGAGAUCGCCAGAGUUUACCCGGAGGAUGAGGGCGAGUACACGUGUGUGGCCAGCAACAAUGCCGGAACUGCAUCCAGCUCGGCUACCCUCACUCUGGACGGACAAAAACAAUCACUGGACACUCUGCAACACACCGAGUGGCAUGUCCCCACUACACUCAGCAGUCAACAACCCGCCACUAGCCAAAAGCCAAUUUUCAUCCAGCCGAUCACAAGCUGCUCAGUGCCACAUGGGGAGGUGGCCCGCUUUCACGCAUGUCUCUCCGGCACACCCAUUCUGGAGAUAAGUUGGUUCCACAACCGGCAGCCAAUUCUUCCCACCAAGAACGUGGUGUUCCAUUAUGACGAGGUGACUAGCACCGCCACCCUCAUCAUAGUGGACGCUUUCCUUGAGCAUGCGGGCCAGUACACCUGCAGGGCGGCCAAUCCCGCGGGAGAGGCCGCCUGCUCAGCCAUGCUGGUCAUCUCCAAUGCAGAAGAAUUAGAAGUGAGCCGUGUCAGAGAGCAGAUCGAAGCCACUAUUGAGCAGGAAGUCAAAGAACUUUCUAGCACCACCGUGACCACAGUGGAGGAAGAAGAGGAAACCUACUACACUGGUGUCCAGUUACCACAGAAAACAAAAACACUUGAACUCAUGCCAGAGUCUAAACGCUACUCUUCCACUUUAGAGAAGAAAAAGGAAAAACCAGUUUUUCUCAGCCAGCUCGCUCCAGUAGCAGUUACCUCAGGAGAGACCGCCACAUUUACUGUCAAGGUGUCCGGCACACCAAAGCCAAAAGUUCAGUGGUGUCACGAUGGGAAAGUGAUCAAGAGCUCUUCUAGAUAUAAACUGACAGAGGAGAAGGAAGUAUUUACAUUAAUUAUUACACAGGUCACAUCUGAAUAUGAGGGCGAAUAUUCCUGCACUGCUUCCAACAGAUAUGGCCAGACAACAUGCACCACGUACCUGGAAGUAAAAAAGGACGAUAUUAGCCAGGCACAGAAAUGGGUUGAGAAAAUGUUUAAAAUUACAGGCCAAGCUCCAACUUUCUCAGCACAGAUCCAACCUAUGAGAUGCUCAGAAGGGGGUGAUGCUCAUUUUAAUUACACAGUCAUUGGUGAGCCAGCCCCUAAAGUUAAGUGGUACAAAGGUGCCUUCGAGAUCCAGUCAAGUAAAAACUGCAUCAUUACAGCCAACCCAGAUGGAUCUGGCUUUAUUACUAUUAGGAGUGUCAAACAAGAAGACAGUGGCAUGUACACAUGCACAGCUUCCAACCAGUUUGGGGAAAUGUCUACCAGUGCUGAACUGGUUGUGCUUAGAGAAUCUGUGUCAAGCAAACAGGAAAAGCUGACAGUAAUUCAGAAGAAAGGUUAUAAGGUUUCUGUGACGGAGCAGGCGACAGAGUCCCGCCUGUACCAGGUCAAUCUGCCAGGUCACGACAAGGCAAGAUCAGAUCAGAUGGUUUACACCAUAGGCACAGAGGACCGUCAGAUUAUUCCCAGCGAGCAAGUGGGCUCGCUUACAGAGCUUGAUAUCUCCGCUGCUUCUAUUCAGCGUGAGCAUGUGACCCAUCAGGCAGCAGUCCUUCAGUGUCAUGAGGUAGAGGAAAGGGUGUCAGUGGUCCUCACACCCCCGCCACAGGUUUCAGCGGUUCCUCAUAAGCAGCUUCACAUGGCGGCAUUUACUUCAUCUGUUGAAGAGAGUCAGGAUCUCACAGAGCAGCACUGUGAUCGCAUUCAGAGUCCAGAGGUCAUUGAGCUCCAGGCAGCCAAAGAAGCGAGAUCAAAAGUUAUGUCAGCUGUUGCCGAGGAGCUCACCCCACUUUCUACCACAAGCAUUGAGCCACUGGCUGACAGAAAGUCUGCUUUGAUAAAGCCAAUCCCAGAACCCAAACAUCUAGUUAGCGGGCAUCAAGUGGAGUCACCAUUAUCAAUUGUGAAAGAACAAUCUCAACACCUCCCCAGACCACAAGAAGAGAAAGGUUACAAGGUUAAAGAGGGUGUUAAAAUUUUAUAUUCCGCCCAGUCUACAGAAAAAUAUAAGCUUGCAGAGGGUCACACCACAGAACUAGCUACAGCAGAUUCUGCUAUGAAGACACCUGUCAAGCAAGAGCAACAAAGUUCAAUUCUGGCUUCUGUCAGCGAAUCCAAGCAAACUUUGGCUAAGGAGAUUACAUUCUCCAUGCAGAGGCCAGCUGAGGAAACUGCCCUUCUCUCUAAGGAUAGAAUAAUGAAGGUUGGUGUAACCGCAGAAGAAAAGUGCACACUUCAUGCUGAGUGUUCUGAGCAGUUGCCUUCUUUAGAUAGUACCACAUCCAUUCAGUCCCAGUUAGAGGGAGAGCAGGUGUUACACCUGCAAGUUAUCAGUGACCAAGACUUACUUCCCUCCGAGACCAGUUUCACUUGUGAGAAACCAGACUCGCAGCAGGCAGGUACCAGGAGGAGUCCCACAGUGUUGCAUACUGUCAGCCAGGAUGAACAGAGGACAGUCAUUUGUGAGGAUACAUCUGACUUUAAGGCCAGAGCUAGCGCUAUUUCCAUUCAACCAGAUAAGGAACCCCCCUCUCUGCUCCACCUCCAGUCGAGCCAGUCCAUUGAAGUGCUGCCCAAAGAAGGUAUUCUUAUAACAACAAAGCCUGAGCAACAAUUAGCAACACAGAAACCAGAAAAGGCUCGCAGCCAUGCAGCUAUCUCAGAGGAGAAACGAGAGUUCACAGCAGAUCAGCACUCAGAGCUUGGAUUGUCCGUGACUGGAGUUCAGUCUCAGCUUCGAACUGAGCCACGGCCUCAAAACAUCCUCCAGCUGUCAUUCCAGCCCAUGCAGUUGCCAAAGGAGACGCCAGUCACUUCUGACAUUAAGCAGCAACGUGCAUUAGUACAAAAGGAGGAUCGCUGGAAUGUUAUGCACCUCACCAGCAUGGUAGACAGUCAAGUAUUAGAAGCAGGGCACACUGACACUCUUGCAGCCGUAGACAUCGUCACCUGCCAGACAACUUUAGAAGCAAAAGUUUCCACUGAGCCAGUUCAAAUUGAGGAGAAGGAGAUUUGCACAGAGAGCACUGCCCUUCUUGAAGCUGCAGAGCAGGACUUUGCUGUGCAGAUCCAGGAAGGCCAGUCAGUCAGGCAGUCGAUAGUAAUGGAUGAGAAGCAAGUAUUGACAGGAGAGCUCUCUCAAGAGCUCACCAAGUCUGAGUCCGCCAAAGUCACUGCUACUAAGCAACCAAAGCUGUCCAUGCGAGCAUCAGAAUCCAAAGACAGCACGACUCUUCCCAAAGAAAUUACAUUUGUUCUUCAGAUACCAAAGCCAUCAAAUGUGAAUGUACGUCGACAGCUCAGAGACGCACUUCAGUCUGCUGUCGCCAAAGAGCAGCCGGUUUUACUUGCUGAUAUUACAGGAAAGCUCCAGGCUAUAGAGAUACAUGAAGUCAAAGUCCAGAGAGAACCAAAAUGCACCAUGUUUACCUACCUGAUCACAUCAACCAGCACACCUUUGGAGAUCACUCUGGCUUUUGAGGGUGAAUAUCCUCAGAUAGCUGACCUCAGAACUGAACUUCAGGCAGCUUUUCACUCUAUCGUGCACCAGGAGGCCCAUCUUUUGACUUCAGAUCAACCCGGCACUAUGCAGUUAGACAAACCUCAGAGAGCACAGCUCACGUCAGCCCACUCAAAACAAAUUAAUUCCUCCAUUGUGCAGACAGUAAGUGUGGAAGAAAGCUCCGUGGAUUUCACUGCUGUUGAAUCCCAGGCAGCGGCCCUCAGAACAGAGUCUGAAAUGUUGGCGGAACGUGCCUCAGCUCAGCAGCAGAUUGUAGUCCAGGAAUCCAGGGAAGCAAAGGUGGCACAAGCUGUCUCAUCGAAGGUCCAAAUUUCCUCCGAGGCCACCAUGGCCUUUGAAGAGUCGAUGGUGGUAUCAAGACACGAGGUAAGGUCCACAACGAAGACUCAAGAAAAGACUGAAGAGACCGCUGCAUUCACAAGCAUCUUAUCGACCACCACCACCUCCUCUGAACUGACUCAGGAUGUCAGCAUACAAAAGGAGCAUAUGGUGGAAGUUUUCAAAGAGGAGAUGUCACUUUUAAGGAGAGAACAAAAAGAAUGUCCCUUAAUAGUCGCCACUUUGGAAGACUUAACAGUUGAGGAAAAUAGUGAAGUAACAUUUAGCACCACCAUUAAUUACGUCACAAAGGUAAAUUGGUUUUUCAAUGGACAAUUGGUGAAAUCUGGCAAUGAGUUCAAGUGUUUCACAGACGUCGACACACACUCACUGGUAAUCAGCAAAGUUGUCAAGGACAAACAUCAAGGAGAAUUUGUUUGUGAGGCUGAGAAUGAAGCUGGCAGAACAACAACAUCUUCAAGACUCACAGUGGUCUCACGAGUGCCACCCAUCUUUAGGCAGAAAAUCACUCCUCUGGAGAUAAAUGUCGGCAGCCAAGCAAAGUUUGAAUGUGAGAUUGAGGACGCCCCAAGUGUGACCUUCAAAUGGUACAAGUCUGGCAUGGAGAUCAGACAGAGCGAGAAGUACCGGAUCAUCAGCCGACACACCGGAUCUUCUCUGGAGAUCUUGAAUGCAGUUAAAGCCGACAGUGGAGAAUUCAGUUGUAAAGCUACAAACCAGCAUGGAGCUGACAGCUGCAGUGCCUCUAUCACGGUUACUGAAAUGUACCCACCACUAUUUGUAUCAAAACCAGAGCCAAUGACUUCCUAUGUGGGAAAAGCAGCUGUGCUCCAGUGUUCACUCACUGGAUCCUCACCCAUAGAAGUGGUCUGGCACAAAGACAACAUUGCCAUCUUGCCCUCUGACCACCAUGUCAUGAAAUAUGACAAGAACAAGUAUUCCCUCCACAUUACCAAUCUUGAGCUGGAUGACCAGGGAGUAUACUUGUGCAAGGCGUCCAACAGUGUUGGCACUGCUACUUUUAGCACAGAGCUAAAGGUAAUCAACAAGCCCAAAUUCAUUAGGACCAUUGAGCCAGCAUCAGCAGCUGUCAAUGAACUGCUGAGGUUGGAGUGCCAGCUGGAUGAGGACACGUGUGUGACUGUCAGCUGGACCCGGGAUGGCAAAAAGGUCCACCAGAGCCUUGAGUGUAGGCUGUCUUUUGAAGACAAGGUGGCCGUUCUUGAGAUACCAAAGUCCAAAGUGAAGGACUCGGGAAUGUAUGUGUGCACAGCCUCAAAUGAAGCGGGCAGCACUUCCUGUGAGGCUUUGGUGACAGUUCAAGAGCCUCCUAGUUUUGUCAAGAAAGUGGAGCCAAGUGUGACAUGGAAGCAAGGGAUAGCUGCACGCUUGCACUGCACCAUAAAAGGUUCUCCAGAACUACACAUCCACUGGUUCUGGAAUGAGAGCGAGCUGAGCUCUGGAGAGAAACAUAAAAUGUCUUUCACAAACGGGACUGCCACUUUGGAGAUAAUAAACGUUCAGGUCACAGAUAGCGGGAGCUACACCUGUGAGGUGUCAAACAAUGCAGGCAGCGAGAGUUGCAGUGCCACUGUAGCAGUUAAAGAGCCACCAUCCAUUAGGAAAGAACUGCAGACUGUGGAGGUGGUGAAAGGCACAACCGCUCAACUGGAAUGUGAAAUUGCAGGAAGUUCUCCCUUUGACAUCACUUGGUCGAAAAAUAAGAAAGCCAUCAGUGGCAGUAACAAAUAUAAAGUAAUCUCCCAAGAGUCCAUGUCGAGGUUGGAGAUACAGCCGUUUGAAAGUGCAGAUGUGGGCGAUUAUCAGUGUGUCAUAUCCAAUGAUGUCGGCAAGGUCACCACUAAGGCUGUAGCUAAACUUAAAGAGCCACCAACCUUCUCAAAGAGGGUUGAGAGUGUGACGGCAGUGUUGGGAAAUAGAGUGAAACUCCAGGGAACUCUGAAGGGCUCAACUCCCAUGACAGUCAAAUGGAUGAAAGACUCUGAAAUACUGAGAGAUGAUGAUCCAAACAUCAGCAUGGCAUUUGAGAACAAUGUUGCAAGUUUGACCAUCUCAGUCGUGGCCAUUAGCCAUGGCGGUAAAUACCUGUGCCAAGCCGAGAAUGAAGCUGGUCAACAAAAAUGCGAAGCUGCCCUGACAGUACAUGAACCUGCUAGAAUUGUAGAACCGGCAGAGUCCAUCAGUGUCACUGCCGGUGAUUCAGCCAUGCUGGAAUGCACCAUCUCCGGAAGCCCAGACUUGAAGGUCAAGUGGUUUAGAGACGGCAAAGAGAUGAUCAGUGGACGCAAAUAUAAGAUGAGCCAGAAGGACAAUGUCAUCUCCAUGAAGAUUCUUAAAGCAGAGAAAGGAGACAGCUCUGAGUACAAGAUGGAGGUUUCAAAUAAAGUUGGGAAAGACCAGUGCACAUGCUCAGUUACAGUUCUAGAUCGUAUAAUGCCGCCAAACUUCACCAAGUUCCUAAAAAGAGUUGAUGGUAACAUUGGUAGUGACAUCGUCCUGGAGUGUAAGGUGUCUGGAUCUCAGCCUAUCACCAUCACUUGGUUCAAAGACGAACAGGAAAUUGAGUCUGGAGCCAAGUUUUGUCCUGAAUUUAAGGAGAGCUCUGCCACACUGACAAUCACUAGGCUGGAGAAAGCCGACUCCGGAGUUUAUAAAUGCAAAGCCACCAACUCAGCUGGCCUUAAAGAAACCAGUGGCACACUUUACGUCAAAGAGCCACCUGUAUUCACAGCAACACCCGACAAUCAGGAUGUUAUACCUGGAACGACAGUUUGCCUUCAAGCUGCUUUCACUGGAACACCUCCUUUAUCUGUGAAGUGGUUCAGAGACGAUAGGGAGAUGAUCAGUGGAGGUACCUCUUUCAUCAAGAAAGAAGCUUCGUCAAGCACAUUGGAGCUUCCCUCUGUGAAGCCCAGCGACUCUGCUACAUAUACCUGCCAAGUGUCAAAUGAUGCUGGCAAGGUGGACUGCACUACAGUCCUCUUUGUGAAAGAACCUCCCGUCUUUGUGACCAAGCCCGAGGCGACCAAGCUGGUCACCAGCAAUGACAAUGUCAAACUGGAAUGCAAAGUGACAGGCAGUCCUGUCAUCGGUUUUAUGUGGCUGAAGGAUGGGAUGGCAAUCAGCCAUAGUCCAAAAUACACAAUAACUUCAGUAGACCUUGUGUCCUGUCUGGAAAUAGUCAAGUGCACCUUAGAGGACAAUGGAGAUUAUGUGUGUGUGGCCUCCAGUGAGGCUGGCAGUGACCGCUGCACCAGCACAGUCACAGUCAAAGAGCCCCCGAUUUUUGUCCGUUUCUUGGAGCCAAAAGAUGUGGUCAAGGGUUCUGAGAUGAUGCUUGAGGGCCAAGUCUCUGGUUCAUCCCCGUUCAAUGUGUUGUUUCAUAAAAACACAAAGCUGGUGAGGAAUGAUAAGAGACACAGGAUCACUGUGAAAGAUGACCUGGUGGCCCUUCAGCUGCUGGCGGUGGAGGCUGGUGAUGUUGGCUUGUACCAGUGUACAGUCGAGAAUGAAGUGGGGAGGGCCACUUGUGAUUGUCAAGUCACUCUUAAAGACCCACCAUCAUUUGUCCAAAAGCUGGAGAGUAUCAGUGCCUUGGUAGACAGCGAGGUGUCUUUGCAGUGUACCUUGAAGGGCUCGGAACCCAUUGUUGUGACCUGGCUCAAAGACAAUCGCGAGCUUAAGGAAGCUGAAAACAUUCGGAUGACAUACGAGAACCAGACAGCUUUACUGCACAUCAGACAGGUCCUCAGUCAACAUGGUGGAAAAUACUCAUGUCAUGCGCAGAAUCAGGCCGGAAGUCAGACCUCCUCUGCCGUCUUGACAGUCAAAGAACCUGCUACAGUCACAGAGGAAGUCAAAUCCAUCAGUGUGACUCAGGGGGAUCUGGCCACACUGGCUGCCAGGUUCUCAGGCACAAAGCCACUGAAGGUUCGAUGGCUCAAGGCCGGCAAGGAGCUAACCUCAAGCCAGAGAUAUAAAGUUCAAAGCACAGACUCCAGCUCUGUGCUCAAAAUCAAUAAAACUGAUAAAAGUGAUGCAGGUGACUACAUGUUUGAGGUUUCAAAUGAUGUCCGCCACAGCUCUUGUGAGGCUACACUCACCAUUUUGGAUCAAAUAAUUGCACCAAAUUUCACGAGAAAGCUGAAACAAACGGAAGGAAUCAAAGGGUCGUUUGCUCAUCUGGAGUGUGUGGUGUCAGGCUCGCUGCCGCUAAGCGUCCAGUGGUACAAAGACGAGAACCAGAUCCAAACUGAUGACAAACACAAGUGCAAGUUCUUUGAGAAUGUUGCUCUUCUUGAAAUCUCGGAUCUUGACAGCAGAGACAGCGGCAGCUACACCUGCAUCGCUAAGAACAAAGCGGGAAGUGCACAAUGCUCUGGGAUCUUGUUUGUCAAAGAGCCACCGUGCAUUGUUGAACAGCCAGAAUCUAUGAAUGUUCUUCCCGGCUCAAAGGUUAAUUUUAGUGUUUUGGUGUCGGGCACGCCUCCAUUGACCAUCAAAUGGUUUAAAAACCAGAAAGAGAUAUUAUCCAGCUCAGAUUGCUCGGUGAUUAAAGACAACACAUCCACAUCCCUGGAACUGUUCUUUGUCAAAACCUCGGACUCUGGCGAGUAUGUCUGCGAAGUGCACAAUGACGUCGGAGCCACCUCCUGCCAGACCACCCUCUUUGUCAAAGAGCCACCAAAAUUCACACGAACCCCAGCACGGUUGUCCGUAAUCCGCCCAGGACAGAGCCAAAUGUUUGAGUGCCAAGUGAGCGGCACACCUGAGAUAGACAUAUACUGGUUCAAAGAGGGCUCCGAGAUCGUCCCCAGUGGUCGCUACAAGAUGGCCUUCAUUAACUCUGUGGCCACACUGGAGCUUUGUGGAGCUGAGAUCAAAGACAGCGGAAUUUACUUCUGUGAAGCUCGCAAUGAAGCCGGUAGCGAGAGCUGUAGCAUGGAGCUUAAGGUCAAAGAGCCACCGUUGUUUGUGCGAGAGCUGAUGCCAGCUGACAUUGUCAAAGGCUGCAGUGCCUGGUUGGACUGUCAGCUGACAGGGACUCCUCCCUUUGAGAUUACGUGGAACAAAGAUGGCAAAGAGCUCAAAGCCAGUGCUAAACAUGGCCUCUCUCUGGUCAGUGACACUGUGGGCUUGGAGGUCAGCAAAUGUGAUGCUGGUGAUGUUGGUGAAUACCAGUGCACUGUUGCCAAUGAAGUGGGAAGCUGUAGUUGUAAGACAAUGCUAAGCCUCAAAGAGCCGCCAACAUUUACAAAGCGAAUGGAAAAUGCUACAUGCGUUCUCGGUAAGAAAGUGGUCUUUGAGUGUGUCGUCAGUGGCUCUCCCAAUCUCUCUGUGCAAUGGCAAAAAGAUGGGAACUGGAUUUUGGAAGAUCCUAAAAUGGAGAGAAUAUUUAAGAAUAAUGUAGCCACUCUCAAAAUCCCUACUUGUGAAGCGGAUCACAGUGGGUCAUACACUUGCCAAGUGAUGAACGAAGCCGGACAGGAUAAGUGUGUUGCCACCCUGGCAGUCCAAGAACCUCCUCAAAUCUCAGAGAAACCUGAGGUGGUAAAAGUGACGGCUGGAGAUCCGGUCAGCCUGGACUGCAAGGUAACAGGCUCGGCUGAGCUCAAAGUAAGAUGGAUGAAAGAUGGCAAGGAGCUUCAGUCCAUCAGGCAGCACAAGUUGAGCUUUGAGAACAACAUGAGCAGUCUGAAGAUUCAAUCAGCUCAGAGAGAGGAUGAAGGAGAAUACAUUUUUGAGGUGUCCAACCACAUCAGCAGUUGCAGCUGCACAGUCAAAGUGGUUGUGUUAGAACAAGUCAUCCCACCAAGCUUCAUUAAACCCCUGACAGACAUGCAUGAGAUUUUGGGCUCCUUUGUUCAAAUCGGUUGCAAAAUAUCCGGUUCCAUUCCAAUCUCAGUGGAAUGGCAGAAAGAUGGAACCAAGAUCUCAAGUGGCGUGAAACACAAACUUAUUCAGCAGGACAAUUCUGUCUAUGUGGAAAUUGAGCAUUUAGAGAUUUCGGAUGCAGGAUCUUACUCUUGCAAACUGAACAACACAGCAGGAAGUUGUGAAUGUACUGGAAUCCUGAAGGUCAAAGAACCUCCAAGCUUUGUGACCGUACCUGAGUCUCAGGCGGCCAUACCCAACACCACAGUUCGCUUCAAAGGAACAUUCAAGGGAACACCACCAUUCAGUGUGAAAUGGUUUAAGGAUGACACAGAACUCAUGACCGGACCCACUUGUCUCAUGGGACUGGAGGGGCUUUCAUGCCUCUUAGAGCUCUACUCAGUGGGUGUCAACCAGAGUGGUGUCUACUCCUGCCAAGUCAGCAAUGAUGCUGGUUCUGUACGCUGUAGUGCAGACUUGAUGGUCAAAGAACCACCAGAAUUUGAGCUGAAACUCCCUGCCGAUAAGUGUGUGAAGCAGGGUGAGCCACUCCGCCUGGAGUGCAGAGUCACUGGUACCGGACCGCUCAAGGUGACCUGGUACAAACAGGACACUAAGCUUACUGAUGGUGGCAACUGCAGAACGUCGUUUAUUGAUUCUGUGGCAGUCCUUGAGCUGUUCGCCGCCGGUUUUGAUGAUGAUGGAGUUUACACAUGUGAAGCUCAGAAUGAUGCUGGCAGUGUCAGUUGCAGCACCACUCUAGCUGUAAAAGACCCACCAUCAUUUAUUAAAGUACCUGAACCAGUAGAGGAGCUGAAAGGGAAGGAUGUGAGUCUGUACUGUGAGAUGCGCGGUACAGCUCCCUUCCAGAUUACAUGGUUCAAAGACAAAAAGCCUCUGAUGGAGAGCAGGAAGUAUAAGAUGUUGAGCGAAGGGACCUCGGCCACUCUGCACGUCAUUGGGAUUGAGCUGGUGGAUGCCGGCCAAUACGAGUGUAAAGUCUCAAACAGUGUAGGAAGUGAUAUCUGCCACACAGACGUUAAACUCAGAGAGCCACCAUCUUUCGUGAAGAAACUGUCAAACAUGACAGUGAUUCUGGGACAGGAGGUGACCCUGGUGGCCACUGUUCAAGGCUCUGAACCCAUUACUGUGUCCUGGGUUCAGGACAAGGAUCACAUUCUCAGAGACGGUGACAACAGGAAAAUCACCUUUGAGAACAACCAGGUUGCUCUUAAAGUGUUUACGGCCGACGCAGCAGCUUCAGGCAGAUACACCUGCCAGCUCAGAAACGAUGCUGGGAGCGUGGAGUGUUUUGCUAAUUUGACUGUUCUAGAACCGGCCAGGAUCGUGGAUAAGCCUGAUGCUCUGAAUGUGACUGCAGGCGAUAUUGCCGCUCUAGAGGUCAAAGUGUGCGGCACCCCAGAGCUCACACCUAAGUGGUUCAAGGAUGGUGUGGAACUGGCCUCCGGGAGGAAAUAUAAAAUCUCAUUUACCCGGAUGAUUUCCAGCCUGAAUGUGCUGUCGGCUGAGAAAAUGGACUCAGGAGAAUACACAUUUGAGGUCGUGAACGAAGUCGGAAAGGAUCUCAGCAAAAUUAAUCUCACUGUCUUAGAUAAAAUCAUGCCGCCAUCCUUCACAAGGAAACUGAAGGACUGCCACGCUGUGGUUGGGCAUGCUGGUGAGAUGGAGUGUAAAGUGUCUGGAUCGCCACCUUUCACAAUUACCUGGUACCACGGUGACGAGGAGCUUCAUAGCGGGCCCAAUCACGACAUAUCCUUCAAGGACAACAACUGCACUCUACGGGUGCCCACGCUCAAGCUGUCUGACUCUGGAGUCUAUAAAUGUAAGGCUGUCAAUGAGGCAGGAUCCAGUGAGACGACAGCUUCCCUUGAGGUCAAAGAGCCACCAUCUUUCGUGGUGCCGCCUCAGCCGACCGAGGCCUUGCCAGGAUCUGACGUGACCUUCUCGGCAAUUGUCAAGGGCAGCGCCCCCCUCCGGCUUAAGUGGUUCAGGGGAACCAAGGAGCUGGAGGCUGGACGGGGUUGUAAUUUCUCCUUGAAGGACAACCAAGUCAUGCUGGAGCUCUUCCGAGUAGACAGAAGUCACGCUGGAGAGUAUACUUGCCAGGUCAUCAACGAUGUUGGCAAGGAGAGUUUCCCUGUCAAUCUAAUGCUCAAAGAGCCAGCAUCCUUUGUGAAGAGGCUGAAAGACGUGUCAGUCGAGAAAGGCAAAACUUUGACGCUUGAGUGUUCCUAUGCCGGGACGCCAAUGAUCUCGGUAAGCUGGUUCAAAGACAAGCAGCAGAUCUUUGCGUCAUACAAGUACAACAUGACCACAACGGAGAGCGCCUGCAUCCUGGAGUGUCUCAGUACCGAAGACAAGGAUGCUGCUGGGACAUUUUCCUGUCAAGUGUCUAAUGACGCCGGCCAGGAUACCUGCGAGUCAACCGUGACCAUUCUGGAGCCACCUCAUUUCCUGGAGACACUGGAGCCCAUGGAGGUGACGUCAGGCGACGCCGUGUGCCUCAAGUGUCAUGUGGCGGGGACACCUGAAAUCAAAGUGUCUUGGUUCAAGGGCGAUGGCAAAGUGCGUUCUAGCCCCACCUGCAGGUUGGAGUAUUCCAAGGGCGUCGCCUGCCUCAAACUAAGCAAGGCCACAAAGGCCGACAUUGGCGAGUACACCUGCAAGGCAGAGAACAAGAUUGGCUCUGCUUCUUCCACUUGCAGACUUAGCGUGCAAGAGGCCAAAACGCCACCAUCCUUCCCCAAGAAAAUCACUAGCCUGCAGCAGACCAAAGGUCAGACAGUGCGCUUUGAAUGCCGCGUGGCCGGUUCCUCGCCAAUUGAAGUGUCAUGGCUGAAAGAUGGCGAGCAUCUGAGCCAGGGGGGGGAGUUCUCCAUGGUGUACGAUGAUAACACUGCAGUACUGGAAAUCAGUCACAGUGAUCUUAAGCAUUCGGGAGAGUACACUUGUGUGGCAACCAACAGUGUUGGCUCUGCCUCCUGCAGAGCGAAGCUUUCUUUGCAAGAGCCCAGGUAUCCUCCAGUCUUUGACAGGAAGUUGUCACCAACACAGGCGGUGACAGUGGGAGAUAGCAUUGAGCUUGAAUGUCACAUGACCGGCUCCGCCCCCAUUAAAGUCACAUGGUCAAAAGAUCAUAAAGAUAUCCGCAGUGGCGGGAAUUAUAAGAUACGAUUCGAGGACAACACGGCCUACCUGAGCAUAGUGAAGGCUGACAAAGACGACUCAGGCAGAUACUUUUGCCAUGCCUCCAAUGACAUGGGCAAGGACUCAUGCUCCUCUGACAUUGUUGUGAAAGAGCGCAAAAACCCUCCAGUGUUCACCAAAAAGCCGUCAGAGCACAUGGAGGACAUCGAAGGCAGGCUGGUCAAGAUGGAGGCUCGAGUCUCCGGCUCGCAACCCGUGACAGUCUGCUGGUUGAAGGAUGAUGCGGAGAUCUCCAGCUCAGACAAAUAUGACAUCAGUUUUAAGAGUAAUGUGGCUGUGCUGUGUAUCAAGAGCGGCCAAGUGAUUGACAGUGGAAGGUACAGCUGCCAGGCCUCCAACGAGGCAGGGAAAGCAGUUUGCAACGUCAAUCUGGGCAUCUCAGAGGCGAAGAAACCACCGGUGUUUGACGUCUCGCUCAAAGCAGCGACUGUGGAGGAGGGCGAGAAGCUCAGUCUCAAGUGUCACGUCUGUGGAUCCCCACCCAUGAAGAUUCAGUGGUUGAAGGACAGGAAAGAGCUGGUGUCAGCCGGCAGCACCAAGAUUAGCUUUUCUGAUGGGACAGCCUGUUUGGAGAUCGGCGCCACUUCCCGUCACGAUGCUGGCGACUACAUCUGCAAGGCCACCAAUGACGCCGGCAGCGAGCUUUGCAGAGCUAAAGUUACAAUCAAGGGUAAAGAAGCUCCGCCUCCAACUGAAACUGCUGCUGAUACUGCUCCGACUAAGAAGCUGGAGAACCUGUUCUUCAUCGAGGAGCCAAAGAGCGUGAAUGCCACUGAGAAGGGCUCAGCCACCUUCAUUGCCAAAGUAGGCGGUGACCCCAUUCCAAGCGUCAAGUGGAUGAAGGGCAAGUGGAGGCAGCUCACGCACGGUGGACGGGUCUCCAUCGAGCAAAAAGGCCAAGAGGCCAAACUAGAGAUCAGAGAGGUAACCAAGUCUGACUCAGGCCAAUACAGGUGCGUGGCCUCCAACAAGCACGGCGAGAUCGAAUGCGCCACCAACCUUUCUGUGGACGAGAAGAAAACAUCAGCUCAGCUGGAAGGAGACCUUCGAGCCAAACUGAAGAAGACUCCGUCCAAGCAGAAGAGUCCCGAGACAGAUAAAGACAUUGACAUUGUGGAACUGCUGAGGAACGUGGACCCCAAAGAGUAUGAGAAAUACGCUCGCAUGUACGGUAUCACCGACUACCGAGGACUGUUGCAGGCUAUUGAGCAGCUCAAGCAGGAGAAAUCAGAAGAAAGUGGAAGACCGGAAGUGGAACGUGCACCGAGAGAGUCUGAUGAGGACAUGGCACGACUGGUAGCCGACCUGCAGAAAAGAAUGGAGCGGACCGAGCCCGUCACCGUCGUGAAGGACAUCUCGGAUCAGUCUGUCUUGGCGGACAAUGUGGCGGUGUUUGAGUGCGAGAUCAAGAUCAACUACCCUGAGAUUACUCUGUCCUGGUACAAAGGCACCCAGAAACUGGAUACUGGUGCCAAGUAUGACAUCAUCAUCAACGGAGAUUGCCACCUGCUGAAAAUUAAGCAGUGCCAAGUGUCCGACCAGGGCAACUACAGGGUGGUGUGCGGGCCGCAUAUCUCCAGUGCCAAGCUCACAGUCAUGGAGCCUGAGGUGGAGAAGCACCUGCAGGACACAUCGGGUAAGGAAGGCCAGUCGUGUACGCUGUCUUGUCAGUUGUCCAUCCCUAACGUAGAGGCUCAGUGGUUUAAGAACGGCCAGCAGUUAGAAAUGAAGGGCAGGUUCACGUCCGAGGUCAAACACAAGGUUCAGAAGCUUCAUAUCAGAGACCUGAAGACUGACGAUCAGGGAAGAUACACCUGCAGGUACCAGCACCUGCAAUCUUCGGCGGACCUCUGGGUGGAAGUCGAACAAAUUCAUUUCACCAAACGUAUCCACAAUGUCGAAGUCAGCGAGCGCCAAGCAGCCACCUUCGAGUGCGAGGUGUCCUUUGACAACGCUAUCGUGUCAUGGUACAAAGAUACCUGGGAACUGAAAGAAUGCCCUAAGUAUAACUUUCGAAGUGAGGGGCGAAGACAUUUCAUGGUCAUCCGAAACGUGACCGUUGAAGACGAAGGCGUGUACUCGGUGAUUGUGAGGUUGGAGCCCAGAGGAGAGGCUAAGAGCACAGCUGAGCUUUAUUUGUCUGGCAAAGAGAUCCAAAUAGCAAUGGUUCCCUUUGAUGUGCAAGACUCGUCAGUUCAGAGGCCCGAGGCGCCAUCGUCAGUAGAGAUUCAAGAAUCGACUGAAUUCUAUCAAUACAAAGAAGAAAUUGAACAAACAGUUGUCCAAGAGAGAGUGGAGACACAGGAAGUGAUAUUGGAAGUGAAAGAGGAAAAGGCUUUCAAAGUGGCCAAAGUCGAGGAGCAAGAAAUCAAGUUGGUGACAGCUGAGGAGGAAUCAGCACUACCAAAAGUGACCAGAGAAACAGUGGAGGAGAAGCUUCCUGUAGUUUCAGUUCCAGAGAAGAAAGUUCCUGCUAUUAAAGAACCGGAGGAGCUUAAAAAGCCGAAAGCUGUUCCCUCGCCACCACUGGAGCCCAGCGUUCCAAAAAAAGAUGAGCCCAAGCCUCAGGUACCAGCUGAGCCUAAAAAGUUGGUCCCUGCUGCUAAACCAGAACCUGAAGCCAAAGUUACAGCAAAGGCUGAGCCAGAGCCAGAAGCUAAGCCAGCACCACUGAAGAAGCCGACACCGUCGCCUAAAAAAGUCCCGGAAGAACCUACCAAGAUAAAGUCAGAACCUGAACCCAAAACACCAAAAACAGAGCCAGAAAAAAGAAAAGAGCAAGUGAGUAAACCCGAGGAGCCAGUGCCUUUGGCGCCACCCAAACCAGAGCCUGUGGUGAAAAAAGAUGAAUCACCAGAGGUGAAGGUGUCGAAAAUAGAACCACCAGCACCAAAGGAACCCGCCAAGAAAGUGCCGGAGAAACCAGUCAAGAAGGAGGCUGCUGCAGCCCCACAGAAGGUCGACAGAAAAGAAGAAGCACCGCAGAAGAAGCCUGUGGUCACCAAAGUUCCUGUGGAGGCAAAAAUAGCAGAUGAGCCAAAAGCAGCCAAGAAACCAGAAGCUGCUGUGGUUCCGCCCAAACAAGAGCCAGAAGAGCGAGAACGAGAUUUGGAGCCCAAACCUGAUCUUGUAUGUGAAGACGAGCCUGUACCUCAAAAAGAACUUCAGAAGACACUUGAUGAGGUUGUGAUGUCACUGACUACAGAAAAGAGUCUUCCUCCUGACAUAGUACAUGACAAGCUUCCAGAGAAAACACAUGAUACAGUACCAGAGAAACUUCAAGAUAGACAGCCUGAGAAAGUACCUCAAAAGCUUCCAGAGAGAAUACAUGAGAAUGUACCAGAGAAGCUUCCAGAUAGAAAAUCUCAGAAGGUACCAGAGAAGCUUCCAGAGGAAACACACCAAAAAGUACCGGAGAAGGUUCCAGAUAGAAAACCUGAGAAGGUACCUAAAAAGCUUCCAGGUAAAGUGCCUGAGAAAGUAUCAGAGAAGCUUACAAAUCAAACAAGUGAGAAAACAACAGAUUCGCUUUCAGAUAAAACACAUGACAAAUCACCUGAGAAGCUUCCAUAUACAAAACCCGAGAAAGUACCUGAGAAGCUUCCAGAAGAAACACACGAGAAAGUACCACAGAAGCUUCCAGUGAGAAAACCUGAGGAAGUAUUAGAGAAGCUUCCAGAUCAAAUACAUGAGAAAACAACAGAGAAGCUUCCAGAUCGAACUCAUGAAAAGGUACCUGAGAAGCUUACAGGUAGAAAACCUGAGAAAGUACUAGAGAAGUUUCCAGAUCAGAUAAAUGACAAAACACCUGACAAGCUUCCAGAUAGAAAACCUGAGAAGCUUCCAGAGAAAACAAAUGAGAACCUGUCAGAGACGCUUCCAGAUAGACAACCUGAGAUACUACCUGACAAGCUUGCAGUUAGAAAACCAGAGAAGCUUCCAGAUAAAACAAAUGAGAAACUUCCUGAGAAGCUUCCAGAUAUACUACCUGAGAAGCUUCCAGAAGAAACAUACAAGAAAUUACCAGAGAAGCUUCCAGUGACAAAACCUGAGAAAGUACCUGACAAGCUUCCAGACAGAAAACCAGAGAAGCUUCCAGAAGAACCACAUGAGACUGUACCAGAGAAGCUUCCAAAGAGAAAACCUGAGAAAGUACUAGAAAAGGUUCCAGAUACAAAAACUGAGAAAGUACCUGAGAAGCUUCCAGAUAGAAAACCAGAGACGCUUCCAGAUAGAAAAACUGAGAAAGUACCUGAGAGGCUUCCAGAUAGAAAACCAGAGAAAGUUCCAGAUAAAACAAAGGAGAAAAUACCUGAUAAGCUUCCAGAUAGAAAAACUGAGAAGCUUCCAGAAGAACCACACGAGAAUAUACCAGAGAAGCUUCCAAGUAGAAAACCCGAGAAAGUACUAGAAAAGCUUCCAGAUACAAAAACUGAGAAAGUACCUGAGAAGCUUCCAGAUAGAAAACCAGAGAAGCUUCCAGAUACAAAAAUUGAGAAAGUACCUGAGAAGCCUCCAGAUAGAAAAACUGAGAAAGUACCUGAGAAGCUUCCAGACAGAAAAGCAGAGAAGCUUCCAGAUAAAACAAAUGAGAACCUGUCAGAGACGCUUCCAGAUAUACUACCUGAGAUACUACCUGACAAGCUUGCAGGUAGAAAACCAGAGAAUCUUCCAGAUAAAACAGAUGAGAAACUUCCAGAGAAGCUUCCAGAUAGACAACCUGAGAUACUACCUGAGAAGCGUCCAGAAGAACCACACGAGAAUGUACCAGAGAAGCUUCCAGUGAGAAAACCUGAGAAAGUACUAGAAAAGCUUCCAGAUAGAAAAACUGAGAAUGUACCUGAGAAGCUUCCAGAUAUAAAACCAGAGAAACUUCCAGAUAAAACAAAGGAGAAAAUGCCUGAGAAGCUUCCAGAUAGAAAACCAGAGAAACUUCCAGAUAAAACAAAGGAGAAAAUGCCCGAGAAGCUUCCAGAAGAACCACACCAGAAUUUACCAGAGAAGCUUCCAGUGAGAAAACCUGAGAAAGUACUAGAAAAGCUUCCAGAUCAAAUAGAUGAGAAAACAUCGGGGAAGCUUCCAGAUAGAAAAACGGAGAAUGUACCUGAAAAGCUUCCAGAUAGAAAACCAGAUAAGCUUCCUGAUAAAACAAAGGAGAAAAUGCCUGAGAAGCUUCCAGAAAAGAAACCUGAAAUAGAACCCAAGAAGCUUCCAGAAGAAACACACCAGAAUGUACCAGAGAAGCUUCCAGUUAGAAAACCUGAGAAAGUACUAGAGAUACUUCCAGAUCAAAUAAAUGAAAAAACACCAGAAAAGCUUUCAGAUAAAAAACAAGAGAAGCUACCAACUGAAACAAAGGCAAAAAUGCCAGAGAAGCUUCCAGCUCGAGAACCCGAGAAAGUACCUAAGAAGCUUCCAGAUAAAACACAUGAGAAAGUAGCAGAGACACCUUCUCAUAAAACAAAUGAGAAAACGCCAGAGAAGCUUCCAGAGAAGGUACCUGAGAAGCUUACACAUCAAACCCACAAGAACGUACCUGAGAGUCUUACAGGUACAAAUCAUGAGAAGGUAUCUGAUAAAACACAUGUCAAAGUACAUGAGAAGCUUCCAGAAAAAACACAUGACAAAGAACCAGAGAAACCUUCUCAGAUUGCUGAGAAAGAUCUGACACCCCAGAGAACGGGGGAAGACUUCUUUGGCAAAGUCUCUGAAAAUGUUGCAGAGAAGCCACCAGGAGGCGGCGUUUUUGAGAAGAACGCAAAUAAAUAUGAGAUGAUUGCCACGUUGACACAUGAGAAGGAACGUUCUGAUGAAAUAUUCUCUGGAGUUGUUGAAGUCAAGGAAGAAGUAGCAGAACAUUCAGCCACAGACGUAGAAAGGAUUGCAAAGAUUCGACCUUCAGAGGUUGAACAAGAGAAACAGAAACUUUCUCCUCCAGAAAAAGAGCGGCUCGUUGAAAUUGAGCAACAGGAACUUUAUGUGGUGACAGAGCGCUUGUCUCCCACAGAGGGGCCGUUGCCCUAUGAGGAGGUGGGAGAAGAACAUGCCCAAGUGACGUACGAGACGACUAUGGGCCAUGUGAAGGCUUCGUUGGCUCAGGUGGAAGUCUUGACUGAGACGCAAACACAAAAAAAUGAAACGUCUGAAUUGAGAGGCAAAAUAACUGAAAUUAUUCCGGAACCAAUCAAAAAUCUAAAUGCUGAGGGCGCCCGGGAGUAUAAAACUGAGCAAUCUCCAGCGGAGGACCCUACAAAAGACAAACCGAUUAUACAAGUCAGACAGGAGAGGAAAGACACACGCCUGUCAGGCAAAAAGCAGAGCACAGUCAAGAAGGAAGAAACAACUCUUCAAAGAGAAACCAAAGCCAAAACUGUGAAAGAUGACAUACACACCACGACAAUCCCGACUGUCACAGGUAAACAGGAAGUAGAGGCAGACGUUAUUCCAGUUUCUUUGAGGACCAAACAAAGUCCAACUCCAGAAGAGAGUGUUGUGGUUGAGCCCAGUGACAUGCUAACAGAUAAGUCUGCAAAAAGACACAAGAUAGCUGAGAAGAAACAAACAUCUGACAAGCUCAUUGACAAAAAAACUCAAAUAGAACCAGAAGUGUCCGUGUCGGACAUCCAUCCUCAGCAAACCAAAACGAUCAGACACCAGAAAACCCGAGAAGAAGAAUCAAGUCCACAAUUGGAAGACGCCGUUCAAAAGAAACCUUCAGUCACCGCUAGAAAAAGCCAAUUGAUGGAAGAAAUUCCUUUGGAAGCUACUCCCAAAGAGGCCAAGAUGUUUCCUGCCCAUCCGGAGAUGCUGGAACGAGAAGCUGAGAGAGCUUCAGUGAAGGAGUCACAUCUGAAGCCGGAAGAACCAGCGGUGAAGCCCGCUGCUGCCCAAGAAGAGAUUGAAGCACCUAAGCCAGUUGAAGACAAAAUGCCUGAGCAGCUACAAACAGGAAUUACCAAGCCAGUCAAGCUUGUUGUCAAAGCCGAGGAGUCAACCAAAAAGGUUGUGGAAGAAGUAAAAACUGUCAAAGUGGAUAAAGUAGCACCUGAGACAGAUGAAGCCAAGGGUCCUGUUCAAACACCAGGAGGAGUCAAGAAAGAAGCAGCUCUGCUCAAAAAAGUUAAAGUACAGAAGGAAGAGACAGGGACGUUUGAGAUUCCCUCUCUGAGGAAAACUACUCCAAUCACAAAGGAAGAGGAGGAGCAAAUGCCAGAAAUGAUCAAACUCAAGAAGAUUCCAUCUGUUCCACCUAAAGAGUCAGUGGAGGAGCCGACAUCUCUGAAAGCCACCAGGACCGUAUGUGUUGACAUGGUCGAGGUAGUGCAUGAAGAACAUACAGCCGAGGUAUUGGUUACCACCAAGAGGUCCGAGGAGGAGAAAAAGCCUAGAGAUAAAGCAGCUGUGGUGAAAAAGCAAGAUACGCCAAAGACGAAACAAGUGGAAGAAAAACAAGAUACCAAACCUCAGUGGAGCCCUCAGAAAGGAAUUCCAAAGGAUGAUAAAUCAGAGGAUACCAUUUCUUGGAAAAAAACUCCCAAAGCUCCACAGGAAGAGGAACCAGUCCAUCCUGGUGUUGCUUUGAAAAAAAUAAAACAACUGCCUUUGGAUGAAGAAGAACCAGAAGUUGUCAAACUUAAACCCUUUGAGAAGCCGGUGAAAGCGACUGAUGAGCCAGAUAAAUCUGUCAAGGAUGUACCAGAAAAGAUUGGGGCUUUUCAGAAAGAGCAGAGAAUGCCCAGAGAAGCGGAGGCCAAGGAACCUCCUAGGAAAGAUGAUAAAGAACCAGCAGAAGUAAAGGAACCACUGACCAAAGUGCUGAAGCCAGUAACUAAAUCCAUCCCUGAGAAAAAAGAGCCAGAAGAGACCAAAGCACCUGCGAAGUUAAAGAAAACCCCAACGCAGCAGCCAGAGGAAGAGCAUGUUAAGCUGAAGCCUUUUUCACGUCCUUCUAAGGAGGCCGUCAAGCCUGAGAAGAAACCAGCUGAAGAUGAAAUCAGGAAACCAACCGAAGACCUACAGCAGAAACGUAUCAUUCCAGAAGACAAACCUGGAGAACAGGUGAUGGAUGCUACAUUAAAAAAACCUGACGUAGUUCAAGCAGAGGAAAAGAAACCAGAGAAGCUGAAGGAGGCUGAGCCAGUUCCAACAAAGAAGAUUGCUACCGAAGUGCCUGAGAAGGUGCCCAAGAAAGCAGACCAAGUUCCAGAGGAGCCCAAACCUCUCAAACUGAGGAAGGCAGUCACACCGAAAACCAAAGAUCAAAAAGAAGAAGUGGAGUUGACACCUCUAGAGAAGCUCAAGAAGAUUCAACUGAAAAAGACACCCUCACCAAAAGUGGACAAACCUAAAGAAGCUGAAGUAGUCCCCACUGAGAGGAAGCUGAGCAUGGAACUAAAGAAGACACCUAAAACAGUUUCACCUAAAGACUCCACAGAAUCCAUCACUCUUAAAAAGGUAACCAAAAAACCUUUACAGGAGGAUCUAGAAGCAGCACAGCCUCCAAAAGAAAAGAUCCCACUGGUGAAGGAAGUUUCUCCUGCGGCAGUAGAGAUAAAGAAAGUGGCGACACAGCCAGAGGAGGAGGUGUUUGAGGAGGACUUUGGGGUGGAGAACGAGGCUGACCUGGAGGAGGAAGAGGCGUGGGGCUGGGAACUUGUUCCUCAGGAAAGCGGUGAAGAUUGGGAAGGCGAAGGGGAAGAGGGCGCUCUGGAGGUACCGGGGGUGGCCAGGAGAGAGGGACAACCAGCAGAGGAAGCAGGACGAGGAAGAGGACGAGGUAUCAAACUCAAACAAACACCAUCGCCGGGUGAAGGCAGGGGGCGUGGCCUCAAGCCUGCUGGAAGAGGCACUCCGCCUCCAGAGGAACCUUUUGGAGGAUUCAAACUUAAGGCUGUUCCACUGAAGUUCAUCAAAAAGCUUCAGGAUAUCGUGUUGCAAGAAGCCGAGUCCAUCGGCUCGUCAGCCGUGUUUGAGUGUGAGGUCUCGCCGUCCACCGCUAUCACGUCGUGGAUGAAAGAUGGCAGCAAUCUGCGCGAGAGCCCGAAGCACAAGUUCACGUCUGAUGGCAAAGAUCGCAAGUUGAACAUCAUCGAUGUCCAGCUGUCCGACACCGGAGAAUACACCUGUGUCGCCAAGAACGCUGGCAAGGAAAUCUCCUGCACCGCUAAGCUGAUUGUUGAAGAGCUUCCUGUGAAAUGGAUCAAGGAGUUGGAGGCAGAGUCUUCGGCUAUAAAGGGACAGCCACUGUACUUGACCUGCGAGUUGAACAAAGAGAAAGAUGUGGUCUGGAGGAAGAAUGGCGAGGUCCUUAAAAAAGUAGCUAACAAAAUCCAGAUCAACAUCAUAGGUAUGCAACACGCCGUGACCAUCCAGAACUGCACUGAAGAGGACGCGGGUACCUAUUCUUGUGAAGUGGCUAACCAGGAGGAUGUGAAGACAUCAACAAAUGUGAAAGUGAUAGAGAUCAUCAAAGAUUGGAUUGUGAAGCCCCUGAGGGAUCAGCAUGUAAAACCGAAGGCCAGCGCCACAUUUAAAUGCGAGCUCUUUAAGGACACGCCCAACUGGAAGUGGCUUAAAGGAGAGAAGGAGCUAGCUCCCUCGGAUAAAUUGGACAUCAAGAAGGACGGCAAAGAUCUGACGCUGACCAUUAAGAACUGCCAGCCUGACGAUGUGUCAGAAUACUCUAUGGAAGUGGAGGGACGUGUCUACACCGCCAAACUGACACUCGGAGAACGCGAGGCGGAGAUCCUGAAGCCCCUGGCCAGUGUGGAAGUGGUAGAGAAGGAAGAUGCCACGUUUGAGACAGAAAUAUCCGAGGAAGAUAUUCCAGGAGAGUGGAAGCUCAAAGGGGAGAUUCUGACAAGAUCUCCAACCUGCGACAUCCAAGCCGAGGGUGGUGUGCGCCGCAUCACUUUGAAAAAGUGCCAACUGGACCAGGCGGGUGAAGUGUCCUACCAGGCGCUGAAUGCCGUCACAAGCGCAAUGCUGAAUGUUAAAGAAAUCCCAAUGGACUUUGUUGUCCCACUGAAGGAUGUUAGUGUGCCUGAAAAGAAGCAGGCUAAAUUUGAAUGCACCAUCACCAAGGAUGUUUCUAAGGUUAUGUGGUACAGAGGCAGUGACAUCAUCACACCGGAUGCAAAAUAUGACAUCAUAGAUGAUGGAAAGAAGCACAUGCUUGUCAUAAACUGCUGUGAGUUUGAUGAUGAGGAUGAGUACAAGAUUGAAGUAUUGGGCAAAGCGUCCACGGCGAGACUGACAGUGGAGGGUAUCAGGCUCAAACUGAUUUCACCAAUAAAGGACCAAACGGUGAAAGAGGGCAGCACUGUUUACUUUGAGCUGGAGCUCUCUCAUGAAAAUGUUCCCCUCACCUGGUUCAAGAACGAUGUUAAAGUCCAUCCUAGCAGAACUGUGCUCAAGCAUGUAGAUGGGAAGCGACAUGUGCUCGAAAUGAAGGACGUAACACUUGAUGACACUUGUCAGAUUAAGGCUGAAGCUAAAGGAAUUUCAACCAUGGCCAACUUAACAGUCAUAGAGGGAGAUGCAUACUUCACAGUCAAGCUGCAGGACUACACUGCAGUGGAAAAAGACAAGGUGUUGCUAGAAUGUGAACUUAACAGAGACGUCCAAGUUAUAUGGUACCACAACGAAACCGAAGUGAAGGCCUCCAAAAUGGUGGCCAUUAAGGCGGAGGGCAAACACAGAUCACUUGUCAUCAGGAAAGUCGUAGACAGCGAUAAAGGACAGUACGUGUGUGACUGUGGAACAGACAAGACGACAGCAGCGCUUCACAUUGAAGCCCGCAACAUCCGAGUGCUGCGGCCAGUGUAUGGUGUAGAGAUCUUUGAAGGUGAGACGGCUCGUUUUGAGGUCGAGCUGAGUGAAGACGACGUACACGGCCAGUGGAAACUCGGCGGCCAAGUCCUCAGUCCAUCUCCUGAUGUUGAGAUGGUGGAGGACGGUGCCAAGCACACGCUGGUGUUGUACAACUGCAAAGUGCCUCAGACGGGCGAGGUGGCGUUUAGCGCCGCCAACGCCAAAUGUUCGGCCAACUUGAAAGUGAAGGAACUUCCCAUCUCCUUCCUCACCCCGUUGGCCGAUGUGCAUGUCUUUGAAAAAGAUGAAGCCAAAUUUGAGGUGGAAAUUUCCAGAGAACCCAAAAGUUCUCGCUGGCUUAAAGGAUCUCAGACGCUUUCAAACGAUGAUAAGUUUCAGCUUCUGGACGAUGGCAAGAAAUAUUCUCUUAUUGUGAAAUCCGCCAGAUAUGAAGACGAAGCCAAGUACACAUUUGAGGCAGAAGACAAAAGAACAUCAGGAAGACUCAUUAUUGAAGGUAUUCGUCUCGAGUUUCUCAAACCUAUCAAAGAUGUGACAGUGAAGGAGCGCGAAACAGCCGUGUUCAGUGUGGAACUCUCACAUGAAAAGAUCCCGGUGGUUUGGUACAAAAACGGUUUGCGGCUGCACCCCAGCAAGGUGGUGCACAUGUCUGAGGAUGGUCGAGUCCACAAGCUGGCCUUCAAGGAGGUCACAGUCGAUGACACAUCCAUGAUCAAGGUGGAGGCUAUGGACAAGACAGCAGAGGCCAUGCUCACCGUGCUGGAGGGUGACCUCUACUUCACGCUGAAGCUCCAAAACUACACUGCCAUUGAAAAGGAUGAGGUGAUUCUUUCCUGUGAGCUGAGCAAGGCCACAGGAGCGGUCCGAUGGUUCAAGGACGGCAAUGAAAUAUUUGCCUCCAAGAACAUUCUGAUCCAGUCAGACGGCAGAAAACGCACUCUAGUCAUCAAGAAGGCAGCCAAGAGUGACAUGGGAACCUUCACCUGCGACUGUGGCACUGACAAAACCACAGCCCAGCUCAACAUCGAAGAGCGUGACAUCAAGGUUGUACGUCCGCUGUACAGCGUGGAGGUGACUGAGACUGAGACGGCUAAGUUUGAAACCGAGAUUUCAGAGGAAGACCUUCAUGCCACGUGGAAGCUGAAGGGGGAGACGCUCCAUCCAUCUGCUGAUGUGGAAAUCAAGGAGGAAGGAGUGAGACACACUUUGAUUCUCUUCAACUGCCGCAAAGACAUGGCCGGGACUGUGGACUUCUCAGCAGCCAAUGCCAAGUCGUCAGCUCAGCUAAGGGUCAAAGCCCGGGUCAUCGGCUUGGCGCGGCCUCUGACUGACGUCACCGUGACUGCCGGGGAGACUGCCACCUUCGAAUGCGAGCUGUCCUACGAAGACAUUGCUGUUGAGUGGUUCCUGGAGGGUACCAAGAUGGAACCCAGCGACAGAGUGGUGCUCAAGUCGGAGGGCAAAGUUCACAGCUUGACCUUGCGGGAUGUCCAGCUAAAAGAAGCGGGACAAGUCCGACUGACCGCCAAGGACUUCCAGACAGAAGCCAACCUCUUCGUUAAAGAACCACCUGUGGAGUUCACUAAGCCUUUAGAGGACCAGACGGUGGAGGAGGAAGCCACCGCCACACUGGAAUGUGAGGUGUCCAGACAAAACGCAGAGGUGCAAUGGUUCAAAGAUGGACAGGAGAUCCGCAAGAGUAAAAAGUAUGAGAUGAUCGUGGACGGCCACAAGAGGACGCUGCUCAUCCACGGCUGCACUUUGGAUGACUCGAGAACAUAUUCUUGUGACGCUAAAGACUUUAAAACCUCCUGCUUCCUAAAUGUUGAACCUCCACAUGUUGAGUUCUCCAAGCCACUCCAUGAUGUUGAGGUCCGAGAGAAGGAGUCCGCCAGGUUUGAGUGUGAAGUGUCCAGAGAAGAUGUUAAGGUCCGCUGGUUCAAGGAUGGAAGUGAAAUCAGAAAAGGGAAGAAGUAUGAAAUAAUAGCUCAGGGACGCCAACACAUCCUCAUUGUCCACAAGUCCGUGUUUGACGACGAGGCCGAGUAUGAAUGUGACGCAAAAACAUGCAAAUCCUCCGGAAUGCUUACUGUUAUCGAGGAGGAGGCCAGGUUUACUAAGAACUUGUCCAAUGUGGAGGGAACCGAGACUGACAGCGUGAAGCUCAUCUGCGAGGUCUCCAAACCCAGCGCUGAUGUCACCUGGUACAAAGGAGACGAAGAGCUGCCGGAGGGCGGCCGCUAUGAGCAGAUCGUCGACGGGAAGAGGCGAAUCCUCCUCAUUCAGGAUCUGAAGAUGGCUGAUGCUGGAGAGUACAACUGUCGGCUGAGUCCUAGCAUCAAAACAUCUGGAAAUCUCAAGAUUAAUGAACUGGCAGCAGAGUUCAUCUCUAGGCCUCGCAGCAUAGAGGUGGUGGAAGGUGAAAAGGCGGAGUUCACCUGCACGGUCUCCAAGGAAACCUUUGAGGUCAAAUGGCUGAAAGAUGACAAAGAGCUGGAGGAUGGAGACAAGUACCAAAUGAGCCGUGACGGAAAGAGGCGGACUCUGGUCAUCAAUAACUGCGAGCCCAAAGACGAGUGCAAAUAUGUGGUGAUGGUCGGCCCAACAAGAGCGACCGCUGACCUCACUGUGCUCGAGAAACUGAAGAUCAUCACACCGUUGAAGGACACAGAGACCAGUGAAGGCCAGGAAGUGGUCCUGAACUGCGAGGUGAACGAUGAGGGAGCAAAGGCCAAGUGGCUAAAGAAUAAUGAGACUAUCUUUGAGAGUAGCAAGUACGUGAUGGCCCAGCGAGACAACGUCUUCUCGCUGAGGAUCAGAGACGCACAAAAAAGCGAUGAAGACAACUAUAGCAUCAGCCUGACCAAUCAGAGAGGAGAGCAGGCCAAGAGCUCCUGCAGCCUGUCCGUCAAAGAGGAGAGUUUGAGGAUUGUUGUUCCUCUGGAGGACAUUGACACUCAGGAGAAAAAUACAGUCAGCUUUUCCUGCAAGGUCAACCGGUCCAACGCCACUCUGAAGUGGAUCAAGGCUGGCGAGGAGAUAGUCUUCAACAAACGCGUCAUCUACAAAGUUGACAAAGUCAAGCACACGCUGAUCAUCAAGGACUGCACGCUGGCCGACGAGGGCGAGUACACUGUUGUUGCUGGAGAAGACAAAUCCACAGCCGAGCUGAUCAUCAGUGAGGCUCCAACCGACUUUGCCAUGCAGCUGAAGGACCAGACUAUCACUGAGUUUGAAGAUGCAGAGUUUACUUGCAAGCUGACAAAGGAGAAGGCUGACGUCAAAUGGUACAAGAACGGCCGUGAAAUUCGUGAAGGACCAAGAUACACAUUUGAAAAAGAUGGUAAGACCUGCACCUUGCGCAUCAAAGAGUGCCGACCUGACGACGAGUGUGAGUACGCUUGCGGUGUCGACGAGAAGAGAUCCAGAGCGAGACUCUUUGUUGAAGAAACCCCAGUGGAGAUCAUCAGGCCACCGCAGGAUGUGUUCCAACCUCCCGGCUCUGAUGUGGUGUUUGAGGUGGAACUCAACAAGGACAGAGUGGAGGUGAAAUGGUUGCGGAACAACAUGACAGUCGUCCAGGGAGACAAAUACCAGAUGAUGAGUGAAGGUAAAGUCCACAGACUACAGGUCUGUGAGAUCCGUCCUCGAGAUCAAGGCCAGUACAGAGUCAUCGUCAAGGACAAAGAUGCCAUGGCCAAGCUGGAGAUGGCGGCGGCGCCCCAGAUAAAAACCACUGACCAAAACUACGUCACAGAUGCCGGGAAGCCUCUUGUCAUGGCCGUUCCCUACAGCGCAUACCCACAAGCUGAGGCAGACUGGCUCUAUGACAAUUUAAGUCUUCCACAGGAUAGCGUCUACACAUCCUCCGACUGCACAGAGUACCGUAUGAAGGACCCUAGAAAAUCUGACGAGGGUCGUUACAAGGUCAUCAUUAAGAACAAGCAUGGAGAGGGUGAAGCGUUCAUCAACCUGGAUGUCAUCGAUGUUCCAGGACCUGUGAAGAACCUGCAGGUGGUCGACACUGCUGACGGUGAAGUCAGUUUGGCAUGGGAGGAACCAGAGAAUGACGGAGGAAGCAAAGUCAUUGGUUACGUAGUGGAGAGACGAGACGUGAAACGCAAGACCUGGACGCUGGCCACUGAGCACGCCGACAGCCCCGAGUACACAGUGACAGGACUCCAGAAGGACUCCAUGUACCUUUUCAGAGUCUGUGCUCGAAACCGUGUUGGCAGCGGACCCACAGUAGAGACAGACAAACCAGUCCAGGCCAAAAACAAGUUUGAUGUUCCUGAUGCUCCUCUUAAUGUGAUUGUCGGGAACGUCUCCAAGUUUGGUUGUACUGUGUCCUGGGAGCUGCCGGCAUCAGAUGGCGGUUCUCCUAUUACCUCUUACAUCAUCGAGCUCCGUGACAGGACUUCCGUAAAGUGGUCACCUGUCCAGGUGACAACAUCUGAUGAGCUCAGCGCUGUCAUUAAUGAUGUCAUCGAGAACAAAGAAUACAUCUUCAGAGUCAAGGCUCAGAACAAAGCUGGUGUGGGCAAGCCCAGUGCUGCUUCCCAACCUGUAAAGAUUAUGGAUCCCAUUGAGCGUCCCAGCCCACCCCAGAACUUGGCCUAUCAAGACCAGAACAAAAGCUCUGUGCAGCUCAGCUGGGAGACACCGCUGAGCAAUGGUGGAAGCAUGAUCACAGGAUACAUCAUUGAGCGCUGUGAGGACGGAACCGAUAAGUGGCUCCGCUGUAAUGCCCGCCUCUGUCCUGACCUUUUCUACAAGGUUAGCGGUCUCAAGUAUGGAACAAAUUACAACUACCGAGUGUUUGCAGAAAACGCAGCCGGAAUCUCAGAUCCAUCCAACAUCAUUGGACCUCUGCUGGCCGAUGACCCACACAUUGGUCCAACUUUUGAUCUGAGUGCGUUCAAAGAUGGCCUGGAGGUUAUCGUCCCACAGCCGCUCACUAUCAGAGUCCCUAUCUCUGGAUAUCCCGUCCCUGUCGCCACGUGGACAUUCGGCGAGAAGGAGCUGACUGCUGCCGAUGAACGGGUCACUCUGACGACCAGGUCCACAUUUGCAGAAUUAGUCGUCACGCCAAGCGUUCGGCCAGACAAAGGCAUCUACACCUUGCAGUUGGAAAAUGAUGUCACAUCUGUCUCUGGCGAAAUUGAAGUCAACGUCAUUGCCGCACCUAGUGCACCAAAGGACUUCAAGGUGCAGGAAGUGACCCGCGAGCAUGUUCACCUAGCCUGGGAAGCACCGGAGCAUGACGGCGGAAGCCCUCUGACAGGCUACCAGGUUGAAAAACGGGAGGUGUCCCGCAAGACCUGGGUCAAAGUGGCCACAGGUAUCCAGGAUCAGGAGAUGACUGUCACGGAUGUGGUUGAAGGGAAGGAGUAUCUCUUCAGGGUCACAGCCUGUAACAAGUGUGGACCAGGAGAACCUGCAUACAUUGAUGAGCCCAUCAAUGUAUCCUCUCCUGCCACUGUCCCGGACCCUCCGGAGAACCUGAGAUGGAGAGACAAGUCAGCCAGCAGCAUCUUCCUGACCUGGGAACCUCCAAAGUAUGACGGUGGAAGUGGCAUUCGUGGCUACAAUGUUGAUCGUUGCCAGAGAGGAAGUGAUAAGUGGGAGCCCUGUGGAGACCUCAUCCCUGAGCUGAAGUUUCAAGUGACAGGUCUGAUUGAGGGCCAGUGGUACUCAUAUAGAGUCCGAGCCUUGAAUCGACUUGGAGCCAGCCGGCCCUGCAAGGCCACAGAUGAGAUCCAAGCUGUAGAUCCAAAAGAGCCACCAGAAAUCCAUUUGGACUCAAAGCUGCUUGCUGGUCUGACUGCUAAAGCAGGUAGCAAGAUUGAAUUGCCUGCCGAGGUGACAGGCAAACCCGAACCCCGGGUGAAGUGGACUAAGGCUGACCUGGUCCUCAAAGCUGAUGAUAGAGUCGCCAUCGACACCAAACCCGGGCACUCCACCGUUACCAUCUCCAAGACCAAACGAGAUGACAGCUCCACCUACAUCAUUGAGGCCACAAACAGCUGUGGUCGCGCUACUGCUACUGUUGACGUCAACAUUCUUGAUAAGCCCGGCCCCCCAGCUGCCUUCGACAUCUCUGAAAUUACCAAUGAGUCCUGUUUCCUGGCCUGGAACCCACCACGUGAUGAUGGUGGCUCGAAGAUCACCAACUACAUAAUCGAGCGACGUGCUGUAGACAGUGAGAUUUGGCACCGGCUCUCCUCCACUGUCAAACAAACAACCUACAGAGCAGUGGGUCUGGUCAAGUUGAAGGAGUACAUUUUCAGGGUCUUUGCUGAGAACCAGUUUGGUGUGGGUCUACCAGCAGAACACCCAUCCAUCAUCGCGAGAUAUCCCUUCGACACCCCCGGCGCACCCUACAAGCUGGAGCCUUCGGACAUAGCCAAGGACUCAGUGACUCUUAGCUGGUACGAGCCUGAUGAGGAUGGAGGAAGCCCAAUCACAGGGUACUGGGUGGAGCGAUAUGAACCUGACCAUGACAGGUGGAUGCGAUGUAAUAAGCUGCCCAUUAAAGACACCAACUACAGGGUCAAAGGUCUUCCCACUAGGAAGAAGUACAAGUUCAGAGUCCUCGCUGAAAAUCUGGCCGGAACUGGAAAGCCAAGCAAGGAAACUGAACCAAUCCUUGUGAAAGAUCCAAUUGAUCCUCCAUGGCCUCCUGGUAAACCCACAGUGAAGGAUGUGGCAAAGACUUCAUGCUUCCUGAUGUGGACCAAGCCAGAGCAUGAUGGGGGAGCAAAGAUUGAUGGCUAUGUCAUUGAGAUGCUCAAGAGUGGCACAACAGAUUGGAUUCGUGUGGCAGAGAACGUCAACAUGACCGAGUACUUCUUGAAAGGCCUGAUGGAGAAGCAGGAGUACUCAUUCAGGAUUCGUGCAGUCAACAUAGCUGGAGAGAGCGAACCCAGCGAUCCCAGCGACCCUGUUCUCUGCAAGGAGAGACUCAACCCACCUUCAGCACCCCGCUGGCUUGAGGUCAUCAGCAUUAGCAGGAACAGUGCUGAGUUGAAGUGGACGGUUCCCGAGCGUGACGGAGGAUCGCCCAUAACUAACUAUGUGGUGGAGAAACGGGACGUCAGACGUAAAGGCUGGCAGGCUGUGGAUACCACCGUCAAGGAGCUGAAGUACACCGUGACCCCGCUCAAUGAAGGCUCUCUAUACGUGUUCCGUGUCGCAGCUGAGAAUGCUGUUGGCGUCGGCCCAUUCUGCGAGUUAGAGGACUCUGUACUGGCUAAGGACACUUUCACCACCCCCGGGCCACCAUACGCCCUCGCCGUUAAUGCAGUGACCAAAAGAUACGUGGACCUGCAGUGGGAGGCCCCUAAAAACGACGGUGGUCGACCAAUCCUUCGGUAUUCCAUUGAGAAGAAAGAGAAGCUUGGAACUCGCUGGGUAAAGUGCGGAAAGACUUCCGGGCCUGACUGCAAGUACAGAGUCACUGAUGUCAUAGAAGGAACCGAGGUUCAGUUCCAAGUCCGGGCUGAGAACGAGGCUGGAGUCGGACAUCCUAGCGAACCCACCGAGAUCCUGACUAUUGAAGACCCAACAGGUGUCCCGUCUCCUCCCAUCGAGCUGCAUGUGACUGCCGCCAGCAGGGAAUUCCUGUCCAUCGGCUGGAAACCUCCACAGAGGGACGGUGGCUCCCCCAUCAGCGGCUACCACAUUGAGAUGUGUGAAGCCGGAACAGAGAAAUGGAUGAGGGUCAACUCUCGUCCCGUAAAGGAGCUGAAAUACACUGUGGAAGAAGGAAUCGUUCCUGAGAAGGAGUAUAUUAUGCGAGUGAGAGCAAUAAACGCUGUGGGAGUCAGUGAGCCCUCCGAAAUCUCGGAAAACGUUUUUGCCAAAGACUCAGACUGUAACCCCACGAUAGAAUUUCAGACUCUUGACCUGGUUGUCGUGGAGACAGAGAAGCUGCACAUCCCAGUUCCUUUCAAAGCCGUUCCCUCGCCCAAAAUCACUUGGCACAAAGACGGGAAAGAGCUUAAGGUCGACGAUCGUCUCGGUCUGAGGAAAGAGUAUACGUCCUGUCACCUAGAAGUCGAUAGCAGUCUUCAUUCUGAUGCAGGCCAAUACAAAGUGACAUUGGAGAAUAAGCUAGGGUCUGCCAGCGCCACCAUCAACGUCAAAGUCAUCGGUCUUCCGGGCCCAUGUAAGGAAAUUGUGGCCUCUGAGAUCACCAAAAGCUCCUGCAAGAUCUCCUGGGAUCCUCCUGACUAUGAUGGCGGAAGCCCAAUUCUUCACUACGUCCUGCAGCGGCGUGAGGCUGGCAGGAGGACAUAUGUCAACAUGAUGUCUGGAGAGAACAAAGUAAGCUGGAUCGUCAAAGACCUCAUCCCCAAUGGAGAGUACUACUUCAGAGUCCAGGCAGUAAACAAGAUUGGAGGAGGAGAGUUUAUUGAGCUACGCAACCCUGUUAUUGCUGAAGACCAGAAACAUCCACCUGACCCGCCGGUGGAUGUGGAGACCCACAAUCCCACAUCGGGCACCAUCACGCUGACCUGGAAACCUCCCAUGUACGACGGAGGUUCCAAGAUUAUGGGCUACAUCCUUGAGCGACAACAGAAGGGUGAGGACAAGUGGGAGAGGUGCAACGACUUCCUGGUUCCGGUGCUUUCCUACACCGUCCGAGGACUAACAGAGGGCAAGAGCUACGCAUUCAGAGUCAAAGCUGAAAAUGCAGCUGGGGUCAGCGAGCCAUCACGCAGCACCCUGUUUGUCAAGGCCUCAGAUGCUGUUGAUCCUCCCAAAGUCUUCCUCAGCGGGAGUCUGCAAUCUGGCCUGAGUGUGAAGCGAGGCUGUGAGAUCUGUUUGGACGCCAACAUUUCCGGCUCACCAUACCCCCAAAUCACCUGGUACUGGAACAACCAGGUGAUCCGACCCGAGCCUCUCCGCAAAAGGACUGAGAAACCACUGAAGAAAAAGGUGGAGAAGAAGGAAGAGAUAAAGAAGGAGGAAAGUGAAGGAGAAAAGAAAGAGGAACAGAAGGAGGCAGCAGUGAAAGACACGGAGGAGAAAGGGGAAGAGAAGAAGGAGGAGGUUACUGAACCUGAGCCUGAGGUGGAAGAGUCAGACUACCCGACUCUUGGCGAGCGUCUAUCCAUCAACAACAGCAGGAGGGGCGUGUCCUCCGUAGUUGUUAAAGACUCCAUCCGUGCUGACCACGGCGUCUACAUGGUGAAGGUGGAGAAUGACCACGGCAUUGCUUCAGCAACCUGUGAGGUCAACAUACUUGACACACCUGGGCCUCCACUCAACUUCAAGUUUGAAGAGGUGAGGAAGAAUUCAGUGAUCUGCAAGUGGGAUCCGCCUCUGGAUGAUGGUGGCAGUGAGAUCCUCAACUACACACUGGAGAAGAAGGACAACUCCAAGAUAGAGCUCGGAUACAGUUGUGUCACCUCAACACUGAGAGGAUGUCGCUAUCUUGUGCCCAAACUCAUCGAGAAGAAAGAGUACAUCUUCAGAGUUGUAGCUGAGAACAAGUUUGGAGCUGGUCCACCUUGUAUCUCCAAACCUCUUGUUGCUAAGAAUCCCUUUGAACCACCUGAGGCUCCUGAAAAGCCACAGAUCGAUGACAUCACAGCUAACAGUAUGCUGGUCAUCUGGAACGAGCCAAAUGACAACGGAAGCCCCAUUUUGGGAUACUGGGUGGAACGGCGUGAGAUCAACAGCUCUCAUUGGACUCGCGUCAACAGAAACAUCGUCUCUGACACCGAGCUGAAUGUUGAAGGACUCAUUGAGGGCCUGACGUAUAUCUUCAGAGUGGCAGCUGAAAACCAGGCGGGGCCCGGAAAGUUCAGUGUCCCUUCAGAUCCUCAGACAGCCCAAGCCCCAAUUUUACCUCCUGGACCACCAGUGCCACGAGUGGUUGCAACAACGGACCACUCGAUUGACGUUGAAUGGGAUGUGCCCGCCGACAAUGGAGGCGGAGAGAUCCUGGGAUACCACGUGGAUAAGGCUAUCGCUGGUACCAAAGACUGGUCCAGGUCUACAGAACGUCCAUGGAAGGGUCGAGCAUUUACUGUAUAUGGAGUACGCGAGGGAGCCAAGUACUUAGUCCGAGUCAUUGCCUGCAAUGCUGCUGGAGAGGGAACACCGGGUUUCACAGAGUCUGUGUUCGUAAGGAAUCCAGCAGAGAUGCCUGUGGUUGAGCUGGACAUUUCAGUCAAGAAUGGUGUAGUCAUCAGAGCUGGUGAGAUGCUUCGUGUUCCAGCCACAGUCACCGGUAAACCCUACCCAUCCAUCACCUGGACAGUGGAUGAUGCCAAACCUGACAAAGAGCGUGUGGAGAUUCUCACAGAAGGCAAUGACAGCAUUGUUUCAGUUAAAAAUGCACAGAGGAAAGACUGUGGCAAAUACCAGAUCUCUGCAUGUAACCCAAGUGGUACCAAGUCUGCCUCCACUCGAGUGGAGGUCAUGGAUGUUCCUGGACCUGUCACAGACCUGAAACCAGUGGUUGUCACCCGUAAGAUGAUUUUCCUGAACUGGGAUGACCCAGAUGACGAUGGUGGAAGUGAUCUGACUGGCUUCAUUGUGGAGCGCAAAGAUGCCAAAAUGCACACAUGGAGGCAACCUGUUGAAACUGCCUCCUCCAAGUGUGAAUGUGUGGGGAUCAUGGAGGGACAAGAUUAUAUGUUCCGUGUCAUUGCCAAGAACAAGUAUGGUAUGGGCCCACCUGUUGAGCUGGGACCCAUCAAGGCUGUGGACCCACAAGGACCACCAUCAUCACCCGAGAAGUUCCACUACACAGAACGCACAAAGAACUCUAUCACCCUAGCCUGGAGGCCACCUCGCAAUGAUGGAGGCAGUCCAGUCAUCGGCUACUUUGUGGAGAAGAAGCGGCAAGAUCAGCAAGCCUUUGAGCCCUGCAACACAGAGAUCUGCCCCAACAUGACCAUGACUGUGGAGGGCUUGGAUGAGGCCUGGAUGUACGAGUUCAGGAUUAAGUGUGCAAACCUGAUUGGAGAAAGCGAGCCAUCUAUUCCACUGACCGUGGUCAUCCAAGACGAUGAAGUGGCUCCUGAGAUACACAUGCUGAAGACGUUCAAAGGGGAUUGCAUCACUGUGAAAAAGGGUGAACCUAUCGAGAUCCCCGCUGACAUACUGGGCCUUCCCAUCCCCAAAGUGGAGUGGUCCAAAGAUGACGUGGUGAUUGAGAAGCCAACAGAAAGCCUGCUGAUGGACACUGAGGUGACCGGCAGGAUGAACUGCAAGUCAACGCUGUCUAUACCUACAGCCAACAGGAGGGAUCGUGGCAGCUACACCAUAUGUGCCUCCAACAACAUGGGCUCAGCCAAGCACACCGUGUCCAUCAUGGUGCUAGACCGCCCCCUUCCUCCCAGGAAUGUGACAGUGUCGGACAUCAAAGCAGAGUCUUGCUACCUUCAAUGGGACGCACCCUUAGACAAUGGUGGCAGCGAGCUGACUAACUAUAUUGUUGAGAAGAGGGACAUGACACCGGAGGAGGCAGAGGAGGAAGGACAGGAAGUGGAGCCCCAGUGGGUGGAGGUUACCAACAGCAUCAUUGACAGGAAAUAUCGGGUGUGGAAUCUGGAAACCAACAAAUCCUACCUGUUCCGUGUAAGAGCUGAGAACCGCUAUGGCAAGUCUGACCCCUGCACAACUCAGGAAGUUCAGAUCACAGACCCCUUCGGCCUUCCGGGCCCACCAGAGAAACCGGCCAUCACUGAGUAUUCAAAGACCUCCAUGACCCUGACCUGGGAGCCACCACGAGACAACGGCGGCUCCAUGAUCAUUGGCUACUGGCUGGAAAAGAGGGAAAGAGGCUCCGCUUAUUGGGCCAGAGUCAAUAAGAUGCCAGUCACCAAAAGGGGAAUGAAAGGCUGGGAGUACCAGGUGACUCGCCUGAUUGAAGGGAGUGAGUAUGAGUUCAGAGUUGCUGCCUUCAACUCAGCAGGAACUGGACCAUUCAGUGGACCAUCUGACCCAGCUUUUGCUGUUGACCCUCUGACACCUCCCAGCAUGCCUGCAGCCCCUGUGGUGGCUGACAAGACAAAGCACAGUGUCACGCUAUCUUGGAAGCCACCAGAGAAGGAUGGAGGAAGCCCCAUCAAGGGCUAUAUAAUCCAGAUCCAAGAUGAGGGCAAAUCAGAUUGGGUGAGGGUGAACGAUCCAGAACAGCUGCAUCCCACCACUGAGUUCACCGUGCCAAGUCUCCGUGAGCUUAAACGCUACCGAUUCAGAAUCAUUGCAGUCAACGAUAUUGGCGAGUCAGACCCCAGCCCCCGCACCAGCGAGGUCUUGGUUGAAGAAGUCCAGCUUCCACCUUCCAUCACCAUUGACCUCGUGGUAGAUGACCUGCUUUAUAUCCGGGCUGGAGAUCCAAUCAGGAUCCCUGCCAUCAUCAAGGGACGUCCUGCACCAAAGGUGACAUGGGACUUUGAUGGAAAAGCAAAAAGUCAUAAGAAGAAAAAACUGCACACACUUCCAGUGGACUCUGAGGUUGAGUCCACAGACACCACAUCUACUGUAACCGUCCCUGUCAGCCUGAGAAGCCACUCUGGACGCUACACCAUCACCGCAAAGAACAAGUCCGGACAGAAACAUGUCAAUGUCAGAGUCAACGUCCUUGAUGUUCCUGGACCUCCAAAAGAGCUGAGGGUGACAGACAUCACUCGUUCAACCAUGAGGCUGAUCUGGAAACUGCCUGACAAUGACGGUGGAGAAAGAAUCAAGAGCUACUUUAUUGAGAAAAAAUGUGUCACAGACAAAGCCUGGACCAAGGUGAACACUGCCUGCGCCAGUCAAGCUUUCGUGGUACCUGGCCUUUUGGAAGGACAGCACUACCUGUUCAGAGUGCGAGCUGAGAACAGGCUGGGAUUCGGCCCAUUUACUGUUACGACUGAUCCUGCUCAGGCCAUGGACCCAAUCUACCCACCUGACCCCCCCAUCCAUCUGAAGGUCAAUCUGGUGACAAAGAACACGGUCACUCUGAGCUGGGAGCCGCCCAAAAAUGAUGGCGGCUCUCCUGUUAAGCAUUACAUCAUUGAGCGUUUGAGCUGGGACACAAGUGGCAAAGAAAAGGAGACAUGGAAGCAGUGCAACAAGAGAGAUGUUGAAGAGCUCACAUUUGUAGUGGAGGACCUGAAGGAGGGAGGAGAGUACGAGUUCAGAGUGAAAGCUGUAAACGCUGCCGGGCCAAGUAGACCCUCCGCCACCGCCGGACCAUUGGUCAUUAAGGAUCAGACAUGCGCUCCCACUAUCGAGCUGCGUGAGGUCAUGGAGGGCGAGGAGGGCUGUGACCUUAGCAUUGUUGCUAAGGUGAGCGGUUGUCCUUUCCCGACGCUCACCUGGUACAAAGCCAGUCUCUCCAAACCAGAGGAGAAGGCUGCCGUCCAGUACGACCAGCACAUUAGCAGACUGGUGAGCCGGGACAAGUGCACGCUGCUGAUCCAGCAGGCCAGCAGGGAAGACAGCGCCUUAUUCAGCCUGACAGCCAGCAACAGCCUGGGCUCGGUCACAAAGGACAUUAAGGUCUUUGUGCUUGGACCUCCUGGUCCCCCCGUAGGACCAAUCAAGUUUACCGAGGUGUUUGCAGAGAGGAUUGGACUUGCCUGGAACCCACCGACAGAUGAUGGUGGCUCCAAGAUUACCAACUACGUCAUUGAAAAGCGCGAGGACAAUCGGAAGUCUUGGGUGCACAUCUCAAAUGACCCUAAGGAGUGCGCCUACCUGGUGACCCGCCUGACUGAGAACCACGAGUAUGAGUUCAGAGUCAUGGCGCAGAAUAAGUUUGGUGUCGGGCCACCGUUGGUCAGUGAGCCAGAGAAGGCCAGAAACCUCUUCACUGUGCCCGGUCAGUGUGAGAAGCCCACAGUGACCGAUGUCUGCCUGGAGUCUAUGACUGUCAACUGGGAGGAGCCUAAGUACGACGGUGGUUCCUCCAUCACUGGCUACUUCAUCGAGAAGAAGGAGACAACCAGUAAGCGUUGGACCCGCAUCAGCCGCGAGCCAAUUCGGGCGCUGCCGCUGGGCAACAACUGGGACGUCACCGGCCUGCUAGAGGGUGCCAUGUACCAGUUCAGAGUCAUCGCAGUCAAUGCUGCCGGCUGCGGCCUGCCUAGCGUGCCCUCUGAUCCCAUGCUUUGCAGAGACCCCAUCAAGCCUCCCGGGCCACCGACUCCAAAGGUGAUAGACUGGACCAGGUCAACGGUAGAAUUGGAAUGGGUUCCUCCAUUGAUUGACGGAGGUUCAAAGAUCACAGGCUACAUUGCGGAAUUCAAGGAGGUGAACAAAGAGGAAGAGGAGAAGAAGGCUCAGAGGAGGCUCUUGCUGAGCACGAGUGAGGAGGAGAAGGAGCCUGAGGCCGAGGAGAGCUGGGAGAAGGCCAAGGACACAGAGAUCAGAGGAACCAAGUUUGUGGUGGCUGGCCUCAAAGAAGGCGGUCUGUACCGCUUCAGAGUCCGAGCCGUGAAUGCCGCUGGUGUUGGCGAGCCGGGACUGGUCUCUGAGCUGAUCGAAGUCAAGGACAGGACAAUUCCACCUGAGAUGGACCUGGAUGCCUCCGUGAAAGAGAAGAUCGUGGUCCACGCGGGUGGAACAAUUCGAAUCAUCGCCUACGUGUCCGGCAAACCAGCGCCGGUGAUCAGCUGGUGCAGAGAUGAUGCUGAGGUGCCCAAAGAAGCUGUCGUGGAAACGACAGGUAUCUCCAAUUCUCUGGUCAUAAAGAACUGCAGACGCCAGCAUCAGGGCAUCUACACGCUCUGCGCAAAGAACGAAGGUGGCGAAAGAAGGAAGGCAGUGAUUGUGGAGGUCUUGGAUGUCCCCGGACCAGUCGGCCUCCCCUUCGCAGGCGAGAACUUGACGAAUGACUCCUGCAAGCUGACCUGGUACUCUCCUGAAGAUGAUGGCGGCUCUGCCAUUACCAACUACAUCAUCGAGAAGAGGGAAUCGGACCGCAUGGGCUGGACCUCUGUGUCCUACACAGUAACCAGGAACAACGCUGUGGUACAAGGACUGCUCGACGGUAAAGGCUAUUUCUUCAGGAUUGCUGCAGAGAACAUCAUCGGCAUGGGACCUUUCAUCGAGACAGACAAAGUGGUGCUCAUCAAAGAUCCCAUCUCCGUACCAGAGCGUCCAGAAGACCUUAUCAUCACCGCUGUCACCAAGGACUCAAUCUCUGUUGCCUGGAGGCCACCAAAAUACGAUGGUGGUGCCGAGGUUACAGCGUACGUUCUUGAAUCUCGCAUGAUUGGCAGGGAUAACUUCACUCGUGUUGGCGGUGAAGACAAGCUGAUGGACAAGAAGUUCACACUUACUGGACUGAAGGAAGGCUCAAGUCACGAGUUCAGAGUGUCGGCUGUCAAUCAAGUGGGACAAGGCAAAUCUUCCUUUGCCACCAAACCUGUCCAGUGCAAAGAUGAGCUGGAACCACCAUCUUUGGACCUGGACUUCAGAGACAAGAUAAUGGUGAAGGUUGGAGACAGUUGUUCACUGUCUGGACGCUACAGUGGCAAACCAGUCCCAGCUAUCACAUGGACAAAGAAUGACGAGGAGCUGAAGGCAGACAAAGACAUCAGCUUCCAUAGCACCAGUCGUCACCUCAGUCUGAACAUCAGCAAGGCCAAGCGGGACCACAGUGGCCGCUAUUGCGCCACUGUGGAAAAUGCAGCUGGAACUCGCACCGGAAUCUGCACUAUCACUGUGGUCGAUGUUCCUCAGCCUCCAGAGGGCCCCGUGGUGUUUGACGAGGUCUACAGGAACCACAUGGUCAUUUCCUGGAAGCCUCCUCUGGACGACGGAGGCUGUGCUAUCUCCAACUACAUUGUUGAGAAGAGAGACACCAACAGGGACUUGUGGAUGCCUGUCACCUCAUCCUGCACCAGGACCACCUGCAAGGUGCCAAAACUGAUUGAGGGUCGAGAAUACAUCAUCAGGAUCAUGGCACAGAACAUCUACGGCAUCAGCGGACCACUGCUGUCCGCAGAGGCAAAGGCCAGAGACAUUUUCAAGGUGCCUGAUGCUCCCAAACAGCCUACAGUGAAGGAGGUGUACCAUGACUGCGCCCUCAUUAGCUGGGAGCCCCCUGCAGAUGGAGGGAAGCCGAUCACAGGAUACAUUGUGGAGAGGAAGGAGACGAUGGCUAACAGAUGGGUUCGGUGCAACACAGAGAGGAUCCAUCCCAAGGUGGAAUACUUGGUGAUGGACCUGCUUAAGGGUUGUGAGUACGAGUUCAGAGUCAGCGCUGAGAACAUAGUGGGUGCUGGAGACCCCAGCCCACCAUCCAAGCCAGUCUUCGCCAAAGACCCCAUCGUGAAGCCUAGCCCUCCACUUAACCUCAAAGCUGUGGACCAUACCAAAGAGUCGGUGACUCUUUCUUGGCUGCCGCCCGCUGACACCGGAAGAGGAAAGAUCUUUGGCUACCUGCUGGAGUUCCAGAAGGCUGGCGAGGAGGAGUGGCAAAAGGUGAACCAGACUCCAGAUUCUUGCCAAGACACUAAGUUCAAGGUGAUCAACCUGGAUGAGGGAGCUCUGUACCGUUUCAGAGUUAUGGCUGUCAAUGCUGCUGGAGAAUCUGACCCUGCUAACAUAAAAGAACCAAUCAGAGUGCAGGAUAGACUUGAGCCACCAGAGUUGAUUCUGGAUGCUGGGAUGACUCGGGAGGUCAAGGCCAUGGCUGGCACCCACAUCACUCUAAUGGCUGCCAUCAAGGGCAUCCCCUUUCCCACUGUCGUCUGGAAGAAGAACGAUGCUGAGGUGCCAACCAGGGCAGACAUUGAGACCAACCAAGAGGGCACCAAGCUGGAGAUGAGGUUCUGUAACCGUGGCGACUGUGGAGAUUACACACUCACCGUGGAAAACCCUGCUGGGUCUAAGACUGUCACCUGCACAGUUCUGGUCCUUGAUAAACCUGGUCCAAUUCAGCACCUUCGAGUAUCUGAUGUUAGGAGCGACUCAGCCUACCUGUCCUGGAAAGACCCAGAGGACAACGGAGGCGCCCGCAUCACCAACUUUGUGGUGGAAAAGAAAGACACAGCCUCCACUCAGUGGGUUCCGGUCUGCUCCACAUCGAAGAAACGCAGCAUGAUGCUCAAGCACCUGAUGGAAGGAACGUCCUACACAUUCCGAGUUGCUGCUGAGAACCAAUAUGGCCGCAGCGAAUACGUGGAGACGCCAAAGGCUAUCAAAGCGAUGAAUCCCCUCUUCCCACCUGGUCCUCCCAAAGACCUGCAUCAUUCUGAUGUGGAUAAGACAGAGGUGUGGCUUGUCUGGAAUUGGCCUGACCGAAACGGUGGAAGUGAGAUCACCGGCUUCUUGGUGGAGUAUCAAGAGGAAGGAGAGAAGGAAUGGGAUGAGUGGCAGACUGUCAGCAUCCCAGAGAGUCAUGUGACAGGCCUGGAAGAAGGGAAGACCUAUCGAUUCCGAGUAAGAGCGGAAAACGCCAUAGGCCUCAGCAGACCCGACACCACUGUUCCUAUCCUUUGCCAGGAGAAGCUCGUGCCUCCAAUUGUUGAGGUUGAUGUCAAAUUGACUGAGGGCAUCACUGUUAAGGCUGGGACCACCAUCAGGCUGCCUGCUAUCAUGAGAGGAAUUCCAAUCCCUACCGCCAAAUGGUCGAUUGAAGGAGAGGAGAUCACCAGCGAAGGGAAUAUUAAGAUCGACACCGACAACUUUUCCACCGUCCUCAGCAUCAAUGAGUGUACCAGAAAUCACACCGGCACUUACCUGCUCACCGUUUCAAACCUUGCCGGGACCAAGACAGCAGCUCUGAAUGUCACGGUGCUGGAUGUCCCAGCGGCACCCAUUGGACCGGUCAACAUUCUGGAGGUCACUCCUGACUCCAUGAUGAUCGAGUGGCGCCCUCCUAAGGAUGAUGGUGGAAGCCCUGUCACUAACUACAUUGUGGAGAAGAGAGAUUCCAAUAAGGAAACAUGGGGUGGAGUUAGCUCUGGCAGCCUUGCUACAAAGCUCAGGAUAGUCCGCCUUCAGAAAGGAGUUGAGUAUGUGGUUCGCAUUCGCGCUGAGAACAAGAUGGGCAUCGGUGCUCCUUUGGAGAGCAAGCCCACUGUUGCUGAGCAUUCCUUUAUGCCACCAAGUCCUCCUGGUAAGCCACAGCCACAUGACGUCUCUGAGGACGGUGUUACUCUUGGUUGGACCAUGCCGUUGUCUGACGGUGGUAGUCAGAUCACAGGUUACAUAAUUGAGCGGAGACACAAAGGAGGAAAGUGGAUCCGUGUAAACAAGACACCUUGCAGAGACCUCAGGUACAGAGUCCUAGGCUUGUUUGUGGGAAAUGAGUAUGAAUUCAGGAUAUUUGCUGAGAAUAGCGCCGGCUACAGUGGCCCCUCUCCCAUAUCUGACCCCUGCAAGCCUUGCAGGCAGAUCACUGUCCCAAGCCCCCCAGUCAACCCAAAAGUUAAAGAUUACAGCAAGACUACGGCAGACUUGGUAUGGACUAAACCCAACAAAGAUGGAGGAAGCCCAAUUCUGGGCUACACUGUGGAAAUGAAGAAGGCAGAUGCAGAAGACUGGAAGAAAAUGAAUCUGGAUGACUUCAUCAAGCAGUGCGCAUACACAGUGAAGGGGCUGGAGGAGGGAGUCACUUACAGAUUCAGAGUUUAUGCCUCAAAUAUGAUUGGAGAUGGUGAGUCGAGAGAGAUUCCAGAGUCCGUCACUGCUCAAGACAUCCUUAUUCCUCCAGAGAUUGAAAUGGACGCCACAUGUCGUGAGCGUGUCACUGUGCGUGUUGGACACAACAUUAACAUCAUCGGCUAUGUCAAAGCCCGUCCCGACCCUGAAGUGCUGUGGUCAAAGGAAGAGACUAUUCUGGAGAACAGCAAGCGUGUAUCUAUCAUUCAGAACCUACCCGUGGUCAAGCUGAGGAUCAAGGAGGCCACCAGAGGUGACCAUGGUAAAUAUAUUCUGAAGGCCUCAAAUGAGGGCGGAGAAGCCUCCUGUGCCAUCACGGUAAACGUGUUGGACAGACCCAGCCACUGCCAGAACCUCCACAUGACCUAUGUCACCAAGGACUCAUGCAUGAUCAACUGGGAGGCGCCUAAAGACAACGGCGGAUCUGAGAUCACCAAUUACAUCGUGGAGUGCCGAGAGCCUAGCGUCAGCAUGUGGUCCAUGAUCUCUUCACACUGCACCAAUCGCAAGAUCAAGACCAAGCUGAUGGAAGGCCACGAGUACCUUUUCCGUGUCUGUGCAGAAAACAAGAUGGGACCUGGACCCACUGUGGAGACCAAGGUCCCUUUGCUUGCCAUUGACCCCAUUGAAAAGCCAGGCGAGCCUGAGAACUUCAGGGCAACCGAUAUUGGCAAGAACCAUGUUUACCUGAGAUGGAGGAAGCCUGACUAUGAUGGUGGUAGCCCCAACCUUUCUUACAACCUGGAGUGCAAAGACAAAGAUGCGGAGGAAUGGGAAAAACUUAACACCGGCAUCUUAACUGACACAUUCUUUUUGGCGGACAAAUGUGUAGAAAACCACACUUACACUUUCAGGGUGCAGAGUGUCAAUGAAGGAGGGGAGAGUGGCUGGGUUAAACUUGCAGAUAUCUUGGUGCGAGAAGAGAUUCAAAAGCCUGUCAUUGACCUGAGGCUGGCCGGAACACUAACAGUAAAGGCUGGAGAGUCUGUCAGGAUAGAGGCCGGCCUGAGAGGAAAGCCUCAGCCAGAAGUCAAGUGGACAAAGGACAAGGCGGUCGGAGACAACCCCAGAAUCAGCUAUGAAACCGGUUCUGAUUACUCCAAAUUCCUUUUGACCAAGUCAAAACGUACUGACUCCGGAAAAUAUAUCAUCACUGCCACCAACUCUGCCGGAACCUUCACUGCAUAUGCUAACGUUAACGUCCUGGACGUUCCCGGCCCUGUCAGGAACCUCAGAGUCACUGGCAUUGGAGCCGACAAGUGCAGAGUGGUAUGGGAUGCGCCUGAGGAUGACGGAGGCUGUGAGGUUGACAGCUAUAUCCUGGAAAAAUGUGAAACCAGAAGGAUGGUCUGGUCCACAUACUCUGCAUCCGUAGUUACACCGUACUGCAACGUCAUUCGUCUGGUAGAGGGCAAUGAGUACAUCUUCAGAGUGAGGGCUGAGAACAAGAUGGGAACUGGACCUUCAAUGGAGAGCAAACCUGUCACUGUCAAGACUCAGUUCAACAGACCUGGACCACCUGAUGCCCCAGAGGUUACAAAGGUGAGCAAAGAAGAGAUGACAGUUGUCUGGGCUCCACCUGAGAAUGACGGAGGAAAGUCCAUCACCGGCUACAUUCUAGAAAGAAAGGAAAAGAGGGCAGUGCGCUGGGUGCCAUGCACUAAAAGUCCCAUCUCUGAGAGACGCAUGAAAGUCACCAACUUGAUCCCCAACCAUGAGUAUCAGUUCAGAGUCAAGGCUGAGAAUGAAGUUGGUCUGGGAGAUCCCAGCAAACCCUGUAGACCUGUUACAGCCAAAGAUCCAAUUGAACCUCCUGGCCCACCUGCAAGCCUGAAGGUGGCUGACAGCACCAAGACCUCUAUCACACUUUCCUGGUCUAAACCUGUAUAUGAUGGGGGUGCCCCGAUUAUUGGCUACAGCCUGGACUUAAGGUUGAAGAGUGAGGUAGACCCUGAGAAGCCCACAGAAGGCUGGAAGAGGAUUGACACGCAUGGACCACUGGUCCUCACAGAGUUCACCAUAGGACAGCUUGAUGAGAAGCAGGAGUAUGAGUUCAAGGUCUCUGCCCAAAACCAGGUGGGCUGGGGACGCCAUGCUUACUUAAAGGAGGCCGUCUCCCCUAAGGAGAUCCUGGAGGCUCCUGAGAUUGACCUGGAUGCAAGUUUGAGGAAAGGUCUUGCUGUAAGGGCUGGCUGUCCAAUAAGACUUUUCGCUGUUAUCAGAGGACGUCCCGCACCCAAGGUGACCUGGAAGCGCUUGGGCGUGGACAAUGUGGCUCGCAGAGGUCACGUAGACCAAGUGGACACCAUGUCCUUCCUGGUCAUCCCUGAAAGCACCAGAGAAGAUUCUGGAAAAUACUCACUCACUCUGUCUAACUCUGCUGGAGAGAAAGCCGUUUUUGUCCGUGUCAAAGUUCUCGAUACCCCUGGUCCUGUUGGUGGCCUUGACGCAACUGAUGUCACGAAAACAACAGCUCAACUGUCCUGGUUGCCACCAGAGAAUGACGGUGGAAGCCCCAUUCUCAACUACAUUGUGGAGAAACGUGAAGUGGACAGGAAGACAUGGACAAAGUGCACAGAAGACCUAAAGAAGACUAGCUUCAAGGUGACCAACAUGACACCUGGCAUUGAGUACUACUUCCGUGUCAUGGCAUGCAACAAGUAUGGAAUUGGAGUUCCUCAGGAUUCUCCCAGAUCUUACCUGGCUGUGGACCCCAUCAGUGAACCGGAUCCACCAAAGAAGAUGGACGUUUUGGAGAUCACGAAGAACAGUGCCACACUUGGCUGGCUGAAGCCGCUCAGAGACGGAGGAGCCAAGAUCAACGGUUAUGUUGUGGACUACCAGGAGGAGGGUUCCCCAGAGGAAAAGUGGACACCGUAUUCAGUGGUCAAGGAUUUGACUAUCGUUGUCGUUGGCCUGAAGGAAGGGAAGAAGUACAAGUUCAGGGUAGCAGCUAGGAACUCCGUUGGAGUCAGUCUUGCUCGGGAGGCCGAGGGAAUAUUUGAGGUCAAAGAGCAGCUCAUGGCCCCAAAGAUCAUUAUGCCUGAUACUGUGACAGUCAGAGCCGGAUCCAAAAUGGUCAUUGAAGCCAUUGUGGCGGGUAAACCCGCUCCCUUCUGCAAGUGGAAGCAGGGCAACGAAGACGUCCUGACUUCUGAUCGCCUUUCUGUCUUCAAGACACUUACAAGUUGCACACUCAUCAUUAAGAAUAUGACGAGGUCGGACAGCGGCUACUACAGCCUUUCGGCUGAAAACAGCACGGCCAAGAUCAACCAAAUUAUCAAAGUCAUUGUUAUGGACAUUCCAGGACCACCUGGAAGUCCUCUUGAAAUCACUGAGCAAGACAUUGACGCCUGCACGCUGCUCUGGAACUCUCCUGAGGAGGAUGGUGGCAGCAAUAUCACAAACUACAUUGUGGAGAAGUGUGACAUUAGCCAGGGUGACUGGGUUACCAUGUCCUCUUCCUGCACCAAAACCAGCUUCAGGGUGACUAAACUGACACCCGGCAAAGAGUACAGCUUCCGGGUCCGUGCUGAAAACAGGUUCGGCAUCUCUGAGCCCAUCUACUCCGAGAGGAUGAUUGCCAGAUAUCCAUUUGAUCCUCCAAGUGAACCCAGAAACCUGCAGGUUAACAAGAUCAACAAGGACUUUGUCAUCCUCUCAUGGGAGCGUCCCAGCAGUGAUGGAGGAAGCCCGAUUACUGGGUACUGCAUCGAGAAGAAGGAGAGGAACAGUCUCUUGUGGGUCAUGGCUAAUGAGUCUCUGGUGAAAGCUACCCAGUACACCUGCACCGGACUGAUCGAGGGCCUGGAGUACACCUUCAGGGUGUCCGCCAUUAACAUUGCUGGACAGGGCAAACAUUGCAAGCAGACUGAUUUCAUCACCGCCAGGACUGCUGUUGACCCUCCAGGCAAGCCUGAGCCCAUGGAUGUGACCAAGAGCACAGUCUCAUUGGUGUGGACCCGGCCCAAGCAUGAUGGUGGCAGCAAACUGAUUGGCUACUUCGUGGAGUACUGCAAGCUUCCAGAGGAGAAGUGGACACGCUCCAACAGCAACUGCAUGAGCAUCCAGACAGAAAACUAUGUGGUGACUGGUUUGGAGGAGGGUCAGCAGUACCAAUUUAGAAUCAUCGCCAAGACUGCUAUAAACAUCAGCCUGCCCUCAGAGCUGUCAGAUCCCAUUCCUGUCAUCGCGGAGAAUGUUCCUCCUCGUGUGGAGUUAGGAGUCAACAUGAAGAACCUGAUUGUGGUGAAAGCCGGCGAGAACGUCUUCCUGGAUGCUGAGGUCUUUGGCAAGCCAUUGCCAAAGGUGAGCUGGAAGAGAGACGGCAUGCCUCUGGUACUGGCAGAGGGAAUGAAGAUGACCCAGAAGAAACAUCUCCACCUGCUGGAGCUGUAUUCUGUCACCAGGAAGGAAUCAGGCGACUAUGCUGUUGUUGCUGAGAAUAUCAAUGGCAGCAAGUAUGCCACCAUUAAAGUCAAAGUGCUCGAUAAACCAGGUCCUCCAGCUUCAGUGAAAACCACCAAAGUAUUUGCAGAUCGUGUCAAGCUGCGGUGGGAGCCCCCUUUGGCAGACGGCGGGUCAGAAAUCACGAACUACAUCAUCGAGAAGCGUGAAACCAGCAGAGCCAACUGGGCACUUGUCACCUCCAACAUUCACGGUCACAUUACUGACUGCUCGGUGGAGAAACUUAUCGAAGGACAUGAGUACCAGUUCAGAGUCAGUGCUGAGAACCAGUAUGGCGUCGGAGAUGCUGUCAUGACUGACCCUGUCGUGGUCAAGAACCCGUAUGAUGUUCCUGGCCCAUGCGAUCCGCCUGUCAUCACCAACAUCACCAAGGACUCCAUGACAGUUAGCUGGAAGGCACCCGCCAACGACGGUCGAGCAACCAUCCUUGGUUAUAUGGUAGAGAAGCGCGAGGCCACAGAAUUGACUUGGGCCAAAGUCAACCGCCGUCCGGUGAUUGACAGGACCAUUAAAGCAGCUCAGCUAACUGAGGGCUCUGAAUAUGAGUUCAGAGUCAUUGCCAUGAACAAAGCUGGGCUGGGCAAACCAAGCGAUGCAUCCAAUGCUGCUCUGGCUGUUGAUCCUGUCUAUCCCCCAGGCCCACCUGCCUUCCCCAAGGUGGUGGAUUCUACAAAGAGCUCCAUCAGCCUGAGCUGGACUAAGCCAGCCUAUGACGGUGGUUGCGAGAUCAUUGGCUACCUGGUGGAGUGCAAACAGGCAACUGCAGAGGACUGGAAUAAAUGCAAUGUACCAAAGAAGCUCCAGGCUACCAAGUUUUUGGUGACAGGCCUAAUGCAUGACACGGAAUACCAGUUCAGAGUCACUGCUGUCAACAAGAUUGGUUACAGCGAGCCUAGCGAAGUCCCUGGAAACCACAUGGCCAAGGAUAUCCUCAUCGCUCCGGAAGCUGAACUGGAUGCCGAUCUGAGGAAAGCCUUGGUUCUCCGUGCUGGCGUCACCAUGAGGCUCUACGUUCCCUUAAGAGGGCGCCCAGCACCAAAAGUGACAUGGAGCAAGGUGGAUGCCAAUCUGAAGGAGCGAGAGGGCCUGUUGAUCAAGACGUCUGAGUGGGAUACCCUGCUCUUGAUUGAAGACAUUAACAGAUAUGAUGCUGGCAAAUAUGUCCUGACGCUGGAGAACAGUAGUGGUUCCAAAAGCUACACCAUUGUGGUGAAGGUUCUUGAUUCUCCUGGACCACCUUUGAACCUGACUGUGAAGGAAACUUCCAGAAACCACGCUUCCAUCACCUGGGAUGCACCACUGAUCGAUGGUGGCAGUCCGGUGAAGAGCUACAUUGUUGAGAAGCGUCUCGCAGAGAGGAAAGCCUGGACCUGUGUGUCAGCAGAGUGUCACAAGAUCUCCUUUAGGAUCACCAACUUGGAGGCAGGACAAGCUUACUGCUUCCGGGUGCUGGCUGAGAAUGCUUAUGGCAUCGGAGAGGGCUGUGAGACCGCGGGCAGUGUUCGAGCCUCAGAGCAACCUGGUCCAGUGAUGGACUUGAAGGCCAAAAAGACCACUAAGGAUUCCAUCACACUGGCUUGGAAAAAGCCUGUCAGUGAUGGCGGAAGUCAUGUAAGUGCCUACAUAGUGGACCAGAGUGAAGGCGAGCAGUGGAAGCAGAUUAUGAAGGGCAAAAAUACAUCAUUAGCUGUCAGUGAGCUCACUGAGGGCAAGGAGUACUUAUUCAGAGUCAGAGCACUCAACGAAUCUGGAGAAGGACCACCCACUGAGCUCAGUGCUGUUGCCAAGGACCAGUUUGUCCUGCCUGACUGCAACCUGAGCAGUUUACAUGAUGGCUGCUACGUGGUCAAGGAAGGCGCUACCAUCCGCAUUAACAUCCCAAUCCUUGGUGUGCCAUAUCCCACCGCCACAUGGAAAAAGGGUGACGUAAGCCUUGGAGACACUGGUCGCAUGUGUGUUGAGGCAUCUCAAGGGAUUACCACCCUGCUAAUUAGAGACUGUCAAAGGGGAGAUGCUGACACAUACACCAUCAACGUCAAGAACAGCAUAGGCUCCAAAGAUUGCAAGUUCUCCCUCAAGGUUGUGGGCAGACCUGGUGUCUGCACUGGUCCCAUAAAGUUUGACGAGAUCACAGCAGAUGGCAUCACCCUGGAAUGGGAGCCACCCAAAGAUGAUGGCGGUGCCGAAGUGUCCAACUACAUUGUUGAAAAAAGGAGGACAACGGACAACAAGUGGGCAACAGUCGCUUCAGCAAUUCAGAAAACCACCAUGAGAGUGAUCCGUCUACAUGAUGGAAUCGAGUACAUAUUCAGAGUGUUUGCUGAGAACAAAUACGGUAUUGGAGAGUAUCUGAGGUCAGACCCAGUCGUCGCACAGCAUCCUUUCAAUGCCCCAGAGGCACCAGCUCCUCCAGAGAUAGUCAGUAUCCGCCACGAGUCAGCCAUCUUAACCUGGGCUGAUCCCAAAGACACAGGUGGCUCCCCGAUUACAGGUUAUCAUGUGGAGUUUAAGGAAAGGAACAGUCUGAUGUGGAAACGAGCCAGUAAAACUCCUCUAAGAGUGAAGGAGUGCAGAGUCACUGGUCUGAUAGAAGGACUGGAAUAUGAGUUCCGAGUGAUGGCCAUGAACAUAGCUGGUCUUGGGAAGGCAAGCAGGGCUACUGAGGCGGUGGUUGCUCUAGAUCCAAUUGAUCCUCCUGGCAGGCCCGAUGUCAUUAAUGUCACUAGGACCUCAGUCACUCUGAUCUGGACUCCACCCAAAUAUGAUGGUGGUUACAAGAUCACUGGCUACAUGAUAGAGAAGCUAGAAGCUGGUGGUAAGGCCUGGAUGAAGGCUAACCAUGUCAACAUCCAAGGAUGUGCCUUCACCGUGACCGACCUGACCGAGGGAUCUCAGUAUCAGUUCCAAAUCAGGGCCAAGAAUGCAGCUGGUGCGGUUAGUGUUCCCUCAGAGAAGACCGAGCUGCUAACCUGCAAGGAUGAGUAUGAACCUCCAAGCAUCACCAUUGACCCAGACAUGAAGGAUGGUGUAUCAGUGAGAGCAGGAGACACGAUCGUGAUAUCUGCUUCCAAGAUUGUAGGCAAACCUCCACCCACUGCUGUUUGGUCAAAAGGAGGCCGUGAAUUCAAGAACUCAGACAUCGUCACUGUCACCAGCACCCCGACUUCCUCCACUCUGGUUAUCAAAUAUGCAAGCAGGAAAAACACAGGAGAGUACACAAUUACUGCCAGCAACCCGUUUGGCAUUAAAGACGAACAUGUAAAAGUAAAGGUUCUUGAUGUACCAGGACCUCCAGGGCCAAUUGAGGCCAGUCACAUUUCUGCUGAAAAGUGUACUUUGACUUGGCUUCCACCAGAGGAGGAUGGAGGUUGCUCCAUCAAAUCUUACAUCCUUGAGAAGCGCGAGACCAGCCGCCUGCAAUGGACCAAGCUAGCGGAAAAUGUGAUGGACUGCAGAUAUGUAGCCAGCAAACUAAUCAAAGGCAAUGAGUACAUCUUCAGAGUGUUUGCUGUGAACCAGUAUGGCACUGGAGACUCAAGCCAGUCUGGUCCAGUCAAAAUGGUCGACAGUUUCCGCCCACCAGGCCCACCCUCAAUCCCAGAGAUUGAUAACAUCAGCAGGAACGCUGUGACCAUUUCAUGGAAGAGACCAGUACAAGAUGGGGGGAGUGACAUUAGAGGGUACAGUGUUGAAAGGAAAGAGAAGAGAGGAAUGAGGUGGGUCAGAGCUUCUAAGAGAACAGUCCCGGACCUGCGUUUUAAGGUGCAAGGCCUUAGCGAGGGGGUCGAGUACGAGUUCAGAGUUACUGCUGAAAACAAGGCUGGAUUUGGAGAACCCAGUGAGCCGUCUCGUCCAGUGAUGACCAAGGACAUAGUGUAUCCACCAGGGCCUCCCUCUAAUCCUAGGAUUUCAGACACCACCAAAACAUCUGCAACCUUCAACUGGGGCCGACCCCACUAUGAUGGUGGUCUGGAAGUGGACGGAUACAUAGUGGAGUAUAAAAAGGAAGGACACGAUGACUGGGAGACUGAAACAGAGUACCAUCUAAAGGCUACUGAAUAUGUUAUUGGUAAACUACAAAAGGGAGGCAGAUACCAUUUCAGAGUCAGAGCCGUGAACUCUGAGGGAGUUGGUGAGCCUGCAGAAGUUGAAAAAGUCACCGAACUGGUAGACCAGGAGUCUGUUCCAGACUUUGAGCUGGAUGCUGAACUUCGAAGAACCCUGGUAGUCAGGGCCCGUACGUCAAUCCGUAUGUUUGUUCCCAUCAGGGGGCGCCCUGUUCCUGAAGUCACCUGGAGCAAAGAUGACAUCAAUUUGAAAACCCGCGCGCAUAUUGACACAACAGAGUCCUACACUCUUCUGGUCAUUCCUGACUGCACCCGAUACGAUGCUGGAAAGUACAACCUGUGCUUGGAGAAUGUUGCCGGAAAGAAGACAGGCUUUGUGAAUGUAAAGGUUCUGGACACACCGGGGCCACCACUUAAUCUCAAACCCAGGGAGAUCACUAAGACGAGCAUAAUCCUUCAGUGGGAGAUUCCCAUCAUUGACGGAGGCUCCAAGAUUCACAACUACAUAAUUGAGAAGAGGAAUGCCACAAAGAAGGCGUACACUGUCUUGACUACCAAAUGGCAAAAAUGCUCUUUUAAGGUACCUGAUCUUGAGGAGGGAGCUUACUAUUACUUCCGUGUCUCUGCUGAGAAUGACUUGGGUGUAGGCGAACCCGCUGAAACCCCUGAACCAAUCAGGGUUUCUCAAGCCCCCUCUGCUCCUGAAAACUUGUAUGUCACUGAUGUUACUGCUGACAGCGCCAGCUUGGCAUGGACCAAGCCCCUGCACGAUGGUGGUAGCUUGAUCACAGGAUAUGUCAUUGAGACUCAAAAGAAGGACACUGAAGAGUGGAUCCAUGCUGCUGCCAUCAAGGCCUUGGACUACACUGUUCCAAAUCUCAUCGAUGGAGCCGAAUAUACCUUCCGCAUAAUGGCAGUCAAUGCUUCAGGUAGAAGCGAUCCUCGUGAGAGCAGACCUACACUGAUCAAAGAGCAAACAUCAAGUCCUUCCUUUGACCUUCGUGGUGUUUACCAGAAGACUGUCAUUGCCAAGGCCGGGGACCGUGUUAAAGUGGAGAUUCCAGUCCUUGGAAAACCCAGACCUGUAGUUUCUUGGAAGAAAGGAGACACCGCGCUAAAAGAGACACAGCGGAUUAACACUGAAACCACGUCAACAUCAACCAUCCUCAACAUCGGUGAGAUCAAAAGGAGCGAUGGAGGCCAGUAUUCAAUGACAGGAAAGAACAUGCUGGGAACAUUGACUGAGAUAAUCACAGUGGUAGUCCAUGAUAUUCCGGGUCCUCCCACUGGUCCAAUCAAGCUGGAUGAAGUAUCAUGUGAUUAUAUUCUCCUGUCCUGGGAAGCUCCAGAAAAUGAUGGAGGUGUUCCCAUUAACAACUACAUUGUCGAAAUGCGGGAGACAACCGGUACUUCCUGGGUGGAGUUGGCAGCCACAGUGAUCCGGACCACAUUCAAAGCAACCCGGCUCAUUACUGGGACCAGUUAUCAAUUCCGUGUCAAGGCCCAGAAUCGAUAUGGCAUUGGACCAUCUAUCGUCUCUGAUCAAGUGGUGGCUGCCUAUCCAUUUGAUGUGCCAGGGCAGCCAGGAACCCCUGCUGUUACAUCUUUCAAUAAGGAUGCAAUGACUCUGAGCUGGAACGAACCAUCCUCUGAUGGAGGCAGUGUUAUUCUGGGCUACCACGUAGAAAGAAAAGAGAAAAAUAGUAUUCUGUGGCAGAAGAUAAGCAAAGCUCUUGUUGUCGGAAAUAUCUUCAAAUCAACAGGCCUGGUUGAUGGAAUUGUAUAUGAGCACCGUGUUAUUGCUGAGAACAUGGCUGGUCUCAGCAAACCUAGCAAACCCUCUGAGCCUAUGUUUGCUUUGGACCCAGUGGACCCACCGGGCAGACCCGUGGCACUAAAUAUCACAAGACAUGAGGUGACUGUUUCAUGGACUAAACCAGAAGCAGAUGGAGGAUUUUCCAUCACUGGCUACACUGUGGAAAGGAGAGAGUUGCCAAAUGGGCGGUGGCUCAAAGCUAACUUCAACAACAUUCUAGAGACAGUUUACACAGUCAGUGGUCUGAUUGAAGAUGCUGUGUAUGAAUUCCGUGUCUUUGCUCGGAACUCAGCUGGUGCUGUAAGUGCACCCUCUCAGCCGUCAGAAGAAAUCACAUGCAGAGAUGAUAUUGAGGAGCCCCGGCUUGAUGUUGACUCAGUCUACAGCAGCAAUGUUGUUGUCAUGGCCGGAGAAGUGUUUAAACUGGAGGCCAAUGUAACAGGCCGGCCGAUUCCAUCACUUGUAUGGACCAAAGAAGGGAAAGAGCUUGAAGAUACGGCUAAGUUAGAGAUAAAGACUGCUGAUUUCCACACAACUCUGAUAAACAAAGACUCUUUGAGAAGGGAUGGUGGUGCUUUCACUCUGACUGCCAGCAAUCCUGGUGGCUUUGCUAAGUUCACAUUCAAUGUCAAAGUUCUCGAUAGACCUGGACCACCGGAUUCUCUAAGUGUUACAGAUAUAGCUGCAGAGAAAUGUGUUCUGAACUGGCUGCAUCCAACACAUGAUGGUGGUGCCAAGAUUGAAUAUUUCAUCAUUCAGAGGCGUGAAACAAGUAGGUUGGCCUGGACAAAUGUGGCCACAGACCUUCAAGCUAACAGGUUCAAGGUCACCAAGCUUUUAAAGGGCAAUGAGUACAUCUUCAGAGUAAUGGCAGUUAACAAGUAUGGUAUUGGUGAACCCCUGGAGUCUCAGCCUGUCAUCUGUGCCAAUCCCUAUGUUCCCAGUGAUGCUCCAUCGCAGCCUGAAGUGACAACCAUAACCAAGGACUCAAUGGUUGUCUGCUGGGAACGUCCUGAACAUGAUGGGGGCAGCAGAAUCAACACUUACAUUAUUGAAAGAAGGGAUAAAACUGGACUGCGCUGGGUCAAGUGCAACAAGAGGACUGUAACAGAUCUUCGAUUCAAGGCCUCUGGCCUCACACCAGGCCAUGAGUAUGAAUUCAGAAUAUUUGCAGAGAACAAUGCCGGUCUAAGUCUGCCAAGUCCCUCGAGUCCAUUCUACAAAGCCAUGGACACAAUAUUCCAGCCUGGACCUCCAGGAAACCCCAGAGUUCUCGACACAACAAAGUCAUCCAUAACACUCGCUUGGAAUAAGCCUGUCUAUGAUGGUGGUUCUGAAAUAACUGGCUACAUUGUGGAGACCUGCCUGCCCGAAGAGGAUGAAUGGACAAUUCACACUCCGAAGAAGGGAUGGACAGCCACCUCGUUCACUAUCACCGGCCUGAAAGAAAACCAAGAGUACAAAAUCAACAUCUGUGCCACCAAUUGUGAAGGUGUAGGAGAGCCUGCUGCCGUUCCUGGGACCCCGAAAGCUGAAGAUAGGUUACUACCCCCUGAAAUUGACCUUGGGGCAGAUCUCCGUAAGGUAGUCUGCAUCAGAGCCUGUAGCACUCUCAGAUUAUUUGUCCCCAUCAAAGGCAGGCCAGCACCUGAGGUAAAAUGGUCAAGAGAACAUGGAGAGUCCUUGGACAAAGCUAACAUUGAAAUCACAUCAUCAUUCACCACACUUCAAGUUGAAAAUGUUGACAGGUUUGACGGAGGUAAAUACAUGGUUACUGUGGAGAAUGCAUCUGGAAGUAAGACAGCCUUUGUUAAUGUUAGGGUGCUUGACACCCCUGGAGCACCUCAAAACCUUGUCAUCAAGGAAGUUACCAAAAAUUCAGUGUCACUCAUUUGGGAUGCACCUUUAAUUGAUGGUGGCUCCAGAAUCCGUAAUUACGUUGUGGAAAAGCGUGAGUCAACCAGAAAGGCCUAUUCAACAGUUUCUGCGAGCUGCCAUAAAUCCAGUUGGAAAAUUGGAGACUUGGAAGAAGGAAAACUGUACUUCUUCAGAAUCCUGGCUGAGAAUGAAUAUGGAAUCGGCCUCCCAGUGGAGACGUUUGACCCGGUUAAAGUGUCAGAGAAACCUUUGCCUCCGGGAAAAGUGUCUCUUCGUGAGGUGACCGGCACCAGUGUUACACUAACCUGGGAAAAGCCUGACCAUGAUGGUGGCAGCAGAAUCACUGGCUAUAUUGUUGAGAUGCAGGGUAAAGGCAGUGAAAAGUGGACCCAGGUCAUGGCAGUAAAGACGAAUGAGGCUGUUGUAACUGGUUUAACGCAGGGAGAGGAAUACAUGUUCCGUAUAUCAGCCACCAAUGAAAAGGGUGUUAGUGAUCCACGCCCUCUCAGUAUGCCUGUGGUAGCUAAAGAUCUGGUUAUCCCACCAACAUUUAAAUUGGCUUUCAGCACAUUUAGUGUGCUAGCUGGGGAUGAUCUAAAGAUAGAUGUACCGUAUAUUGCUUGUCCCAAAGCUACAGCAAUUUGGCUCAAAGAUGGUGUCGCUCUUAAAGAGACAACAAGAGUUCACGCUGAAAGCACAGACAAAAACCUUCUUUUGGUCAUUAAGGAGGCUUGCAGAGACGACGUUGGUAAAUAUUCUAUUAAAAUGACAAAUACAGCUGGGGAAGCGACUUUAGAUAUCAGUGUUGUUGUCCUAGAUAGGCCAGGCCCUCCAACUGGCCCCAUCAAAUUGGAUGAAGUCACUGCUGACAGUGUGGUUUUGUCUUGGAAUCCGCCAGAGUACGAUGGUGGUUGUACUAUCAACAAUUAUGUUGUUGAGAAGAGAGACACAUCGACCACCAACUGGCAGAUAGUUUCAGCUACGGUUGCUAGGACCACCGUCAAGGCUGUUCGCCUGAAGACCGGAUGUGAAUACCAGUUCAGGAUUGCUGCAGAAAAUCGAUAUGGGAAGUCCACAGUGCUGCUCUCUGAAACUGUUGUGGCUCAAUAUCCAUUCGAGGUGCCCAGCUCACCACGUUCAGUUGUUGUUCAAUCAGCCACGAAGGAAACCAUGCUGGUUGUAUGGGACAAACCUAGUAGUGAUGGAGGAAGCAAAAUACUCGGCUACCACUUGGAGCUCAAAGAGAAAAACAGCAUUUUGUGGGUGAAGCAGAACAAGCAACUUAUUCCAGAGCCCAGAUACAAAGUUGUUAGCCUUGAGGAAGGCAUCGAAUAUGAGUUUAGGGUUUACGCUGAGAACAUUGUCGGAGUGAGCAAAGCCAGCAAUGUGACAGAACUGCAUGUAGCCAGAGACCCUUGUGACAGACCAGGAAAGCCAGAGGCUGUCAUUGUAACCAGAAACCAGGUGACCUUACAAUGGUCCAAACCUGAGUAUGAUGGUGGCAUAAAAAUCACUGGGUAUGUGGUAGAGAAAAAAGAAGGAACCGGCCGCUGGAUGAAGGCCAGUUUCACAAACAUCAUUGACACUUCCUUCGUUGUCACAGGGCUCACUGAAGAUCAGAUUUAUGAGUUCCGUGUUAUUGCCAGAAAUGCAGCAGGUGUCAGCAGUCAGCCUUCUGAUUCUACUGGAUCUAUCACAGCAAAGGAUGAGGUGGAUCCACCCAUAAUAGACCUGGAUGCUAAGUACUCCCAGGCUGUUGUGGUAAAUGCUGGAGAGACAUUCAGGCUUGAGGCAGCUAUCAGCGGCAAACCUGUACCCACUGUACAUUGGCUGAAGGAGGGCCAAGUCAUCAGUGAAGCGGCACGCCUCGAAGUCAAGAACACAGACUUUCUGGCCUGUCUAGUUGUUAAAGAAGCAAUUCGUGUUGAUGGAGGCCAGUAUACUUUGCUGGUAAAGAAUGUUGGAGGAGAAAAAUCUGUUAACAUUAAUGUCAAAGUUCUGGACAGACCGGGACCACCUGAAGGACCCAUUUCAAUCUAUGGCGUCACAAAUGAGAAGUGUUCUAUUUCCUGGAAACCACCUGUACAAGAUGGAGGUAGUGAUGUAUCCCAUUACAUUGUUGAAAGGAGAGAGACAAGCAGACUAGUCUGGACUGUUGUUGAACAAAAAGUUCAGACUCUGAACCUGAAGAUUACCAAGCUUCUUCCUGGUAAUGAGUACAUCUUCAGAGUGAUUUCAGUAAACAAAUAUGGAGUAGGCGAGUCUCUGGAAUCUGAGCCUAUGAUUGCCCGAAAUCCAUUUGUCACUCCCAACCCACCAACAGAAGUAGAGGUCUCCACAAUUACCAAAGACUCCAUGGUGGUGACUUGGGAAAGACCAACUAAUGAUGGCGGUAGUGCUAUUCAAGGUUAUGUUGUUGAGAAACGUGACAAGGACGGUGUUAGAUGGACCAGGUGCAACAAGCGCACAGUGAGCGAGCUCCGCUUCCGAGUUACAGGGCUCCUUGAAAACCACAGCUACGAAUUCAGAGUUUCUGCUGAGAAUGCCGCUGGUGUUGGAACGCCCAGUCCUCCGACAGCAUACUACAAAGCUUUGGAUCCCAUUUUCAAACCAGGCCCACCAAAUAAUCCCAAGGUGGUGGACACAUCAAGGUCCACUGUUUCCCUUACGUGGGGUAAACCCAUCUAUGAUGGUGGCUGUGAGAUUCAGGCAUACAUUGUUGAGGCUUGUGAUGGAGCAUCAGAUGAGUGGUUCAUGUGCACUCCUUCCACUGGAAUCACAGACACAUGCUUUAUGGCGACAAAACUUCUCGAGAAGCACGAGUAUCAGUUCAGAGUGUGUGCCAUCAACAAAGUUGGUGUUGGUGAGCAUGCUGAUGUUCCAGGAAAGAUUAUUUUGGAGGAAAAGCUUGAGGCGCCAGAUCUUGACUUGGAUGCAGAUAUGCGAAAGAUGAUCAACAUUAGAGCUGCAAGCACUCUGAGGCUUUAUGUUCCUGUGAGAGGUCGCCCAGCCCCUGAACUUAAAUGGGGCAAAACUGAUGGUGAGAUUAAAGAAACGGCCCAAAUUGACAAUACCGAUAACUACGCUUCACUUGUGAUUGAGAAUGUGGACAGAUUUGAUAGUGGCAAAUAUACGCUUACUGCAGAGAACGCCAGUGGAGUAAAGUCAGUCUUCAUCAGCGUCAGAGUCUUAGACUCCCCAAGCCCUCCAAAUAACUUUAUGGUUAAAGAGAUUACCAAGAAUUCUGUCACGCUCACAUGGGAACCUCCACUAUUGGAUGGCGGCUCAAAGAUUAAGCAUUAUAUAGUCGAGAAGCGGGAGAGCACUAGGAAAGUUUACUCUCCCAUCACCACUUGCAAUAAGAUGUCAUGGCGGGUCGAACCUCUCCCAGAGGGUGGAUUAUUCUUUUUCCGAGUCUUGGCUGAGAACGAAUAUGGUGUAGGUCUACCUGCGAAAACCACAGAACCAAUUAAGAUUUCCGAGAAGCCCCAGCCUCCUGGUAAAGUCAGUGUUGUUGAUGUUACACAUAGCACUGUAACCCUGACAUGGGAGAAGCCUGAACAUGAUGGCGGUAGUAGAAUAAGUCACUAUGAUGUUGAACUUGCUCCUAAAGACAGCGAAUCCUGGUCCGUGUGUGCAAGUGGGAAGGCAGCAGAGGCCUUGGUGACUAACUUGCUCAAGGGGGAAGAAUAUCAGUUUAGAGUUUUUGCCGUCAACGACAAGGGCAGGAGCGACCCCAGACAGUUGGCUAACUCGGUUGUCGCAAAGGACCUUGUGAUUGAGCCUGCUGUUAGACCUAAAGUAAGCAGCUACAGUGUCCAAGUCGGUUAUGACCUCAAGAUAGAGGUGCCAAUUGCAGGUCACCCAAAGCCAACCAUCUCUUGGACCAAGGAUGGAGCUGCCCUCAAACAGACCACUAGAGUCAAUGUCACAGACUCUGCACGGCACACCACACUUACUAUAAAAGAUGCCACCAGAGAGGAUGGAGGCAUGUACACUAUUAGUGUUGCCAACGACCUAGCCUCUAAAGAAGCCACAAUUGAGGUCAUCACCUUGGAUAAACCCGGGCCACCUACAGGCCCUGUUAAGUUGGACGAUGUUAGUGCUGAGAGCAUCACACUUACAUGGGAACCUCCUGUUUAUACAGGUGGUUGCCCAAUAUCCAACUAUGUUGUGGAGAAAAGAGAUACAACCACAACCAACUGGGUAGUCGUGUCUGCCACUGUGGCAAGAACCACACUCAAAGUGGGCAAUCUCAAGACUGGUGCUGAAUAUCAAUUCCGAAUUUACGCUGAAAAUAGAUAUGGAAAGAGUUAUGCAAUUGAUUCAGAGCCUGUUUUGGCACAGUAUCCCUUCCAAGAGCCUGGGCCACCAGGUACACCAUUUGUAUCUUCAUACUCUAAGGACUACAUGGUGGUUGAGUGGCACAAACCCCCGUCUGAUGGAGGCAGUGCUAUCUUGGGCUAUCAUCUUGAAAGGAAAGAAAAGAACAGUAUUCUUUGGACCAAGAUUAACAAAACUCUAAUCCAAGACUGCAAGUUCAAAUCCACUCCUUUAGAGGAAGGCAUUGAGUAUGAAUACAGAGUAUAUGCCGAGAACAUUGUUGGCAUUGGAAAGUGUAGCAAGGUCUCAGAGGUUUAUGUAGCCCGUGAUCCAUGUUAUCCUCCUGGCUGUCCAGAAGUACUCAUACUGACCAGACACUCUGUGAAGCUGAGGUGGACACCCCCAGAGUAUGAUGGUGGAAGUUUAAUUACCGGUUACGUAGUGGAGAAGCGCGAUCUUCCUGAAGGAAAGUGGAUGAAAGCCAGCUUUGCAAACAUCAUGGAGCGUGAAUUCACAGUUACUGGCUUGACAGAAAACAGUAAAUACGACUUCAGAGUCAUUGCAAGAAAUGCAGCUGGUGCUAUCAGUAAGCCUUCCGAGAGCACGGGACCCAUCACAGCCAUCGAUGAAGUUGACCCACCCAACUGCGAGACGGAUGCUAUGUACAACCAAACUCUUGUCAUUAAUGCCGGGGAGACAUUCAGUCUGGAGGCCAGUGUCAAAGGAAAGCCGAUUCCCACAGCUCAGUGGUUUAAGGGAGAUGUCGAAGUGGAAAACUCAGCGAGAACUGAGAUAAAAAAUACAGAUUUUAAGGCUCUUCUUGCUGUGAAGGAUGCCAUCAGAGUGGAUGGUGGGCAGUAUACACUUGUACUUACUAAUGUGGCAGGAAGUAAGACUGUUCCAUUCAGUGUGAAAGUUCUGGACAGACCAGGUCCUUCAGAAGGACCCCUUACUGUCAGCAAUGUCUCUGAGGAGAAGUGUUCACUGUCUUGGCUUCCACCCAGACAUGACGGAGGCAGCAGUAUUUCUCACUAUGUUAUCCAGAAGAGAGAGACAAGUCGCCUUGCAUGGACUGUGGUCUCAAGUGACUGCGGAGCCACCAUGUUCAAAGUCACCAAACUUUUGAAGGGCAAUGAAUACAUUUUUAGAGUCAUGGCAGUCAACAAAUAUGGCGUUGGUGAGCCCCUGGAAUCGGCACCGGUUAUUAUGAGAAAUCCAUUUGUCCCUCCCGGGUCACCUCAGGAGAUUGAGAUCACCAAUAUUACCAGGGAUUCUAUGACUGUCUGUUGGAAUAGACCAGAGACUAAUGGAGGUAGCGAAAUCGUUGGCUAUAUUGUUGAAAAGAGAGACCGUGCAGGAGUGAGGUGGACCAAGUGUAAUAAACGCAGGGUAACAGACUUGCGUUUUAGAGUGACGGGAUUGACUGAAGACCAUGAAUAUGAAUUCAGGGUUUCUGCUGAGAAUGCAGCUGGCAUUGGUCAGCCAAGCCCAGCCACGACUUACCUGAAAGCCUGUGACCCCACUUUUGAGCCAGGCAGUCCAACUAAUAUUCAUGUCACUGAUACUACUAAAAACUCCAUAAGUCUGGCCUGGAACAGGCCAAUCUACGAUGGUGGCUGCGAAAUUCAAGGUUAUGCUGUUGAAAUCACAAAGGCUGAUGAGGAGGAGUGGACAAUUUGCACACCACCCUCUGGAGUAAACGCAACCAAGUUUACCAUCACCAAGUUGAUUGAGCAUCAGGAAUACAAAGUGCGCAUCUGUGCCAUCAAUAAGCUUGGCAUUGGGGAGCCUGCUGAAGUCCAGGGCACAGUGAUACCUAUUGAUAAAAUCGAUGCACCAGAAGUGAUUCUAGAUUCAGAACUCCGAAAGGGAAUUGUUGUUCGUGCAGGAGCCCCGCUGAGGAUUUGCAUUCCAUUUAAAGGUCGUCCUGCACCUGAGAUUAACUGGGCCAAGGAGGACGGCGAACUUCCUGUUAAAGCUCAAAAAGAAACUGGAGAAGAUUACACCCAGCUCUCUAUUGACAUUUGUGACAGAUAUGAUGCUGGAAAAUACAUCCUUAAUUUGGAAAAUACUGCAGGCACCAAAUCAGCAUUUGUGUCUGUCAAAGUUCUGGACACUCCAGGAGCCCCUGUCAAUCUCACAGUAAAAGACAUUAAACGUGAAAGUGUCACCCUGACUUGGGAGCCCCCUCUUAUCGAUGGCGGAGCAAGAAUAAAGAAUUACCUAGUUGAAAAACGUGAGUCCACAAGGAAUGUUUACUCUAGUGUGGACAACAAGUGCACAAAGACAAGCUAUCGUAUUACUGGCCUCACGGAGGGAACGAUCUACUACUUCAGAGUCCUUGCUGAGAAUGAGUUUGGUGUAGGACAGCCAGCAGAGACAGAAGACUCAAUUAAGGCCUCUGAGCCUCCUCUGUCUGUAGGUAAAGUAACUUUAACUGAAGUUACUAAAACAACUGCCUCACUCUCCUGGGAGAAACCGGUCCAUGAUGGAGGCAGUAGGAUCAUUGGCUACUACAUUGAGAUGCAACCUUUGGGCUCGGAAGAAUGGGUGGUGGCAGCCACAGUCAAAACUUGUGAGGGCACAGUCACAGGCCUUAGUGCAGGAUACGAAUACCUUUUCAGAGUGUCUGCCUUCAAUGACAAGGGUAAGAGUGACCCAAGGGCUCUUGCUGCACCAGUCAUGGCAAAGGAUUUGACAAUGGAGCCAGGUUUCAGAAUUAGAUUUAACACCUACAGUGUGCAGCAUGGUGAAGAUUUGAAGAUUGACAUUCCUGUGAUUGGGCGUCCAGUUCCAACAGUGGAAUGGAAGAAAGACGGACAGGCUCUUAAGGAGACAACCAGGCUAAACGUAUCCAGUACACCCACAUCUACAAAGCUGUGCAUCAAGGAUGCAAAUAGGGAAGAUUCUGGCAAAUACACUCUUACAGCAACCAGCAAUGUCGGAACUGCGACUGAGGAGAUUACGGUUAUCAUUCUCGACAAGCCAGGACCGCCCACCGGUCCUGUGAGAAUCGACGAAGUGAGCUCAAAUUAUGUUACUCUAUCCUGGGAACCACCGGCGUAUACCGGAGGCUGCCAAAUUAACAACUACAUUGUGGAGAAGAGAGACACUACCACAACAGCUUGGCAGAUUGUGUCUGCAACCAUUGCCAGGACAACCAUCAAGGUCAGCAAUCUGAAGACAGGAGUUGAAUAUCAGUUCAGAGUGUCUGCUGAGAAUAGAUAUGGAAAAAGUUCUGCUAUUAUCUCGGCCCCUGUUAUUGCGCAGUAUCCAUUUAGUGUACCUGAUGCCCCAGCAAUGCCUAUUAUUACCGCUGCAACCAAAGACAGCAUGGUUGUUGAGUGGAAGCCUCCUACAAACAAUGGUGGCAGUCCCAUUCUGGGCUAUCAUCUGGAAAGGAAAGAGAAAAACAACCUCUUGUGGACUAAACUCAAUAAGCUUCUCAUCCCUGAUGCACGCUUCAAGACCACAGAACUCGAAGAGGGCAUUGAAUAUGAAUUCAGAGUUUAUGCUGAAAACAUAGCAGGACUGAGUGCAGUUAGCAAAGUCUCUGAAAGCAUGGUAGCAAGGGAUCCAUGUGACCCACCGGGUACUCCAGAGGCCAUUGAAAUAACCCGCAAUCAUGUGACACUCCAGUGGACACGGCCCCAGUAUGAUGGAGGCAGUGUGAUAACCGGUUAUAUGAUUGAAAGGCGGAAGCACCCUGAUAACCGCUGGAUGAAGGCUAGCUUUACUAACAUCAUUGACACACAGUUCACCCUCACUGGCCUGACCGAGGACUGCAUUUAUGAGUUCAGGGUUGUUGCUAAAAAUGCAGCUGGUAGUUCCAGCAGUCCAUCUCAAAGCACAGGAGAAAUAACUGCCAAAGAUGAAAUUGAGGCUCCAGAAGCAACCAUGGAUUCUAAGUUUAAAGAUCUGACAGUUGUUCAUGCAGGCGAGACGUUUGUUAUUGAUGCAGACUACACCGGCAAGCCUCUUCCCGAGGUUAUAUGGCUGAAGGAGGGAAAGGAGAUUGACAAAACCACCCCAAGAAUGGAGAUCAAAACCACACUUACUCGUACCAUUCUCACAGUGAAGGACUGCAUCCGAAUGGACGGGGGCCACUUUGUUCUUAAACUUGUGAAUGUCGGUGGUGUAAAAAUAAUCCCAGUCAAUGUUAAAGUCCUGGAUAGACCCGGCCCUCCAGAUGGCCCACUCGAGGUCAAAGGGGUCACAGCGGAAAAGUGUUACCUGCAUUGGAGCCACCCGUCACAAGACGGUGGAGCAAGUAUUUCUCACUAUAUCAUUGAGAAGCGAGAGACUAGCCGUUUGUCGUGGACUAUGGUGGAGCCCAAGAUUCAAGCCAUCAGUUAUAAAGUCACAAAACUGCUGCCUGGAAACGAGUACAUCUUUAGAGUGACAGCUGUUAAUAAAUAUGGUGUUGGUGAGCCUCUAGAGUCUGAGCCUGUAAUUGCACGCAAUCCCUUCACUACUGCAAGUCCUCCAUCUACUCCAGAAGCUGGUGCCAUCACCAGAGACUCCAUUGUGCUCACCUGGGAAAGGCCAGAGAGUAAUGGAGGAGCCGAGAUUGAGGGAUACGUUCUUGAAAAACGUGACAAGGAAGGCAUCCGAUGGAGUAAAUGCAACAAGAAGAGGCUGACAGAUCUGAGGUUCAGAUGCACCGGUCUCACAGAGGGCCACUCGUAUGAAUUUAGGGUGUCUGCUGAAAAUGCUGCUGGUGUCGGGACACCCAGUGCACCCACUCAGUACAUCAAGGCAUGUGAUGUGAUUUACCCCCCAGGACCACCAAAUAACCCUAAAGUCAGUGACCAUUCUAGUACCACCGCCUCCUUAACCUGGUCCAGGCCUAUCUAUGAUGGUGGAGCACCUAUCACGGGUUAUGUUGUUGAAUUUAAGGAGGCGUCACUUGAUGAAUGGGUCGUUUCUACACCACCCACUGGUGUACAGGCUACAAAUUAUACUGUUAAAAAACUGAAGGAGAACGCAGAGUACAACUUCCGUAUUUGUGCUUUUAACUGUGAAGGAGUGGGCGAACAUGUGGACCUGCCCGGGUCCGUUAUUGCUGCUGAAAAGCUGGAAGCUCCUGAAAUCGAACUAGAUUCGGAUCUGAGAAAGAUGGUUAACGUCCGUGCCACUUCUACCUUGCGUCUGUUUGUCACAAUCCGAGGGAAGCCAGAGCCAGAGGUCAGAUGGUCAAAGGCAGAUGGCAGCCUGAAUGAGCGUGCCCAGAUUGAAGUGACAAGUUCCUAUACAAUGUUAGUGAUUGAGAAUGUGGAUCGAUUCGAUACCGGCAAAUACGUACUAACUCUUGAGAACCUCAGUGGGUCAAAAUCAGCUUUCAUAAAUGUCAGAGUUCUGGACUCACCCAGCGCCCCUACUAAUCUUGAGGUCAAAGAUGUAAAAAGAAAUUCAGUCUCUCUCUCAUGGGAGCCCCCUCUUAUUGAUGGCGGGGCUAAGAUAUCUCACUAUGUUGUGGAGAAGAGAGAGCAGAAGAGAAUGGCUUUCACCAGCGUAAGCACAAAUUGCGUGAGGAACUCCUACAUCAUCUCAGACCUACAAGAGGGAGGCCGAUAUUAUUUCCGUGUGCUGGCUGUGAAUGAACUCGGCGUAGGUCUGCCGGCUUCCACAGAGCAAGUCAAAGUUUCUGAAGCUCCUUUGCCUCCGGGUAAAAUUAUGCUGGUAGAUGUGACUCGUCACACCGUCUCUCUUUCGUGGGAGAAACCAGAUCAUGAUGGUGGCAGCAAGAUUACAGGCUAUAUCGUGGAGAUGCAACCCACCGGAGAAGACAAAUGGAAUUUGUGCAGUGAAGUCAAAGCACUGGAGGCGACAAUAGAUGGACUCACAACAGGAGAGGAAUAUUCUUUCAGGGUCAUUGCAGUCAAUGACAAGGGCAAGAGUGACCCCAAACCUCUGGCUAAUCCCGUGACUGUGAAGGAUAUCACAGUAGAACCCAUCAUCAACCUGUUGUUCAACACAUAUAGCGUUAAAGCAGGCGAUGACAUGAAGAUUGAUGUUCCAUUCAAAGGCAGACCGCAGCCUGAGGUGGCCUGGAAAAAGGAUGGCCACGUGCUGAAGCAGACAACUCGAGUAAAUGUUCUCACUUCCAAGACCUCAUCUAAAAUUCUCAUUAAGGAUGCGACCAGAGAGGAUGUAGGAAAGUAUGAGAUCACCCUUACUAAUGCAGUGGGCACCAAAACAGCUGAAAUCUCAGUUGUAAUCCUGGAUAAACCAGGUCCACCCAGUAACAUAAAGGUGGAUGAGGUGAGCGCAGAAUUUAUAUCUCUGUCUUGGGACGCUCCAACCUAUGAUGGCGGAUGCCAGAUUAACAAUUAUGUAGUGGAAAAGAGAGACACAACCACAACCACUUGGCAGAUUGUAUCAGCAACAGUCGCCAGAACAUCGAUUAAAGUGUCCCGUCUAAUUCAAGGAACAGAGUACCAGUUCCGUAUUGCAGCUGAGAACCGAUACGGCAAGAGUCCUGCCAUUGACUCUUCUCCUAUUGUUGCUCAGUAUCCAUUCGAAACUCCUGGCGUUCCCAUCAACCUCUGUGUUUCUCAUGCCACCAAAACCUCCAUGCUUGUUGUUUGGGAAAGACCUGCCAGUGAUGGUGGAAGUCCCAUUAUUGGUUAUCACAUUGAAUGCAAAGACCAAAGCAGCAUCCUUUGGACUAAGGUCAACAGGGGUCUUCUGGCUGAGAGACAGUUUAAGAUGACAGGUAUUGAAGAAGGCUUGCUGUAUCAGUUCAGAGUUUAUGCAGAGAACAUGGCUGGCAUCGGCCCAAGCACUAAAGCCAGUGACCCAGUUGCAGCCAGAGAUCCGUGUGAACCUCCAUGCAACCUUAGGGUCACCAACAUCACAAGAACGUCAGUCUCCCUCUUCUGGGAGAGGCCAGAACAUGAUGGUGGAGCCAAGAUUACUGGCUACAUUGUUGAGCGUAAAGAGCUUCCCAGUGGCCGCUGGCUGAAAUGCAACUUUACCAACCUGCAGGAUACCUAUUUCGAUGUCACAGGCCUCACAGAAGAUGUCCAAUAUGACUUCCAUGUUAUCGCUAAGAAUUCUGCUGAGUUGUUAAGUGCUCCUUCUGAGAGUACUGGACCGAUAACAGUCAAGGAUGACGUUGAUCCACCCACAAUUAUCUUGGAAGAAAAGUUCAGACAGCUGGUUGUCAUUAAAGCCGGAGAAAUCAUUAAAAUUGAUGCUGAAACCACAGGCCGCCCACUCCCUGUGGUCACAUGGUCUAAAGAGGGAAAAGAAAUUGAAGCCAAAGCCAGAUGUGAAAUCACCACCACCAACUUCACAACUACCCUGCUGGUAAGAGAUGCCAUCCGAAGGGACUCAGGGCAGUAUGUUCUCACUCUGCACAAUGUGGCUGGCACAAGGUCUGUGGCUAUCAACUGCAAGGUUCUGGAUAGGCCUGGACCUGCUUCAGGACCAUUGGCUGUAUCUGGCCUGACAGCAGAGAAAUGUACCCUGACAUGGGGCCCCCCACAGGAAAAUGGUGGCGCUGAGAUUAUGCAUUACAUUGUUGAAAAACGCGAGACUAGCCGCCUAGCAUGGACUCUUGUGCACGGUGACAUGAAGGCCACCACCUGUAAAGUGACCAAGCUUCUCAAAGGAAAUGAGUAUAUCUUCAGAGUUAGAGGAGUCAACAAAUAUGGGGAUGGUGAGGCCCUUGAAAGUGAACCAACCAAGGCCAUGGAUCCAUUCACGGUCCCUGCUGCUCCAGCUAAUGUCCAGGUCACCUCAAUUACGAGUGAAGCAAUGACCAUCUGUUGGGAAAGACCAGUUGCUGAUGGUGGCAGCAGCAUCGCUGGCUAUGUCAUUGAAAAGAGAGAGAAGACCGGACUUCGCUGGUGCCGCGUUAACAAGAAACCAGUGUACGACCUUAGAGUGAAAGCUUCACACCUUCGUGAGGGCUGUGAAUAUGAAUACAGAGUUUUUGCAGAAAAUGCUGCUGGCCUUAGCGCUCCUAGCGUUCCCUGCCCCCUCACCAAAGCCGAAGAUCCGCAAUUCUUGCCUUCACCACCUGCUAAACCUAAAAUCAUUGAUUCGACGAAGACCACAGUCACUCUGUCCUGGAAUAAACCCUUGUUUGAUGGUGGGGCACCUGUGACUGGCUACAGAGUGGAAUACAGAAAUACUUUGGAUGAUGAAUGGAUAGUUGGGGUCCAGAACACCAAGAACACAGAAUUUACCGUUGUGGCACUGACACCUGGAGCAGAGUAUGUGUUUGUUGUCAAGUCCAUCAACAAAAUUGGUUUGAGUGAUCCAAGCCCAGAGUCAGACAAACAGUUGGCCAAGGAAAGAGAAGAGGAGCCGGUCUUUGACAUUAGUAAUGAGAUGAGGAAAACUCUGAUAGUGAAGGAUGGUAGUUCAUUCACCAUGACAGUGCCCUUCAGAGGAAAACCCAUUCCCAGUGUUACUUGGACCAAGCCUGAUGUUGACCUAAGGGUCCGUGCUGUCAUUGACACUACCGACACAUUCACCUCAAUCACUCUGGAGAAAGCCUGUCGCACAGAUUCUGGAAAAUACACUGUCACCUUGUCCAGUGUGGCUGGUACUGCCGCCUUGACCCUCAACGUCAGAGUUCUGGAUUCUCCUGGCCCGCCAUCUUGUGUAGAGAUCAAGGAUGUGACUAAAAACUCUGCUACUGUGACAUGGGACACUCCUGAAAAUGAAGGAGGUGGACCAGUGAAGAACUAUCUUGUGGAUAUUCGUGAGGCCAGCAAGAAGGGAUGGACUCAGUUGACCAAUACAUGCCACAGGUUGACGUACAAGGCAUCAGACCUGCAGGAAGGUGGAGUAUACUACUUCAGAGUGACUGGCGAGAAUGAGUAUGGAGUAGGAGUUCCUACUGAGACCACAGAAGGAACCAAGAUCACAGAAAAGCCAAGCCCACCACCCAAACUUGGUGUGACCGAUGUGACGAAAGAGAGCGUAUCCCUAGCCUGGGCCAAACCUGAACAAGAUGGAGGCAGCCGGAUCUCUGGAUACUUGGUGGAAGCUUUGGAGAAAGGCCAGGAGAAGUGGGUCAAGUGUGGUGUAACCAAGUCCAUCCACUACACGGUGUCUGGUCUAAGGGAGAACAUAGAGUACUUCUUCAGAAUCAGAGCUGAGAACCAUGCUGGAUUCAGUGAUGUCAAGGAAAUGGUCAACCCGGUGUUGGUCAAAGACCAGCAUGAAUCUCCUGAGGUUGUUAUGAAGAACUACCCUCACAACACAGUAUACGUUAGAGCUGGCUCCAACCUCAAAUGUGAGAUUCCACUUAUCGGCAGGCCAUUGCCGAAGGUGUCCCUCUCCAAGGACAAUGUACUGCUCAAGUCAACAAUGAGGUUCAACUCCGAGGUCACUCCUGACAGCAUCAAGAUCACAUUGCGCGAGAGCAUUGCAGGAGAUUCUGGACGCUAUGAUAUUAUUGCAUCCAACUCUAUUGGAACCACCAAGUCCUUCAUCAACAUUGUGGUUCUGGACAGGCCCAGUGUUCCCCUGGGACCUGUGGAGCUGUUUGAUGUCACAGAGGACAGCGUGAGCCUGAAGUGGCUACCACCGGCUUACGAUGGUGGCAGCCCCAUCACAAACUACAUCCUCCAGAAGAGAGAGACCACUACAGCCAACUGGACAGAUGUCUCCUCUGCUGUUGCUCGCUGUACCAUGAAGAUCAUGAAACUUACAACAGGCCUGGAGUACCAGUUCAGGGUCAGGGCGGAGAACAGAUAUGGAGUCAGUGAGCACAUUGACUCACCUCCUGUGACUGUCAGCCUUCCUUAUACUAUUCCUGAAGCUCCGUCUACUCCAGAGAUCACUUCUGUGACCAGGGAAACCAUCGCAGUUGCUUGGAAGGAACCCAAAUCAGAUGGAGGCAGCCAUGUCUUUGGUUACCAUCUCCAGAUGAAGGACAGAAACAGCCUCCUGUGGCAGCGAGUGAACAGAAUGGUGAUCCGUGCCACACACUUUAAGGUCACAAACAUCCACGCUGGUCUCAUUUACGAGUUCAAGGUGGCAGCUGAGAACGCUGCUGGAGUCAGUGAAUUCAGCAAGAUUUCAGACGCAGUACUGGCUAUCGAUGCCUGUGAGCCACCCACCAAUGUGCGCAUCAGUGAUAUCACCAAGAGCUCCAUUAGCCUUGACUGGCAGAAACCCAACUAUGAUGGAGGCUCCAAGAUCACAGGCUACAUGGUUGAAAAGAAGGAUGGAGCAAAUGGAAGAUGGUUCAAGGCAAACCUCACCAACAUCACUGACACCCGCUACACUGUGACUGGCCUGACUCAGGAUGAGACCUACGAGUUCAGAGUGAUGGCAAAGAAUGCUGUCGGCUCAGUGAGCAAUCCAUCCAUGACAGCUGGACCCGCUACAUGCGUAGACACGUUUGGUGCUCCAGAGAUUGAAAUACCUCCAGAGUACUUCAACGAGGUGAAGCACAGAGCAGGCUCGAACAUUGAACUCAAGUUUAACAUCACUGCAAAGCCUGCUCCCACCAUCGAGUGGCUGAAGGAUGGAAGAGAACUCAAACCAAAUGCUCAGCUCUCCUUUAAACACACAUUUGACUCCACAAGUUUGUUCUUGAGGGAAACGGCUCGCCUGAACUCUGGAACGUAUGAGGUCAAGGUGAAGAACUCCCUGGGAUCAACGUGUGCCAUUGUCAGAUUGCUUAUCCAAGAUAGGCCAGGGCCUCCUGCUGGAGAGAUUCAAUUUAAGAAGGUCACAGCUGACAACAUCACAAUCAUGUGGUCUCCUCCGGCUGAUGAGGGAGGUGCCAUGGUGACACAUUACAUUGUAGAAAAGAGGGAGACAAGCAGAGUCAUGUGGUCCAUCGUCUCAGAGAAACUAGUUGACUGCAUCGUGAACGUGCCCAGGCUCAUCCAGGGCAAUGAGUACAUCUUCAGAGUCCGAGGUAUCAACAAGUAUGGCAUCGGAGACCCUCUGGAGUCUGAGGCCAUCAUUGCCAAAAACGCCUUUGCGCCUCCCAGUGAACCAUCCAAACCUCAAGUCACCAUGAUCACCAAGUCAACCAUGACAGUAUGUUGGGAAAGACCAGCUCUGGAUGGAGGAAGCGACAUUGACGGAUACUACCUUGAGAAAAGGGAAAAGAAGAGUCUGCAGUGGUUCAAGGUGGUGAAAGGCACAAUCAGAGACACGAGGCAGAAGGUCACUAACCUUGUGGAAAACAACGAGUACCAGUACAGAGUAUGCGCCGUCAACAAGGCUGGAGCCGGAAACUACUCUGAGGCCUCUGAACUCUACAUGGCCUAUGAUCCUAUAGAUCUUCCUGGAGAACCAUCCAAACUACGUGUGGUAGACUCCACAAAGACCUCAAUCACUCUCGGGUGGGAGAAGCCUGUUUAUGAUGGUGGCAGUGAGAUCACACACUACCUGUUGGAGCAAAUGAACACAGAAGAAAGGGAAUGGGUGACGGUCAAUCCACAGGUUAAGACCUGCGAGUAUGUGGUGUCUCAUCUUAAACCGGCAACAUACUACUUCUUCAGAGUGUCAGCUGUCAACUGCAAGGGCAAAGGAGAGGAUAUCAAGAUGUACCAGCCUGUGCAAGCCAAAGAUAUCUUGGAGGAGGCUGAUGUGGAUCUAGACAUUCCCAUGACAACCCAGUAUACUGCCAGAGCUGGGCGUGACGUGGAAGUGUUUAUUCCCCUGAAGGGACGCCCCACGCCAGGUGUCACCUGGCGGCGUGGAGACCGUAACAUGGCUGCUGACAACCGCUAUACCAUCACCAGCACUGAAUCUGCCACCACCCUUCUCAUUCCUAAAGUUACCCGCGAUGACUGCGGGAAGUACAUGCUGGAGAUUGAGAACGGUGUGGGAGAACCUAAGAUCUUGACCGUGUCCCUGAAAGUUCUGGACAGUCCAUCCACAUGCCAAAAGUUAAUGAUUAAGAAUGUCACAAGAGGGAAACUGACACUGAGCUGGGAGGCUCCUCUUAUUGAUGGUGGCUCCCCUGUCACCAAAUACAUUGUUGAGAAGAAGGCAUCUACUAUGAAGGCUUACCAGGUGAUAACUGAUGAGUGUGUCAAUACAACCUACAAGGUGUCAAGCCUAGAAGAGGAUGUUGCUUACUUCUUCCGUGUGUCUGCUGAAAACGAAUUUGGUGUGGGUGACACUUGUGAGACUUCUGAGCCAGUCAGAGCCACAGAGACCCCAGGAGCUGUUAAAAACUUGGUAAUGCUGGACUCCACAAAGACCUCUGUUACUUUGCAGUGGACUAGGCCUGACCAUGAUGGCGGAAGCCACAUUACUGAAUACAUCAUUGAAAAGAGACCUGAGGAUCGCCUCACCUGGACCCCGGCGACAACUUGCAAGCGCUGUACCUGUGAGGUGACGGGUCUUCAGGAGAAUACAGAAAUGAACUUCAGAGUGUUUGCCAAGAAUGAGAAGGGCAACAGUGACUUCUCACAAAUCGGUCCAAUCACAGUGAUGGAUUUCGUUAUUCCACCUGAGGCCAAUCUCAGUGAUUACCCCAAUGGAGAGCUGGCUGUUCGUGUUGGUCAGAACAUCCACAUUGAGCUGCCUUUCAAGGGAAAACCAAGGCCUACAAUCAGCUGGCUGAAAGAUAAUUUGCCUCUGAAGGAAAGUGAGAAGGUCCGCUUCAGGACCACUGACAACAAGACAGCGGUUACAGUCAGAGGAGCCAAAAAGGAUCACGCUGGCCAGUACACCUUAGUUCUGGACAACAGAGCUAUCAAGAACUACUUUGACAUCAAUGUGAUCAUUUUGGGACCCCCAUCUGUGCCUAUUGGUCCAAUCCGUUUUGAUGAAAUCAAAGCCCAAAGUAUUAUCAUCUCUUGGGAUGAGCCCAAGGAGAAUGGCGGUGGUGAAAUUACCUGCUACAGUGUGGAGAAGCGUGAGACUUCCCAGGCUAACUGGAAGAUGGUCUGUUCUAGUGUGGUCAGAACUACCUUCAAGAUUCCUAACCUAGUCAAGGGAACCGUAUAUCAGUUCAGAGUUCGUGCCGAGAACAAAUAUGGUGUCAGUGAAGCACUUAACUCCACAGAAAUCGUUGCCCAGCAUCAAUACAAACCUCCAGGCGCUCCAGGAAAGCCUGUGGCUUACAACAUUACCAGCGACGGUAUGACCAUCAGGUGGGAAGCUCCAGAUUUUGACGGUGGAUCCCCCAUUCUUGGCUACCACAUUGAGAAAAAGGACAGGAACAGUCUCCUGUGGCAGAAGGUGAAUUCCACCAUUAUCUCCAACAGAGAGUACAGGAUCAUCAGCCUCAUGGAAGGGCUGGAGUACUCUUUCAGAGUCUAUGCGGAGAAUAAUGCUGGACUCAGCGCUGUUAGCGAACAGAGCAAACAUGCUCUUGCUAUUGCUCCUGUCGAUCCACCUGGCACACCAGUCUGCAUUGAUGUGACUAGAGACUCUGUCACAUUGACGUGGGACAUUCCCAAGAGGGAUGGCGGUAGCAAGAUUGUGGCUUACAGCGUGGAGCGGCGCCAAGGCAGAGGGAAGUGGCUGCGGUGUAACUUCACAGACAUCAGUGAGACUCAGUUUACUGUGACCGGACUCUCAGCUGGAGACAGAUUUGAAUUUAGAGUGAUUGCCCGGAAUGCUGUGGGCACUGUCAGUCCACCAUCCAACUCCUCCGGAUACAUCAUGACAAAGGAUGAGAGCAUUUCUCCUGAGAUCGAGUGGUCCCCAGACCAGGUGCUGACGCUGCGAGCCGGAGAGAAUGUAAAGCUCGGCUGUAGUAUCACUGGUCGUCCAGUACCCCAUGUUGCCUGGUACAAGGAUGGAAAAGAGAUCGACAAGAGGACCAUGAUGGACAUUGAGAUUACAACUGGUAUCGGCACAAGCAGUCUGUUUAUCCGUGAUGCAAACAGGAACCACCGCGGUAUCUACACUGUGGAGGCCAAGAACAGCUCUGGAGCCAAGAAAGCUGAUGUCAAUGUCAGAGUUCAAGAUACCCCUGGGCCUGUUGAAGGUCCAAUCCGUUUCACCGGAAUCACAGCUGAAAAGUGCACAGUAUGGUGGAACCCACCAGAGAAUGAUGGUUGUGCCGCUAUUACACACUACGUCGUUGAGAAGAGGGAGACAUCUAGAAUUUCCUGGGCCAUGGUCACCUCCAAGUGCGAAGCCUGCUCAUUCAAUGCCACCAACCUCAUCAAGGGCAACGAGUACCAGUUCAGAAUCUCUGCUGUCAACAAGUUUGGUGUUGGCAAAUCCCUCGACUCUGUUCCCAUCAUUGCACAGAUGCAGUACACUGUGCCCGAGGCCCCUGGUACCCCAGAUGCUACACAUGUGACUGGUGACAGUAUCACCCUCUGCUGGACCAGACCAAAGUCAGAUGGUGGGAAUGAGAUCAAGCACUACAUUUUGGAGAGGCGUGAGAAAAAGAGUCUGCACUGGGUCAAGGUCUCUGCAAAGAGGCCUAUUGCAGAGCUCAGACACAGAGUCACCCAUCUCACUGAGGGCAAUGAAUAUGAGUUCCGUGUCAUGGCUGAGAACGGUGCCGGUGUCGGACCUGCAAGUGGCACCUCCAGGCUCUUCAAAUGCAAAGAACCAACCAGUACUCCCAGUGCUCCCACAGUCAUCAAGGUGAUCGAUUCCACCAAAUCCUCUGUCACCUUGGAAUGGACCAAGCCGGUCUUUGAUGGUGGACUGCCAAUUAUCGGCUAUAAUAUUGACAUGUGCAAGGCCAGUCUUGAAGAGUGGCAUCGGUUAAAUAGUCAGAUUUGCAUCCACACCCGGUACACCGCUAAGGGCCUGGUUCCGGGCGAGCUCUACAAGUUUAGGGUCAGUGCUGUGAAUGGUUCUGGGGAAGGUGAAUCCUCUGUGAUGCCCAAUGCAGUGCAGGCUUUGGACAGGCUAACAUCUCCUGAGAUUGACAUUGAUGCCAACUUCAAGCAGACACACACAGUGAAAAAUGGCGGCACUGUCUCCCUUCAUGUUGCCUUCCGCGGCAAACCAUCACCUCUCGCGACCUGGUCCAGAGUAGAUAGUGAACUGCCGGUGAUGGCUGAUGUCAACACAACAGAUUCCUACUCAACUCUGACCAUCGAGGGCUGCACACGGUAUGAGGCUGGCAAAUACACACUGUGCUUGGAAAACAACAGCGGGCGUAGGUCCAUUACAUUCACUGUCAAGGUGCUGGACACACCCGGACCUCCGGGAAUCAUCAGUUUCAAGGAUGUCACACGUGGAGCAUUAACCAUGAUGUGGGAUGCUCCGAACAAUGAUGGUGGAUCCAGAAUUCACCAUUAUGUUGUGGACAAGCGUGAAGCCAGCCGCCUGGCCUGGCAGGAAGUCAGCACCAAGUGCUCUCGCCAGAUGAUCAGGAUAACUGGUCUAGAUAUUGGUGUGCCAUAUCUGUUCAGAGUGAUUGCUGUUAACCAGUAUGGCCAGGGGGAGCCUCAUGAGAUGACAGAACCCAUCGUUGCCACAGAGGAACCUGCCCCACCUAAAAGACUAGACGUGGUGGACACCACAAAUUCCACAGCUUCGCUGGUGUGGCUUAAACCUGAGCAUGAUGGAGGCAGCCGCAUCAGAGGCUACAUAGUUGAGUUCAGAGCCAUGUUCACAGACAACUGGGUCGUUGCCGGAGAGACCAAGUCCUUAAAAAUGCUAGUGGAGGGUCUGACUGAGAACACAGAGUAUGACUUCCGAGUCAAAGCCAAAAAUGACACUGGAAUUAGCGAGCCUCAGAGCACCUUCAGCUCUGUGAUCAUCAAGGAGCCUCGCAUUGAACCCACAGCUGACCUCAGCAGCAUCACCAACCAGCUCAUAACCUGUAAGACCUCCAACACCUUCACCAUUGACAUCCCCAUUAGUGGCAGACCAGCACCCAAAGUCACCUGGAAGCUGGAAGAAAUGAAACUCAAGGAGACAGACCGACUUUCCAUAAAAACCACAAUGGAGAGAACCAUUCUGGUGGUGAAAGACAGCAAAAGAAGUGACAGUGGCAAGUACUACUUAACCCUGGAGAACGCCGCAGGAGUCAAAACCUUCACGGUGACCGUGUUGGUUGUUGGGAGACCAAGCCCUCCGACAGGCCCUGUGGAGAUUUCUGGUGUGUCUUCUGAGAAUUGCACAUUGUCCUGGUCUGAGCCAUCUGAUGACGGCGGCACUGAAAUCAGCAAUUAUAUCGUUGAAAAGCGUGAGUCUGGCUCAGCCUCUUGGCAAGUGGUCAAUUCCAGUGUCAAGAGAACUACCAUCAAAGUCACUCAUCUUACCAAGUAUAUGGAGUACACAUUCAGAGUGUGUGCUGAGAAUAAGUUUGGAGUCAGCAAGUCCAUCGAGAGCGCUCCUGUGGUCAUUGAACAUCCUUUUGUUCCUCCAAGUCCUCCAACCCGUCCAGAUGUAGUGUCAGUGUCUGCCGGUGCCAUCGGCAUAAAAUGGGACGUGCCCUAUGCCGACGGUGGCAGCAAGGUGACAGGUUACUGGAUUGAAAAGAAAGAGAGGAACACAAUUCUGUGGGUGAGGGAGAACAAGCUGCCAUGUCUGGAGUGUCACUACAAAGUGUCCAAUCUGAUUGAGGGUCUGGAGUACCAGUUUAGAGUCUAUGCCAUGAACUUAGCUGGACUUAGCAAGGCCAGUGAGGCCUCCAGACCUGUGGUGGCACUCAACCCUGUUGACCCUCCUGGAAACCCUCAAGUGACAGACAUCACUCGCAGCUCUGUGUCAUUGUGCUGGACUGUGCCCAUCAAUGACGGUGGCAGCAAGAUAGUCGGCUAUGUGGUGGAGAGAAAAGUUUACAGCACCGAUGAGUGGGAUGACAACCGCUGGCUCAAGUGCAACUACACAACCAUCACAGAGAACUACUUCACAGUCACUAACCUAGGAGAGGGAGAAACCUUUGAGUACCGCAUCAUUGCCAAGAAUGCUGCGGGAGUGCAGAGUGUGCCCUCUGUAUCCACGGGACCAGUUACAUGCAAAGACGAAUAUUCUCCUCCUAAAGCAGAGUUGGACAGUAAAUUGGUGGGUGAGACUGUGGUUGUCAACGCCGGCUCUGACCUCGUCCUGGAUGGUGUUAUUGGUGGAAAACCAGAACCCACCGUUUACUGGUCAAAGGGUGACAAGAUUCUGGAGCUGGGAGAAAAAUACUCACUGACCUACACAAGCACUAGAGCAAUGGCUGUCAUCAAGAACUGUGACAGGUUUGACACUGGCAGAUACAUCCUCACCGUCAAGAAUGCCAACGGAAUCAAGACUGCUACUGUGACCGUUAAAGUCCUGGACACUCCUGGGCCUCCAGCUGAUAAGAUUGUGAUAAGCAGAGUUACGGAGGAGAAGUGCACAGUUUCAUGGAAAAUCCCGCUAGAGGACGGUGGUGACACGGUCAGCCAUUACAUCGUGGAGCGCCGUGAGACCAGUCGCCUCAACUGGGUCCUAAUGGAGACUGAGUGCAAGAGCUUGUCAUGUGUCAGCUCCAGGCUGAUCAAGAACAAUGAGUACAUCUUCAGAGUUCGUGGAGUCAACAAGUUUGGACCUGGUGUUCCACUGGAAUCUGAGCCUGUCAUUGCUCGGAAUGCUUACACCUUCCCCUCCCAGCCGGGCACACCAGAGGCCACAGCAGUGGGUAAAGAACAUAUCAUCAUUGAGUGGUUGAAGCCGGAAAGUGACGGAGGCAGUGAGAUCAAAAACUACAUCGUAGACAAACGGGAGAAAAGCAGCACGAGGUGGACACGAGUCAAUAAGACUUACACCAUCUACGAUACACGUUUAAAGAUCACUGGUCUACUGGAAGGAAGUGAGUACCAGUUCAGAGUGACGGCCAUCAAUGCAGCAGGAGACAGCCAGCCCAGCGAUGCCUCGUCAUACAUUCUCUGCAAAGACCCAACAUACACCCCAGCACCUCCAUCAAUGCCUCGCAUCACAGACACAACCAAGCACAGUAUCAGCAUGACCUGGACCAGGCCCAUGUAUGACGGUGGCUCAGAUGUCACAGGUUAUGUGGUUGAAAUCCUGGAGGAAGGUUCUGAGCAGUGGUACCGUGCCACCACAAAGGCUCUCAAGACUAAUGAGUAUGUGGCCGCUGGUCUGGCUGCAAACAAGAAAUACAGAUUCAGGGUGGCAGCUGUAAACAACAAUGGCACCGGAGAAUUCAGUGAACCCAGCGCUGAGACCGAGCCACUAGAGAAAAUUGAAAUUCCUGACCUGGAACUAGCUGAUGACCUGAAGAAGACAGUUUGUCUUCGUGCUGGAGGAACCUUGCGAUUGUUUGUGACUGUUAGCGGCCGCCCAACGCCAGUGGUGGCCUGGAGAAAGACAGGGGUGGAGCUACAGAGCCGAGGCUACAUUGAGACAACAGAUAGCUACACCAUGCUCAUUGUGGAGAAGGUUGACCGGUACGACUCUGGAAAAUAUGUUGUGGAGGCUGAGAAUCCAUCGGGCAAGAAGACUGCCACGAUCUUAGUCAAAAUCUAUGACACUCCUGGUCCUCCAGGUUCUGUGAAAGUGAAGGACUAUACCAAGGAAUCGGUUGUCAUCGUUUGGGACGUCCCAAGCAUUGAUGGUGGCGCCCACGUCAGCAACUACAUUGUAGAGAAGCGUGAAGCUAACAUGAAGUCUUACAAGACUGUCACCACAGAGUGUAGAAAGACUCUGUUUAGGAUUACUGGCCUGGAAGAGGGCAUGCACUACUUCUUCAGAGUCCUGCCAGAGAACAUCUAUGGCAUUGGCGAGCCCUGCGAAACAUCUGAUGCUGUCCUGGUGUGUGAAGUACCUUCAGUACCUCUGAGCCUCCAGAUCAUUGAUGUCACAAAGUCCUCUGUUACUCUGCACUGGGAAAAACCACUGCAUGAUGGUGGCAGCAGACUGACAGGCUUUGUUAUUGAGGCCUGCCAAGUUCCUUCAGACAGGUGGAGCACUGUGGCAACUGUCAAAGCCUCUGUUUCACAGCACACCAUUCAGUCACUAACAGAGAAUGACCAGUACUUGUUCAGGAUCCGAGCCAGUAACAGUAGAGGAACCAGUGAGCCUAUGGACAUGGUCACACCUGUCACCAUCCAGGAAAUCAAAGUGAUGCCAAAGAUAGACAUAACCGGCAUUCCUCAAAAGAUUGUCCAUGUAACCCGUGGUAAACCCAUUGACCUCAACUUGCCCAUUAAGGCAAAACCACAGCCAGUCUGCUCGUGGUUCUUUGGUGGUGUAAAGCUGAAGGACACCUUGGAUCGUAUCAAAAUAGAAAGCAAUGGCAAAUACACCCAUCUUGUUAUCCGCGAGACCACCAUUGAUGACACAGGAGACUAUAUGUUGGAGGUAAAGAAUUCCCUUGGUGUCGCAAGUGAAGUCAUCAAGGUCAUCAUCCUUGACAAACCCGGCAUACCAGUUGGUCCUAUGAAGAUCGUUGAGGUUGACGGUGUGUCAGUAACUGUUAGCUGGGAACCUCCAGAGAAGGAUGGCGGUGCAAACGUCAGCGGCUAUGUGGUGGAGCAGCGUGAUGCCCAUCGGCCCGGCUGGAUUACCAUCUCAGAAUCAGUGACAAGACCUUGCUUCAAGUUCACUAGACUCUCUGAGGGAACCGAGUAUGUGUUCCGCGUCGCUGCCAUGAACCGCUUUGGUGUUGGUGGCUUCCUGCAGUCGGAAGUGGUGGAAUGCAAGAGCACCAAGACCAUCCCUGGACCGCCAAGCAGACCAGAGGUGCUUGAUGUUACUCAUGAGGGCAUGACCCUGACUUGGCAUCCGCCGGAGGACAACGGUGGCUCGACUAUAGCUGGCUAUAUCGUUGAGCGCAAGGAACCCCGUUCUGAUAGAUGGUUGAGGAUCAACAAGAACCCUGUAACUAUGACUAGGUACCGUUCAUCUGGUCUGAUUGAAGGCCUAGAGUAUGAGCACCGCGUCACUGCAAUUAACUCCAGAGGAACAGGCAAACCCAGCGAGAGCUCUCCCAUCACUGUUGCCAUGGACCCCAUAGAACCACCAGGUCCUCCAAUUCAGCCAAGAGUCACAGACACCACCAGAACUUCUGUGUCUCUGGCCUGGUUGCCUCCUGAGGAGGAAGGUGGCUCUAUUGUCACUGGUUACCUGAUUGAGAUGCAGAAAGUGGAUCAGGUGGAGUGGACCCUGUGCAAUACAACACCUACCAAGAUGUGUGAGUACACCCUGACGCACAUGCCCCAAGGUGCCGAGUACAAGUUCAGAGUCAUCGCCUGUAAUGCUGGUGGCACUGGAGAAGCUGCAGAGAUUCCUGGAGUGGUUAAAGUCCAGGAGAUGCUCAAUUACCCUGAAUAUGAGCUUGAUGCUAAAUACGAAGAGGGCUAUGUUGUGCGGCAAGGAGGAGUCGUCUGCCUGUCUGUGCCCAUCAAGGGUAAACCCAUUCCUACCUGCAAAUGGACCAAGGAUGGCCGGGAUAUCUCCCACCGGGCUAUGAUUGCCACCCAUGAUGAUAUAACAGAGCUAGUCAUCAAGGAGGCACACAAGGACGACACGGGUACCUAUGACCUGGUGUUGGAAAACAAAUGUGGCAGAAAAGCAGUGUACAUCAAGGUGAAGGUAAUCGGGCGUCCUGACGCUCCAGAGGGACCUCUAGAGUUUGAUGACAUUCAGGCCAGAUCAGUUCGAGUCAGCUGGAGGUCUCCGUCAGACGAUGGUGGCUCAGACCUUCUGGGAUACAUCGUAGAGAGGCGAGAAGUCCCCAAGGCUGCUUGGUACACAGUGGAUGCUCGGGUCACAGAGAACUCCCUGACCGUGAAAGGCCUUAAAGAAAAUGUGCAGUACCACUUCAGGGUCUCAGCUGAGAACCAGUUUGGUGUGAGCCGGGCUCUAAAGUCUGAGGAGUCUGUCACACCAAAGACACCACUAUGCCCACCGGAACCUCCUAGCAAUCCUCCAGAGAUCAUGGAAGUUGCUAAGUCCUCUGUGUCACUGUCUUGGGCACGUCCCCGGGACGAUGGUGGCUCUCGUGUCACAGGAUACUUUGUUGAGAGGAGGGAAGUUUCGACAGAGAAGUGGGUUCGCCACAACAAGACUCACAUCACCACCACCAUGUACAACGUCACUGGCCUUAUCCCCGAUGCAGAGUACAUGUUCAGAGUUGUGGCUCAGAAUGACGUCGGACAUAGUGAGCCAGGGCCUACAUCCGAGUCAGUGGUCUGUAAAGAUCCAUUUGACACACCCAGCCAACCAGGAGAGAUUGACAUUAUAUCCGUCACCAAAGACUGCAUAACCAUCCACUGGUUGCGUCCUGAUUUUGAUGGGGGCAAGGAGAUCCUGGGUUACUGGAUUGAGUUCAGGCAAGCUGGUGAAAGUGCCUGGAAGAAGUGCAAUAAAGAGCGCUCCAAAGACCGUCAGUUCACCAUGGGUGGCCUGAUGGAGGCCACAGAGUACGAGUUCAGAAUCUUUGCAGAAAAUGAAACUGGAUUCAGUAGGCCUCGUCGCACUCCCAUGGGCAUCAAGACUAAGUUGAGCGUUGGUGAGGCUCCAGCUCUGAAGGAAGACAUCCAGGAUGUAACAACCAAGCUUGGAGAGUCUGGCACCCUGUCCUGCUGCAUCAUUGGCAGACCUCUGCCUGAGAUCAAGUGGUACCGCUAUGGCAAGGAACUGAUUCAGAGCCGCAAGUACAAGAUGAGCUCAGAUGGACGCAACCACUCCCUCAGUAUCCUGACAGAUGAGCAGGAAGACGAGGGUCUGUACACCUGUAGAGCCAUCAACGAAGCUGGAGAGAUUGAGACCAGUGGCAAACUGCGGCUACAGGCGGCACCUCAGUUGCACCCCGGAUUCCCAUUGAAAGAGAAGUACUAUGCUGGAGCUGGCACCAGCCUCCGCCUCCACGUUGUCUACAUUGGACGCCCGAUUCCCCAGAUUAUGUGGUUCUAUGGCAAGAAGCCUCUGAACCCAUCUGAGAACGUGAUUAUUGAAAACACAGAGAGCUACACCCACCUGGUGGUGAGGAACGUCCAAAGAAAGACCAAUGCUGGCCGUUACAAAGUGCAGCUGAGCAACAAGUUCGGAACAGUCGACACUGUAUUACGGGUUGAAAUCCAAGAUAAGCCAUGCAUCCCAGAGGGCCCAUUGGUGGUUGAAGGUCUGCUCAAGAGCUCUGUCAUUAUCAGCUGGAAGGCUCCCAAAGAUGACGGUGGCUCCAUGAUCACCAACUACAUUGUGGAGAAACGCAUGGCCAAAGAAGGAGAGCUGUGGCACCUUGUGUCAUCCUCUGUCUCAGGAACCACAUGUCGUGUACCCAACCUCAUUGAGAGUGCCGGUUACUACUUCCGGGUUUCUGCUCAGAAUCAGUAUGGUGUCAGCGAGGCGCUAGAGAUCCCAUCAGUAGUGAUCAUCAAGAGUCCAUUCGAAAAACCUGGCAUCCCACAGCAGCCCUUCAUCGUCAGUUCCACCAAGGACUCUUGUGUUGUCUGCUGGAAGCCACCGAGCAGUGAUGGUGGAGCUAAAAUCUCUGGUUACUACCUGGAGAAACGUGAGAAGAAGCAGAACAAGUGGAUGUCAGUUACCAGUAAGAAGAUCUCGGAGACCAGCUAUGAGGUCACAGGCUUGAUAGAAGGCUUUGAGUAUGAGUUCCGAGUCAAGUGUGAGAAUAUGGGUGGAGAGAGUGACUGGAGCGACAUCUCUGAGCCCGUUAUUCCCAAGUCUGACCAGUCUCUGCGAGCUCCUGCAUUCAGAGAAGAGAUCCGAGACAUGACAGUCAAAUACCAUGCAAAUGCAACCUUUGUGACCAAGGUCGUGGGCUAUCCUAAGCCUGUGGUGAAAUGGUAUAGAAGUGGCAAGGAGAUCCAGGCAGAUGGAACCAAAAUUAAAGCCCAGGAAUUCAAGGGGGGUUAUUACCAGCUGGUCAUCACUGCUGCUGAUGAGAGUGAUGCCACAGUCUAUCAAGUCAGAGCGACCAACUCUGGAGGAUCCAUCUCCACAACUGCAAACCUGGAAGUGGAAGUUCCUGCCAAGAUUCACCUACCAAAGGAACUCCAAGGAAUGGGAGCAGUCCAUGCUGUUCGCGGUGAUCAUAUCACCAUCAAGAUCCCAAUCUCUGGCAAACCCGAACCAGCAAUUACCUGGCAGAAGGGUCAGGAGAUCCUCUCCAACUCUGCUUAUCACCAAGUCAUCACCACCCGCUCUUUCACUUCCCUGGUCUUCCAGAAGGGAGUGCAGAAGAAGGACACAGGCUACUACAGCAUCACCGCAAAGAAUAGGUUUGGAAUGGACAAACAGACCAUCGAGGUGAGUGUGGCUGACAUACCUGAUGCUCCAAAAGGACUGGUGGUCAGCGACAUAGCCCGGGAUUCCAUUACUCUGACCUGGGAGCCUCCUCCCAAUGAUGGCGGAAGUGACAUCACCAGCUAUAUUGUGGAGAAAUGUCCCACCACAGCUGACAGGUGGAUUCGUGCUGGACAGACUACUGACUGCAGCAUCACCAUCAUCAACAUAUUUGGCAAGACCAAAUAUCAGUUCCGUGUCAUCGCAGAGAACCAGUUUGGCAUGAGUUCUCCAUCUACGCCAACAGAACCCAUCACUACAAAGGAGGACAAGUCUGUGAUUAGGAACUAUGACGAGGAAGUGGAUGAGACCAGAGAGAUUACCAAAGAAGAAGCUCAGUCCUUCAAGGUCAAGUCGCUGUCCUCGAAGUACAUAAUUUCUGAGGAGCUUGCUCGUUGCCAGUUUGGAGUGGUCCACCGUUGUGUGGAGAUUGCUACCAAGAAGACCUUCAUGGCCAAGUUCAUCAAGGUCAAAGGAACUGACCGUGAGCUGGUUCUGAGAGAAAUUGAGGCUUUCAAUGUAGCAAGACACAAAAAUAUUAUCUACCUGCAUGAAUACUUUGAAAGUAUGGAAGAGAUGAUCUUAAUCUUUGAGUUCAUUUCUGGAGUUGACAUCUUCGAGCGUCUUGGAACCAGCAACUUUGAGCUCACAGAGCAGGAGAUUGUCCGCUAUUUAAGGCAGGUUUGCUCUGCGCUGAUGUUUUUGCAUAGUAAUAACUUUGGCCACUUUGAUAUCCGUCCAGACAACAUUGUCUACACUACAAGGAAAAGCAACAUCGUAAAGAUUAUUGAAAUGGGCCAGGCUAGGUUGCUGGUACCUGGUGAAAACAUCAGAAUGCUUUUCUCAGCUCCAGAGUAUUGCGCCCCUGAGAUUCACCACCAUGACUUAGUGACAACAGCCACAGAUAUGUGGUCUGUGGGCGUGAUGGCCUACAUUCUACUUAGUGGUCUGAAUCCUUUUGCAGCAGAAUCCACGACACAAAUGAUUGAGAAGAUCUCCACCUGUGAGUAUGUCUUUGAUAGUGAAGCAUUUAAAGACAUCAGCCUGGAGGCUAUGGACUUUGUAGACAGACUUCUUGUCAAGGACAGGAAGCUUCGUAUGACAGCCCAUGAGGCAUUGGAACACCCUUGGCUCAAGAUGAAGAUUGAACAUGUCAGCAACAAGGUCAUUCGGACAUUAAGACACAGAAGGUACUACCAGUCUGUAGUCAAGAGAACGGAUACGAUUGUCUCAUCAGCUCGUGUUGCCUAUGGUGGUGCCUUCAGAAGCCAGAGAGGAUUGUCCGUGGGCAAAGUGAAGAUCGGUACUGAGUACCAUGGUCUACGUGCUGGCCCAGUCAUGCAUUGCUCUGCUGAGGAAGGUGGCCAUGUUAGAUUCACCUGUAGCAUUGCCAACUUUGAUCAAAGCACGCAGGUGACAUGGUACUUUGGAAACCGCCAAUUACACCCAAGUCCCAAGUACGAGAUUACAUACAGCAGCGGUUUUGCGAGCAUGUAUGUGAAAGACAUUGAAGAGUGUGACGAUGGUGUUUAUAGAUGCAAGGUUCUGAGCGACGAUGGCGAAGAUAGUGCUUAUGCUGAACUCUUUGUCGAGACCGUAAGGUCCAUAAGGGAACACUAUGUCAGCCGUUCCAUCAAGAAACUGAGAAGGAGGGUUGAAAAAUCCCUACUCCUCUACAGGCCACCAGAGUUCACAUUGCCGCUGUACAAUCGCGCAGCCUACAUUGGCGAAGAUGUGCGCUUUGGUGUCACCAUUACUGUCCACCCCGAGCCUCAUGUUACAUGGUUAAAGAACGGAGAGAGAAUCAAGCCUGGAGAUGAUGACACCAAGUACACUUUCACAAGCGAUAAAGGUCUCUACCAGUUGAUGAUCCACAACCUUGAUACAAGUGAUGACGCCGAAUACACUGUCAUGGCAAACAACAAGUUUGGAGAAGAUAGCUGCAAGGCCCGCCUCACUGUGACGCCACAUCCUGUAACAGAGGAAACUAUGAGGCCUACAUUCAAACGUUUGCUGACUAAUGUUGAAUGCACAGAAGGAGAGAGCAUCCACUUUGAUGUCAGAGUGUCUGGAAUCCCCACACCUUCUCUGAAAUGGGAAAAGGAAGGCCAUCCUCUCCAGGUUGGUCCUAAGAUAGUUGUCAUACAAGAGGACGUGGACCAUUAUGUCCUGUACAUCAGAGAGACACUACUUGAAGACUCCGGCGUCUACAAAGUGACUGCAACCAACUCUGCUGGCUCUGUGAGUUGCCAGGCAACCCUAAAGAUUGACCGCCUCACAUACACCAGAAGAGAGUACAAGAGCGAGGAGGAGAGAUGCAGACACAUCCAGAUGCAGAUUGAGAAGACCAACAAGAUGGCUCAGCAGAUUGUCGCCACAGAGGAGCUUGUUCCACUCAACCCGACAGCCCAAGAGGCUUUGAAAUUCGCCGCAGACAUGUACAAGCCUGCGGUCAGCACCAAAAACGUUGAGGGCGAGUUUGACAUCACGGUGGUGAAAUCAGAGACCAAGAAACUAGAAGAAGAGCGAAGGAUGUUCAUGCCUUAUGAGAUCCCCGAGCCUGUGGUUCAUGACCCCAGAGCUCUGGAUGAAGACAAAGUUAUCAAACAAUUUGUUCCACUCUCUGACAUGAAGUGGUACCGAAAAUUGAAAGACCAAUAUAUGAUUUAUGACAGGACGGAAAGGAUUGUGCAAAAACGACAACGGCGAAUUCGUUUGUCCAGGUGGGAGCAAUUCUACGUAAUGCCUCUUCCCAGAAUCACAGACCAGUACAGACCAAGAUGGCGGAUUCCAAAAAUGACAUUAGAUGAUCUGGAGGUUGUCAGACCUGCCCGCCGUUCACCGUCUGUCGAGUCAGAGAUUUCAUUCAGAUCUCGGAGAAGAUCUUUGGGUGAUCUGAGUGAUGAGGAGCUGCUCAUGCCUGUGGAUGACUAUCUGUCUACAAGAAGAACUGAGCAAGACAAGAUGAUGCUGGAAGAUGAACUGGAACUCGGGUUCUCGGCCUCCCCUCCAUUAAGUCCAGUUCGCGUUGAACGGCGUGCUGUGCAGCGCGAAACAAGGUUGCAGGAGGUCAGGCAGGAAGCUAUGGAGGUCACAGAGACAAAGAAAAAACGUACCAUAUCUCAGUUUAUGAGGAGGAGGCGCUCGCUGUCCCCUACAUACAUUGAGUUGAUGCGUCCGGUCUCUGAGCUGAUCCGUCCCGUUCGCACACAGCCAGCUGUAGACAUAGAAGGCGAGGUCAUAGAGAGGCGAUCCCCGACACCUGAGAGAACACGUCCCCGCUCUCCCAGCCCGAUCAGAUCUGUGGAGAGGUCAUCUCGUUCCUCCUCUCGGUUUGAGCGAUCUGCACGCUUUGACAUCAUGUCUCGCUACGAAGCCAGAAAAGCAGCUCUGAAGUCUGAGAGGAAAUACCAGGUUGUUAGUCAAACACCAUUCAGCUUGGAUCACGCUCCCCGUGUGACAGUCAGGAUGCGUUCUCACCGUGUGCCAGUCAGCCAUGACACCAAAUUCACUUUGAAUAUUCAAGCCAAGCCAGAAGCCGAUGUGAAAUGGCUCCACAAUGGAACUGAGAUUUGUGAAAGCAGUGAAAAAUACGUAUUUAGCAACAUGAGCGGCGUUUUGACCAUCGCCAUCUUGGACUGCCAAGAAGAGGACAGUGGUACAUAUCGCUGUGUUUGCUCCAACUCCAGGGGAGAAGCUUCAGACUAUGCCACCCUUGAAGUAUCAGGCGGUGCCUACACAACCUUCUCCUCCCGUCGCAAGGAUGAGGAAGUUCCUAAAGUGUAUGUCCCUGAAGUCACUCGAAUUGAUCACUAUCACACCUCCCAUUUCAAAACUGGCUAUGAAUCCCACACCCACCUGGAAGUGGAAGAGAGUAAGACUAAGCUCACUGAGACACGAGAGGUUACCACGAGGGAACGAUAUGGGACUUCCUCUGAAAGAUACUCAUCUGCUGAGCGGUAUGAACCAUCCAUCAAGUAUGCCUCUACUGAGUACUUGUCAUCUGCCUCCUCCUACUCCUCAGACAAGUUUUCUUUGACUGAAAAGUAUGCCGCGGCGGAAACUAAGUCAAAGUAUUCUUCUACUGAUAAGGUCACAGUCCAAAAAGUGAAGCCCUCUGUCCCAGCCAGAAUCCUCACCAAGCCCCAGUCUCUGACUGUAGAAGAAGGCGAAACAGCCCGAUUCUCCUGUGAUAUUGAUGGAGAGCCUGCACCAUCUGUAAUCUGGAUGCAUGAGCGUAGGACCGUAGUAUCCUCCCACCGUGUUCUUGUCAGUACCACUCAGUACAAGUCCAGCCUGGAGAUUUCCUCUGUUACUUCCUCGGAUGAGGGCAGUUACACAGUCAUUGUAGAGAACUCAGAUGGUCGGCAAGAGGCUCACUUCACUUUGACCAUCCGCAGACCAGUUUCCAAAGAGGUCAAGGGCAUCAAGUCCCCAGAGCCAUCUUUGUCUGAGACCUCGCCUGUUCCGAGUGUCAAGGUGCCAGAACCUAGCAUCAAGUCCCCUACUCCCAGUGUGAAGUCACCAGAACCUAGCAUCAAGUCCCCUACUCCCAGUGUGAAGUCACCAGAACCCAGCAUCAAGUCCCCUACUCCCAGUGUGAAGUCACCAGAACCUAGCAUCAAGUCCCCUACUCCCUGUGUGAAGUCACCAGAACCUAGCAUCAAGACCCCUACUCCCAGAGUGAAAUCACCAGAACGCGGCAUCAAGUCCCCUACUCCCAGUGUGAAGUCACCAGAACCCAGCAUCAAGUCCCCUGCUGCCAGUGUGAAGUCACCAGAACCCAGCGUCAAGUCCCCUGAGCCCUUGAUUAAAUCACCAACUCCCGGUGUGAAGUCACCAGAACCAGGUGUCAAGUCACCAGUUCCGAGUGUGAAGCCAACAGGUCUGAAGUCACCAACUUCUGGAAUUAAAUCUCCUGAACCAGAGGGAGUUAAAUCUCCCAGGGGUAUAAAAUCUCCUGAUCCAGGACCUAAGUCACCACCAUUAAUCAAAUCUGCUGAGAGGAUGAAGUCACCUGAAGCUGAGGAAGUAAAGUCAGUUCGAGGAGUCAAAUCCCCUGAACCCGCAGGAAUUAAAACACCUCGAGGCAUCAAGUCCCCGGAACCUGCUGCCAUCAAAACAUCAAGAGGAAUAAAGUCUCCAGAACCAUCCGGCAUCAAGUCACCAAGGGCUGUGAAGUCACCAGAGCCUGAAGGAGUCAAAUCUCCUUCCAGAAUGAAAUCUCCACCACCCAUACUGUCACCUAAGAGGGUCUUGUCACCCCCUACUGUCAAAUCUGCAAUCCCGAAGCCACCCAAAGUCAUCAGUCAGCUCGCUGCUGAGGCCUUUGAAGACAUGGUGAAGAUGUCAUGUGUGUGUGAGAGUAGCGUCACAGAGGUGUCAUGGUAUUUCAACGGAAGGAGGAUUUCGAUGAAUAAUCACUUUGAGAUGCAGUACUCUGAUGGCUCCUGCACCCUCCUCAUACACGACCUGACAGACAGCGACCAGGGAGCAUACAUAUGUGAGAUGACAUCAGAGGGAGGGGUUUCAAAAUCCUCCUUCUCCUUCACUGGUCAGGUGUUCCAAUCCAUUCGCAUGAAGAUCUCAGCAUACCGGGAGCAGCAAAUGACACUUAAAGGAUCCGCGAUGAUCAGUCACAAGGAGUCAUCCUCGUCCAGCUCAUCCUCAAUGAUGAAGAGAGAAGUCCGCACCAUGGAAGAAUCUUCUUCCUUUUCCUCAUCAGCCCAGCAGGCGAUGAUGUCCUCUAUGAUGGAGUCCAGCUCCUUCAGCGGCAUGGCCGCCGAGAUGAAGUUUGAGACCAUGUCCAUGUCCAGCAUGUCCUCCAUGACCUCAGAGACAUACGCCCAGAGCUCCAGCAGCCUCACAGAAAUGUCCUCGCGCAUGGCAGGAUCCUCCUUCAGGGCCAUUGGAUCUGCUCCCAGAAUCGAGGCGGUGCCAGAGGACAUCAGCAUUGAGGCUGGCAAAGUCUUGACGGUGGCGUGUGCCUUCUCAGGCGACGCCAAACACAUCGAGUGGUCUCGCGGAGGCAAAAUAAUUGAGGUGUCAUCCAGCGGUCGCUUCCACAUCGAGACCACAGAGGACCUCACCACUCUCAUCAUCACCGGUGUGAAGAAGGAAGAUGCUGGAACCUACACCCUCAAACUGUCCAACGAGCUUGGAUGUGACACCGCCACCGUUCAAAUCAGCAUUCGAUCGGUGUAAAAGAAAUAUAUAUAUAUAUCGAAGAAUAUUCUCAUGACCCACUUUACCCUUUUUUUGUCUGUUUAUGAUUUGAGCUAACUAUUUGACUCCUUAAAAACCUAAGAUUUAUCUUCUUGUAAAUAUGAACUAUUUUUGUACCAAACGUGACGUUCAUUGAUGCCAAAUUGAAGUCUCACCUUGAUGACACUUUUGCAGUGACAUGUACAUAAUGUAUAUAGCCGGAUUUCACGGUUAUGAGAAAUGUAUGCAUUGUUAUUUAUGACAAUAGUAUGAAGUUAAAGAAGCAAACCAAAUAUGGUUUAACUGGAGAAAGUUCUACGUGGAACGAAUACCCUGUUAAACAGAGAAACUAAACUGUGUGCCUCAACGCUACGUUGAAGUCUAAGAUUGCCUCAGCAGGUAGAGCUUCUCCCUGCUGACGUUAACUCAACUUGAGACAAAAACACGAGUACGAGAUCCUGAGUGCUGUUUGCGUCUACCCUCACGUAAGCAGCACAACUGGACCUCGUGUCGCGAUAGACUAAGUCGUACUGCCAUUUUGAUGACACGCUCACAGUGCGAGCGGCCUGCGCUGAUUGAGCAUGUGUUUGUUUUGAUGUCAGUGCUCCGCCUAUGACUACGAGCGCCCGUGGGGACCCUCCUCACCCACCACCAACCUGGCCAAUCACAUGUGGAGAGUCCUUGCUGUGCUCGUAGCCAGAGGCGGAGCUUCCUCUUGGAGGUCUGCAGCGUGUUUGUGUGUUAGUGAUUAGACGUUGACCUGUCAAUCUAGUUGAUGAGCGCUGCCAAAAGCCAUCGGCGGCGCAAGCGAGGAUCUCCUCGUGUCAAGCUCAUCUUUGUGCUUUGAUUUGAUUGACUUAAUGAUUUUAGGCUGCCUCCUUGAGUUUUUCCCCAUUAUUGAUUCAAUAAAGUGUGAUUAUCAGCACAGCAAA
Messenger RNA from Doryrhamphus excisus (bluestripe pipefish), 99859 nucleotides. The record is from RefSeq and is a predicted model, not a curated record. Lineage: Eukaryota; Metazoa; Chordata; Actinopteri; Syngnathiformes; Syngnathidae.